GAAUUUUCACGCAAGCAAAGGGAAGGGUUUUCUUCAGCUGAAACACCAACUUCCUGCUGUGGGCAUGUUUCCAUGGUAAUACUUCCUGUGGCUUUGAUGGAAAGAGGUAGUUUGGCUUUUGAGGAUGCCGAGGACUUGUCAGAUCAGGGGUGGUGCUUUUUUUUUUUUUUUUUACACCACUUUAGAAAUGCUGUGAUCCGAACGAUGAAACAUUGAAACGAUAUACGUUGGGAUGGAGGGGAAAAUGAAAUAUCUGGACGUUCCUAAUGGGCGAUUGGUGAGUCACUAUACACUUUAGAAGUUGACAAUAAGUGCAGGUGUGUCAUUGAUUUGCAAGCAGAUGUCUACCCAAUUAGACCUUGGUCUCCUAUACAAUGUGGUUUGUCUGCCCACACACUGCUAAACGACCUCUUUAAUGAAAAUUAUUCUCACAGUACACUGAGCUAGGAAAAGCAUUUGAGGGAUUCUUUCUUGCGUGUUAACCAUUUUAAAUAUGAAACUGUAUUUUCUUUUUUUUUCUUUUUUUUUUUUUUUAUGUAGAACGUUUGCAUGCCAGAGACUUCUUGUAUGUUUCGUGCUGUAAUCUAAAUAUAAAAAUGUAUGCACUGCAAACUACUACAUCAUUUCUUUAAAAGAGUUGUUUGGUUUUAGCAUAUUCAUUUAUGUCUUCCAUCUUUCUAGGUAGGCAAAAAAAAAAGAUAGAUUGCAUUCUUUAACCUAAAAUAAAUUGUGAUGGUGUUCAGGAUUUGUUUGUGUCUUGCUGGUUAAAAUACUUUGUUAAGUAGUACAUGUUUCCCUUAGAUGUAUCUAGAAUUCAGAGCUUCUUUGCUUAAAGAGGAACUGUAAUGUUUGUGUGACAGUUCAAUUUUAGCUCAGCCUUGCAACAUCUGUUGAAGUAGUUAUGGGUGAGAUGUGUGGCUGAAAUUCGAAAGAGACAUAACUUCACUGCACGUCCAAGAGAUAGGUGCUGCUGGUUUACCAGUAGGAACAAAUUGGGCAUCAUUUUCACAUUAUACUUUGUUCAGGAAAUGAUGGGUCAUUUAGCAUUUGCCUGGGAUUCCUGGCUGUAAAUGAACAGCAUUGAGUGUAAUGCAAAUAAAACGGUAUGAAACCAGAAUACAAAUGCAAAAAUAAAUAAAAUUUUAAAAAUAAUAAAAAAAUAUAUUACACACAUGCUAUGGGUUUGAGAUUUAUUUUACAUACCGUAGGGCAGUGGUUUCCAAAACCAUUCCUCAAGGCACGACUACCAGUCCAGGAUUUAGGGUUUACCCAGUUGUGUCGAGGUGUUUUUUUUUUUUCGUUUUAAAAACACCUUAGGCACAACUGGGUAAUCACUGAAUGCUAAACUGGUUGGCGUGUCUUGAGGACUGAUUUGGAAACCAUGGUCGUAGGGCUUUUGUUAUUUGUGUCAGUUUAAAAAAAAUAUAUAUAUAUAUAUUUAUAUAAUAGGAGGCAACUCAAUUCAAGAACAAAAAGCAACAAUGCUUCAAUUACAGUAGUAUAAACAUUUACUAUUUGUUUGUACUUGUUUGUGAUGAACAAAACUUUAUAUAUUUGGGUACUUGUGUUGUCAUGCAUCACUACAUAUUAUGGACUGUGUUUUAAUCUUUUCAUAAGCACAUACUGUAGUACUGUUUUAGAAACACAUUUUUUGGGGGUCAUGAUCAGCUCACAUUGUAUUACUGUGCUUGUUAUUAACUGCAGGCUUAUUUACUAAAGUGGGAAUUGCUGUGAAUUCAAAGUGAAUUUCAGAAAUGUCGGCCAAAUUAUAGAAAAUAUCUUUGUCAGCUAUAUUUUCAGUCUGACUAUUUUGGUCUAUCAUUUUAAAUUUACUUUGAAUUCCUGGCGGUAGUUACUUUUGUAAAUAACCUGCUGGUGUUUCCAUGCCAUGUACAGGGGAUUGUGACGUAGCAUGUCCUAUAAUUUGAGCCAGUGAUUUUUGAGCCAAUUGGUGCAGUUCUUGAUACAGUUGAAUAUAACAUAUUGAUGACAAUCAUGGGUCACUCACCAUUGGUUUUCCUAUCUGUCAUGUGUGUAACAGAAGGGAGACACUCUACAUCAGAUCAUUAAUUUGAAAUUAAAACCCACUUCUGAUUCAUGUCUUCUUUUAAAGUAAGAGCUCACGUGUUCUAUGAUGAAUAAAACCAAUAGAAACCCUAUCAUAUGAUAUACAGAAAUGCAUAUGUAUGUAUUGACAAAAAAACUUCCUGAAAACAAAUCAACCUUAAUGUAGGUUUGUCAACAUAGCAGAUCCAUGUGAUUGCCUCCUUAAUCGUUACAAUAAAAUCUAGCCUCUUCUCCCGAUGGUUCUAAAUAUAUGUGGGCACGAGGCAGGUCUUCUCUAAUGUUUUGCCUGGUAAGCAGAGAAACAAUAAAUCUCCAGCUGUUGAAUGAUUUGAAUUCUUCUGGAAGUGCGCAUGUCAUCUAAUUAACAAUGAUAUAUUAUAUAGAGGAUGCCAUUUUUAAAAGACAGAUAAUGAGGCUAUUGAGGGCAUUGAAUGUUGGAAAUCCUAAGUAGUUGUAGGACUAGAUUUUCUGGCUUAAAAGCUUGAAAGUUGUUCCAUGGCAGCUACUCCUUAGCCAUCCUUUUUUAAAAGGUUAGGCACAAAACCAUUUAGUGGCAAAGGAGUAAAUGGGUGGCAAAAAGACCAAGAAUUUAAUCAUAAGAUUAAAUUAUAUGGCCUAUUACAUUCCAUAAUUCCAUAAUGUGUUAUAGAAAAAAAAAGAGAGAGAAAUAAAACAUUCAUUUGUAAAUGUUUAGCUGACUUAGGGUUAACAACGAAACAUUAUUAAAUUCUUGGGUUUUUCAGGAACCAACUCAGAGAUUCAGCCCAGAUGAGCAACCCCCAGCAACACCCCAUGAGAGGAACAAUCAUUUUAUUUUAUAAUUUCAUGGAUACUGGGCAUCCCUCUACUAAAGUGAUGGACCAUAUUUAGUUGUUUUUGAAGAAGGAAUGUUUGUUUUACUGCUAUGCUAAUGUGCUUUGUCCGCCUUGGCAUGGAAAAUGAUAUUGGAUAUUCUCUGGAUUCUACUGAAUGGAGCGUAAGAUUAUUUCUUUGUGUAUAAGGGGUGAGGAGAAGGUGAGGAACAUUAAACAGCCCCCCCCCCCCUUUAGUAGAAGUAAACCCCAAUUCACAUUUCAGGGUAAGGAGGAUGCUGCAAGUGGGCAUGGAGAGCAUAGGGUGCAUCUCAGAUAUGAACUCUACUGUUGGUGGUACUGGUCAGAUAUGCAAACAGUAUACAGUCCACUCUGUAAUGGCACAUGAAUGAAUGUCAAGUCACAUUUGAGCAAUGCUUUAAUAGAGCUGUUUAACAGUAUACAAGAUUAGUCUUACAAUUUAAUGGUGAUCAUAGUCUCUGGAUUAAGACUAAUGGUCUUAAUGUGUAGUUACGUUUCAAGGGUGCAAGUUGAGGAUUAGAAGUCUUAACAUUAGUAUGGAUUUGGUGACCGUGAUGUGUAUACAACUCAGUGUCCAUGUCUCUAUGUAUACUGCUAUUCUAAACAUUCUAACUAUCACUCUAAUGAUACCAUUCUAACAUUACUUUAAAGAUAGCCUUCGCUUUACCUUUUUAACCUUUUAUAAAGUAAAUGUUAACCCCACAGUUAGAGCACGUUUUACCAUAUCAAUGUGAAAAUAUUGUGAGCAGAGAAGGAGUAAGGAGCAAGUUACCAGUUUGCCCCUCCAUUCUUCAUAUAGAUGACAGUAAAUGUGACAAAGCAAAUUUACGGUUUUGGGUCCCGUGUGUAACCCCUGGGCCAAUGGCAAUUGCCUUAGGUUACCUUAUGCUUACUCCUGUUCUGUUAGUGAGGUUAUGUUGAGAUACCACUUUUGUAAGACAUAUGUGCUCUUAAGCAGCACAGCAGCACAAAAGGCGGGUUUUCCAUGUCUCUUGCAAAAACAUAUUUUUUAUUUAAAACAUAUUGGUGUAAAAAAUGCUUUGUUAGUUGGCUUUGAAAGCAUAAUAAUGUAAGCAGAGUCCAUUACUCACCUUUAAUAACACAACAGACCAGGUUUUAUUCUGGGGUUUUUCAGAGUGUCUUCGUAAGUUAAUGCUUUAGUCAGGCUCACUGUAUACCUCUGACUUCCCAGUUAUCCCUUCUGUGGCUUUGUUUCCAUCAGGGGAAAAACAAUUGGACAGUUCCUGGCUGCUUAAAGUGCUUGUAUUUCUCCCACUCUGCACUUAUCUCAAAAUUGGGGGAUACCAUUUUAAUUGAAACUGGAAGAUAUUGGUAGAUGUAUGAAUAUUUAAAAUGUAACCCUCUAAGAACAGGACCUGACUGGCAUAGAUGUGCUUUGAAAGAGCUCACCCUCCAAUAUUGCUGUUUUAAUUGCCUUUUUUUGCUCUAAUCACAAGAUUAGUAGAGACAUACCUGAUUUCCACCCGGGCUGGUCCACCUUAGAGUGGUUGACAACCAUAUUUUUUUAUAUUUCAUAUUAACAGAAUCCUCCGCUAAACACAGUGUGGCCUAGGUAAUGCACCAGACGGGAGAGGCAGUCAAACUCCUAGCCUGAAAGAACCUGAAUCCCCAGGGCAUCAUCUUGGUGCCACAUUUUCUCUCCCUUUGAACCAGUGGGGGUGAUCCCGGUCUACAACUUGGAGGCCUUCUUAUGGAGUUGCCAUAAGAAUCGACAGACACAGCGUCCUAUUCAACGUGGUAGAUGCCUCAUGUUCCUCUGACUACUGCAGUGACAAUUCUACCAUUAUGUCCAAGAAACUCUUCACAGAUUUUUGUGGAAAACUAAACACCCGUCUUCACCAAUCUGCCUUCACAAGGCAUGUGAAGGCUUUCCAUUAUUGAAUGUCUUCACAAGGAGGUUUCUCGAGUGGCUGUAUACUGUGGCAGUCAUUUGAGGCCUCCUGACUGACAAAUAGAGGCUUCUUGACUGACAUUAACUGUAAGUGGCCACUUACCUCAGAAUCCACUACUAAGAACCCAGUGCGAGUCUGUGGCUACAACUCAUGGGCAGGCUUGAACAUGGCAGUGGCAACUAGAGCAGUGAUCUCCAUCCCAAUCCUCAUGGACCACAAACACUCCAGGUUUUGGCAGAGUGUCAGUUGGAAUAAAACAGGGAAAUACAUAAAUCCAGGAUUACUGGUGGGCCACGAGGACUGGGUUGGAGACCACUGAACUAGAGCACCUCACAUUAGAGAAAGCUGAGGAGAGCCCUUCAUCAGGCCUCAGUCCCUGUGAGACAGCUUUGGAAUAUACCAGGAGGCUGGAGUACCUGGAGGGACAUUGAUGCCAUCAGUGGGUCUAUCUCAUCACCCAAUUGGAGACCACAUCUAUGCCUAAAGAUUAUCUUUCUAAUGAGAGGGGAGGCUAUAGGCUGAUCUUGGUUUUGGGACUAGGGCUCUUGUUGACAUCUUGUCACUUAUCUGUAUUUCUACAAAACAGUUAAUGUAGUGAAAUAGUUGUUCUUGUUCGCUUUAUUGAUCUACCUGAUAAAUUUUAUAUUAUUUAGUCUGCCUCUUUUUAAUCCUCUGUGCUCCAUUACCUUGGCCAUACACAAUUAUUUGGCCAUUUCAAAGGCCUCCUUGGUGUAUUAUGAUGUCUGAUACUUGGCUGGAUAAGCAUUUUCCCACACACUUCCUAUCUUCUUACAUACAAUAUUGUGCAGAUAUUUAGCCAUGCAAUACUUGAAAUCUCUUCUUGUUCUAUAGAAGUCAUACCCAUUGUUGUAUUGUUUUAACCAUUGCACACAAAAAUAACCCUACAGUUAGGAAAACUCACUAGGGCCUUUUGAUAUGGUCUGUCAGAAUGAUAAGCUUAAAUAGAUCGCUUAGAUUGAGCACGGUCAGUUCAGAAGCUUGAUGGAUUUUGGCUUUUACACAUGGAGCUUCUGUUUUCACUUUAUCUCUCAUCUAACUGUACUAUUUCCCUCUAUCUUUACACACAUCUUUUCACUGCAAAUUUCUCCGAUUCACAGAUAUAUACAGGUUCUUUAUAUAGAGACAGCAUUCUCAUGUGAGAGUUAAAGGAACACUAUAGUCGCCAGAACAACUCCAGCUUAUUGUAUUUAUUCUGGUGAGUAGAAUCAUUCCCUUCAGGCUUUUUGCUAUAAACACUAUUUUUUCAGAGAAAAUGCAGUGUUUACAUUACAGCCUAGUGAUAACGUCACUGACCACUCCUUAGAUGUGCUUCCUGGGGUAGUGUUGCACAGUGUGCAGCCCUGCCAUUCAGUGUCUCCACCCCCUGCAUGCAGACACUGAACUUUCCUCAUCGAAAUGCAUUGGUUCAAUUAAUCUCUAUAAGGAGAUGCUGAUUGCCCAGGGCUGUGUUUGAAUUGUGCUGGCUCUGCGCCUGACCUGCCUCUUUCACAGUCUCAGCCAAUCCUAUGGGAAAGAACUGUGAAUGGCUCAGACCACCACUUCUGAUGAUGUCCGCAAACAGCAGGCAGGUCAAAAGGCAGACAGGGGCAGAACCAGCUGCUGCAGACUUGAAUGCAAGUAAGAUUUUACUAUAUUUAGGGAUUGUGGUUUUAACACUACAGAGUCAGGAAUACAUGUUUGUGGUCCUGACCCUAUAGUGUUCCUGUUUGUAUACAAUCAGGAACUGUUAUUUAAUAUAUAUAUACAGAAAAGUCACUAUUUCUGUUUUUUGGUCUGCCGUUAUUAUAGUAUCUGAGAGUAGAUAAAUGUGUAUACAAUCCAUUGGAGACAGAAACUCAGCUAUCAAACUCUCCAUUAUAUUAAGUGACAUAAUUAAAGAAAUAAGAAGCCCUUUUAAUGACUCUGUAGAUAAUUUCAUUAUUAUUUGUCUUUUCUCCUGUUGUAAUUGAUUUCAUAUGGGUGGAUUUACAUUUUUAAUAUUCUUUAUUUUUGUUGUGCAUAAACAAGAAACAGUCUUGAGUUGCCCCAACGAAGGGUUGAGUGCACUUCCAUUUCCAUUUAUGUUUAUUUGAGUUGCCCCAACGGCAGAAGCAAGAUCAAAAAAUAAAAAACACUUAUCAUAGUCGUAACAGUGAGGCAAUUAAGGUAUAAGCACAAUUUUGUAUACGGACAAGAGAGCACAAAAUAAGGCACAUCAGUAAACCUUAAAGAGAUAUUAGGCUAUAGUAGAUGUACUUAACACCCUGGUUUGCUAGUAAUUAAUUAUAGGAAUAGCUACAGCAAAUAAUUGCAUGCUUGUUCCCACUGGAACUGUGGAUCUCAGUAAUUAAACGCUCUAUGACCCUGGCAAGGGGGGAAACAAAUGUUUAAAACAACAUAUCAAAAAUAAAGAAAAACAGUAGAGCGACAUGAGGGCCACUUUAGGUAAAAGAUUAUCAAUCUAUACAUGGGUGGAUAGGGCUUCUGGUUGCCUGUGCUGUUAUUAGGGCUCAGCAGUUCAAGAAUCAUCCGGGUUCAGCCUAUUCCCAAUGAGGACAAUCCUGUUGUGUCUCUGGGCAUGUCUAGGACUGUGAAAAUACUGCAAAUUUUUUGCGUUACAUUGAAGUCAGGCUAAUUCACUAGUUUCUGCAUACAGGAUGGUCAAUGUCAGAUGAGUAGCUAGGCAGAUAAAUGUGUCAGAGUGGGACAUGUUGAUGAUAUGCAACUUAUUUGAGUUAAGAAACAAGCUUAAAUUUGCGCAUCUUAUGUAUUGCAUCCUAUGUCAAACUGAGGAUAACUUAUAUAUUUAAUAAACCGCUAGAUUUCAUGCUAGUCAAGCUAUAAAGGGGUGAAACUACUGGUACUGGUGGCUUUGCACUGCUUCCCCUUAACUGACAGGUGGAAAGUUGAGGUUUUCACCCCGAGGACCCCUAAAUUAAGCAAGAUAUGAAAGCCGAAUAAUGCCCCUCCAUGAUAGAAAUUAAAUUUAACACAAACAUUAAAACAAAGUAGAUCCCAUAUAUUAAAAGACCUUGGGUAGGGCAUAAUGAACAUUAGCGGCAACUGAUACAAGCCGGACAACUCCUUGCAGGGUGACUGAACUGUCCUGCUUUGGUCAGACCUACAAACUGGGGUUAAGCACCCUAACUAAAAGGUGUGCACUGGGACACGUUAGAGAACCGUGUGAGUCUCCAUAGUCUCUGUUUAAGUGGUGACCGCUGCGUAGGAGACCAGCGUUGAGCCUUGGGGGAAGAACGGAGUGAUCCUUGCCGGAUCCCAUGUGCAGCUCAGACUCUAGCACUGCUUCUGGGACCUCUCUAACCUUUAGAUUGUGUUUCCGCCUGGAGUCCUCUUGAGUCGCAAAGCAGCGUUCAUACUGCUGAGUCUGCAGCUGCGGGUCAUGCACGGCCUGCUGGAGCAUGGCAAUGCUCUGGGCGUUAGCUUGAGAGUGGGGCCUGUCAGACCUUGUAAGUCGUCUCGUAGCGCUGUAACAUCCGCGAGGAUGUUUUAUUUGCAGGUCUGCCAAUAACUGUGUACUGUGUCGCCUGGUUUUCAUGUGUGCACAGACAGCUCUUAAUGGCACGGAGUGCCCCAGAUAUAGGCAAUAGGCCCUGGGACCCUACCCUGUGUGUAGGCAGUAAAUGGUGUUCAAGAGGCAUGUUGCCCCCACUGAACAUUUUAACAACAGAUUAAAACAAACAACGUAAAACAGAACAAAGUAAAACAUGACCUACGUAGUAUACAUUUGGUGUGUGCUUAUGGGAUGAUGUGUCUAUGGUGUGGUAUGUGUGGGACCUUUCAGGGUGAUGUUCGAGGGAUGGAGGUGGGGAAGAGCGGGUGUUAGGGGAGGGUGGAGGCUGAUUUAGCCGUAGUUGUGUACGUGUUAGCUACAGUUUGGGCUUCAUUUUGGCUUUGUUGGUGCUAGCCUGCUUUUGUGGGCCUGUUUUGUCCUAGUCUCCCCGCCUCUGUGCCGGAUCAUGUCCACAGUGAGCAGGUUCAGCUUCUGGAAGAACGCUUCUCGGCCGUCCGCAGAGGUCAGGGUGUGUGUCUGGGCCCCUCUUUGAAACUGCAGUGAGCCGUCUGCCCCCCAGCAGUAACGGAGCUGUUUAGCAAUUGGUGCAAGCUGCCUCCGGACCACCAGCGCUGCAAAAGGGAUGUCUCCAUAGAUAGCCACUGUAUGACCCUCAAAUUGGAUAUUGGUUAAGUCUCUGGAGCGUGCUAAAAUGGCGGUACAAACAAAGCUCCUAGGUUCAUUAUAGUCGUGAUGUGACAGUCCGUCACAUCACGACUAUAAUGAACCUAGGAGCUUUGUUUGGGGCAGCUGCAGCCUUCCAGAUCCAGAAUGCAGAGAGUACUGUCCCUGGUUCUCUGCUGUCUUUGAUACCCAUUGUGGUAAGUAGCCUCUGUAUAUGGGGCAGCAGGUCAUCCCCGCCGACGCAUUCCGGGAUGCCUCGGAGGCGGACAUUCCUCUUCCUAUGCCUUGCUUCCAGUGUCGUAACGGUCCGGUUCAGCCCUUGGACCUGUUGGAAGAUUUCCAUCAUUUGGGCUUGAGUGGUCUGCUGGGUAUGUUCUCUGUCGCCUUCUUUGGCUUCCAGUGCGUGACUCUUUGCUGGAGGGCCCCCAUCUCCUUGAGAGUUUCUCAGAGGUCGGCCCUCCAAACCUCCCUCAUUUCCAUCAGGAGAUCUCUUAUGUCCCUCUUUGUCACUGGGGAUGAGUUCUCCUCUGACUAAGAGUCUCAAUAGUGAGCCCCCGCUGCCGGUGAGGUAAGGCUCUCCCUGUCAUCGUGUCAGCUCACUGAGGCCUCCUCCUCGCUGUGCGCCAUUUUGGGUCUGAGCCAGUGGUGCAGGCCUUUCAAACGAGAGCCAAAUGUCGGCUAAUUUAUACAUUUCAGGCGGGCUGAAUUUUUUAUUCUUACGCCCCAUUUGGUUUUGGGGGCAGGGAUAGUGUGGUUUUGGUCUCUGAUUGGGAGCCGAAUAGCUCUUUUAGGCCAUGUUUGUAUCAGGUUGGAACAGAGCUCCACAUGCACACGUCUGGUCCGGUAGCUGGUCGGCCCAGAUUUACAUUUUAAGCUUAUCAGGAAUAAAGUUUGUUUUAAAUAUACAUCUGCCAAUCUUACAAUUUCAAUUCAAUUGUUUCCAUCAGUAUCUCUUUUUGAUCCUUUUCAGUCCCAAAUAUUACGUGACCUCUUGUGGGCUACUGUGGCUUCUCUGCCUCACCUUGUAAUCCCAUUGGUUCUAGAUAUGCUCUUGAGGCCUCUGCCGCCUCUGUCAUUUCAUCUGCCUCUCUUUGUUCCCCUCUGCCCCCAGUUGUCCGUUUUGUGGCAUCUCUAGGAUGCCCAUUGCUGACGUCAUGUUAAUUCUUUAGUCAUUAUUAUCAAUCUGAUACUUUGCAGCAACAUUUUUUGUCGUUGUCAGGUGGAGGCUAUAUUACAAAGGAUUGUCAGAAUCAAUAAGCAUAUUAUUAUUAUCAGUGAUUGGUUGCAAUAAGUCAGGAAAUGUUCUAAGGUCCGAACACUAACAUUCAUAGGGAUGGUCACAUUCCUUUCUGAUAAUUGACUUCUCACGUUUGCAGGUCUCCCAACAGUUGAUAAUUGACUCCUCACAUUUGCAGGUCUCCGAACAGUUCCAAUUUAGAUGGUACAUUCUCUAUUUUUUGCAUCCUGCCCCUCCAUCAAGAGCCAGCACAGCGCGAGUACAUAAUUAAACACUCUCGCACUGUGCUAAGGGCCGGCCACGAGGCUGUUUUAGCCACAACACAACUGCAGGAGAUGGAGGGCUCUGCCCUGUAGAACAUAAUCAAUGAUAGGUGUUUAAUAGACAAGAAUGAACUAGGAAAAAUAUUUGCGAUUUCCAUAAAAUUGCAAAUUCUCAAAAACACAAAACGCUAAUUUUUUUUAAUAAAAGAUAACUACGUAUUGCAUUUAUUUGUUCCUUUAUUCCUGCAUAUUUGGGGCAGGAAAAUGUAUAGAAAGAACAUAUGCAAAGAGAGUACAGUGUAAAAUCAUUGUUUGCUUAGGGUUCCAGAAUUACAAGGAUUGACCUAGUGACUAGUCUAGUCUGCACUUUGGAUCCUCACAGCACUAGUAUAUAUGUUGAUAGAACACCCUAAGAUACACAUUUACACACUUUAACAACAUAUUUGAAUGUACGGGUGGAGGACUAAGAGCAUUAUGAUAUGACUUCUUCCAACAGAUGGGAAAUGGAGGAGUUCCAAUGUUUAGCUUUUAGGACUUGACCCCUGCCAGUAAUGUCACUGAAAAGGUUGGGUCCCAAGAUCCCCACUAGCUUUGCCAAUUCUCAGUGAAUGCUUGUUACACUUUAAUGUUGACUUCAGCCUGAUCUACACAAAAUUCAUCCAUUUGGGGAAAAUAUUAUCACUUUUUUUGUUGAGAGUUAAAAAUGAAAGAGGUCCCUUAAUUGUCUUUUUUAGUACAACUACAGUAGUAGCACAAAGUAUGUUUAACGCUUGUGUUGUUUUGGUUUGGUCUUUGCAAGGUAGGCAGGAAGUGCAUGAGUAAUAUGAGAAGAGGCUGAAAAUCAUCACAAUAGACCAAAAGUCUUCACCGUGGUUACAUGGUAUAUGUACCAGGCCUGAUAUUUUCAACAAACUUGGAAUUUAAAGCCAUUCGGUUGACUUCAAUCAUCAUCAGAAUAAUACACUGCUUGAGAGAGUCACUUUUACAUGUGGUACAUCUAAUAUAAGUCAAAAUAAAUUUUUUGACAAAGCAAUGAAAUAUUUUUUUUUUUCAACUAGCUCAAGUUGGGCAGUGGGUAUAAUGCAGUCACAUGCCCUGUCAGUUCUGAUCUGAUCUGAUCUGCUGCCAGAACAUAAUGAACUUGUCACGCAUGCUUCAUUCUAUUUAUAGUUACCAUUUUGUCACGCAUUGUUCAUUGCCUUAGAGAUAAUUCCUGUAAGGUGCGAACAGAGGUCUUCACCCACUCCUCUGGCUCAUAAUAGCCUAUAAAUUCUCAUAUCGGGCCCAUUAAGUGAAAAUGUUAAUAACCAUUAUUUAUAUUAGCUAUUUAAAUUACUUCAUCUUAUCUCUAGAGCCAUGUUUGUUAAUGUGUUUGUAUUUCUUCACCUGAAUGGAUAUUCUGUGAUAGGUUACUUUGCACAGUAAUGAAAUUAUAGACAAAGUGGAAUUCCAAAUGAACAUGUUUAUUCUUAUCAUUGAAGAAAAAAAAAGUAUAUAAAAGUUAAAAAAAAGAUUCCUCAUCUAUCCACUUCUAUGGAAGGUGUUACUAUUGUAGUAAUAUGUACUUAUGUUAACAUGAUCUGCCUUUUGUUUCACUGGGAAGAUUGUGCCUUUUAAGUCCUGUAGUGACAGCAAGUGGGAUAUAAACCUUAGAACAUGGUGUGACUGAUGCUGUGCAAUGCAGGGGUCCAUAAUCUCAGUGCAACACUAGGUUUUGCAGAACCUUAGUCUGUCCCAGAUAGAGGCAACUACACUUAUGACAACUGUUAUAUGCUGAGUGAGGAGCUAGGGAUUAGGAUCACACUGCCUAUAUAUACUAAGCUCCUCUCCCAGCAUAUCACUAAUGGGAAAGGGGCUGAAUUAAAGGGACACCAUAGUCACCUGAACAACUACUGCUUAAUGUAGUUGUUCAGGUGAGAUCUAUAGCUCCCUGCAGGCAAUCUAAUGUAAACACUUCAGAGAAAAUACAAUGUUUACAUUGAUUGAUAGGAAUACCUCCAGUGGCCGUCACUCAGACGGCCACCAGAGGGACUUCCUAUCAUGUAGGGCCCUAAAAUGGCCUUGUACACGUCAGACGUAUUAAAAUACGUGUGACGUGUGCAGGAGAGAGAAGACACUGUGUGCGCGCCUUCUCUCUCCUGCCUGUCAGCAGAGGAGAGGGGGCGGGCAAAGACAGCGAGCUGAGCUGUCAGCUCAGCUCGCGGCCGCGCACACCGCGCAGCAGUGCGCUCAGGACUUCAUAGGGCGGCAUGAAUGCCGCCCUAUGAAGUAUGUGCGCAUGUGUGACGAAAUAGCGGGCGCGGCAUCACGAGGCUCCCAGCGCUGGAACCAGGUGAGUAAAAUCCUCUGCAUGGAGAGCAGCAAUUUUUUCAUUGUAGGUUUAACAUGCCACUAGUGGCUUCCAUGACUAUAAACGAGUUAAACUUGGUUAUAUCUCAUAUUACUCUUAGAGAGCAUUUGAUUGGAACAGCAUGGCAUUUUGCAGUGCAUGUACACCAGCCUUUCAAUGCUUCUCUACUUAGAAGCAUUGGGCUGUCUUAGAUCAUCAGUCUAAGAUGCUCUCAUAGCGACAUAGUGGCCACACUGACACCAGCGUUCUGCAGCAUGUAAGGUACAUGGAGAUUAUCUUUUAAACCCCUGCAAGAAGGGGACACCUACAUAGGUUGGGGAACACUAUAGUGUUAGGGUUACAUUUUUGUAUUCCUGUUGCUGUAGUGUUCCUAUUAAGGACAGCAGGUUCAAAAUACAGCUGCUGCCUGGGAGUGCAAUGCCCACUAAUCCUGGGCACAGGCCUCCCAACAGUCGAGGUUUUGGUGUCUGGCAUCCCGGACUUGUUUCCUGGUCUGCCUGCAUGGUCCAGUAGGUUCAGGGACAGGCUGUCAGUCAGCAUGGCUUCCUUGAGGUAAGACUGACGUGCCUUUUCACAGGGCUCCACCCAGUUCAGUUUCGGGCCAUCACUAGCAAUGUCUCCAAUCAUGGUCUGCCCAACCACCCGAUCUCAUACCUUCCAAUGUUGAGAGAUAUCCAUGCAGUCCAGGACAUGUGUAAGGCUGCACUUACUGUACAUAUAACCAUACUGUUAUCAACUUUCAUGCCAAAUAUUCGACUCAACUACAAUUUGUACAGUGGACCACAUUGUCCAAUGCUGAGUCUCUACACAAAACCCUCCAUUGGCUUCCCUUAUAGUCAAGAAUAAUAUUUUAAAUUGUGUGUCUAACCUAACAAUUCCUCCUUAGUUCUGCUCCCUCUUACAGGUCAGACUAUUAUUACUACGUACACUGCCGAUUCUCUCAAUCCCUGCCCAAGCCCUUCCAGAAAAAUCAACUCUUUCGAGAGGUUUAUGAAUCAUAAUACUGACCGCAAACACCUAUAGACCCAUUCUAGCCACAACCCAGCCCACACAUCUCUUUUGCGGUGGCAACGUGAAUUUAAAAUUUAGGCCAAAAUAGCCAUAAUAUUUAUUAACUACAUAUGUGACAUUGUCUACUGCAAGUCUACUGCUGGUCCAUACAACCCGUCAACUCUUACUUUUGUGUGAUUUAGAUGUUAUAUUUCUAGCAUUGAGGCUGUAUACUCAAUAUGAAACCCAGCCUCUGUACACAGUAGUGGCUUAUUGCUGGGAAUAUAUAAAGACAGUUUAGAGAGUCUAUUGCACAAUAGAUAAAUUAAAUGUAUAUUGUGGCUGCCUUCGGCCUUUUUCAAAUCAUGGGUUUGUAUAGGAGUUCAGUAGUGUUAUGUAACAUUUAUUUUUAAAGGGACUCUAGAAUCAUCAAACAACUUUAGCUUAAUGAAGCAGUUUUGGUGUAUUGACUAUGCCCCUGCAGUCUUAAUUCUCUGCCAUUUAGAAGUUAAAUCAAUUUGUUUAUGCAGUCUUAGGUACACCUCCCUGCAUGUGACUUACACAGCCUUCCUAAACACUUCCAGCAAAGAGUCAUCUAAUGUUUAUACUUCCUUUACUGUAAAUUAUGUCAAAUUUAAAAUGUCUUAUUUCCUGCUCUGUUAAUAGCUUGCUAGACCCUGCUGUUUGUAAAGCUUAAAUUACUGAGCAGGAGAUAAAGUAAGUUACAUCUGAUUGAAAAUUAAUCUAUUUUAAUUUCAUGCAGUGUGAGUCACAGCCAGGGGAAGUGUGGCUGGGGCUGCAUAAACAGAAACAAAAGUAAUUUAACUUCUAAAUGGCAGUGAAUUGAGCAAUGAGAUUUCAGAGACAUGAUCUAUAAACCAAAACAUCGUCAUUAAAGGGACACUGUAGGCACCAGAACAACUACAAGUAACACCUCUACACCCUAGUUGCCACUCCUCAGACGACCACUAGAGGUGCUUCCUGGGUCAGUUGCUCUGCAUGGAGAUUCAGAACUUUUCCCAUAGAGAUACAUUAAUUCAAUGCAUCUCUAUGAGGAGAGGCUGAUUGGCCAGGGCAAAGUUUGGGUUUGCCCCCUGGCACGCCUCCUUGGCUGAGAUCAUCAGAAUUUAAGAUCUCAGCUAAUCCAAUGCUUUCCUAUGGGAAAGCAUUGGGAUUGACUGAGAUCAUCAAGUGUGAUGAUCUGAGUCAAGGCGGCGGACAGAGGGCAGGACCAGUACCAGCGUACCUGCACGGCGCUAGAAUAAAAGUAAGUAAAAUGCAUGUUUAAGGGUAAUAAGGGGUCAGCCAUCUAUUUUCAUUAGUUUAAUAUAGGGUCAGGAAUACACAUUUGUGUUGUUGACCCUAUAGUGCUCUAUUAAGCUAAAGUUGUUUUGGUGACUAUAGUGUCCCUUUAAUCUUACAAAUAUGUCUAAUUUGCUAUUAUAGCCAGUAGUCGUUAAACAGGCAAGUUCUAAUCAUUAAAUUCUCGUUUCUGAUAUAUCGCACUGGCUGUUGGCUCAAAUUGAUCAAAAAAAGUGCAUUCCUUUAUUUAAAUUAGUUUAUUAUGUAGAGUUGAUUAUGAUUGCAAGUUAGAAUUGUUUUCCAUUGUCUGAAUGGCAGAAUUGUAAUGCUCAAUUAUAUACUGUAACAGAGACAGAAAAGUAAGAAUAUUAAUGUCUGAUACUGGUGAAUGUAUGAAUCGUUUUAUCCUUCCUGAUCCCAAUGCUUUCUCUUUUUCAGGUGCUAGCAGUUUCUGAUGGAGGUGAGUCACUAACUUCAUUGUGGAAGGAAAUGUCACAUUGAGAGACAUAUUUCUGUAACUGGCUUGAUGAAAAAGCAAUCACAAAGUGUGUGUGCAGAGGUAUAAAUAGAAACUUCAAGCAUUAGCAGAGCAGGUGGGACAAUAAGAGCCCACACUCUGGCGUCAUGAUACAGGGGGCUACACAUAACCUUGAGACAUUGCUUACGGCGACAUAUGAAUGAUUAGUUACAGUGUUAAUUCGAAAUAGGGUGAGUCAAAAGUCAGGAACCUCGCAAACACUCUGUAAAAUGUUUAAAGGACUACUUCAAAUCCAUAAAGUACUUCAGCUUGCUGAAAUGCUUGAUAGGUGAGGAGUAUCCUAUUGUAAUUAUAGUUUAUAAAAUUGAUGAUUUCAAUGAGAACUGCGUUUGCACUGCACACGGAGGGACAGAUUCAGAGGCAUCUCGAUGAUAAAGUCUCUUCCGGAGAAGAAUGGGAGGGCUUACAAAGACUGCAGUCAUAAGAACGGCACCUUUUAAAUAUAACCGCAAUGACAACAUGCUGCAAAAAAUGUGCAAAAGUUUUAUAGUUUAAUUGAACAGUGAUUUUUUUUUUCCCUCUCCCAUUUUUGGAGUGAGUGUUCCUUAAAUGUUAGAUUAAUCUCAUCAUAAGUUAUGUAAUAGACCAAGGAGUGUAACAUGCACCAAGGUUACGUACAUUCAUUUAUUGCAUACAGUAAAGUAAUGAAAUUAAUCCCAGAGGCACACUCCGUACUCCAAAGGCACUUUUGAUUGCUGGAAUGUUUUAUGUGUGAAGAGUGUGUCCUCUUUUUUUCAUUUUACAAAAAGUGCAGAUUUCAAUAGAAAACAAACAAAACUGGCAACGGAUGAGCCAUUUUGUUUGUAUCAUGACUCCAAGUUCAAGAAAGAUGGAGGGAAUGGAGAAGAAACUGAUUAUUUAAUUUAUUUUUUUGUAUUGCGGUACAGUUAUAGAUACAUUUCUGCACCAUUUUGGUUCAUCCAGAUGGUUUUAUCUGAUAGGAUCGCAUGGACAAAUUUAGUAUGAACCGAAACGCCUUGUGGAUUCAAAUCUUGUCAUCUGAACCAAAACAUUUUCUCAGAUGGAUCAAUUCGGAUAAACCACAUCUUUAUUGCCAUGUACAAGACUAAUAUGCACUGAAGGUGUUAUUAACCCAUUAAGGAUGAAGGCAAUUGUCCAACCAUUGAACUAAAACAAGACCUAGAAUUUGUUCCUUAAAUUAGUGUUUCUUUCACUGUAAUAUAACCGCUUCUCUUUAAGUGCACCUAUACAUAUUAUAUAUUGGCUUUUAGGACAGAAAUUGAAAUAUUUUGAAAUCCUAUAUGUAUACCUAGCACAAUACUAAGUGUGAAUAAAAUAAUAAUAAAGGGAAAAAAACAGAAAAAAAACCCUUAUAUUGUUUCACAGUUUUGUGUAUAAUAAUUUUUACAUCAAGUGCAACUAAAGAUCACGUAUUAACGUCUGGUAGCUAACAAUAUACCAUCCCUACCAUAAUGCUAUGAUUAAACUAACUGUACCCCAACCGUACCCCGGCAUUAACCCUAACCUAGAAUGAACCUUUACCCUACACUAACCCUUUUGUGACAAGCUUGUACAAAGCAUAAUUCUAAACGUAAAGCAGACUCUACAGGAAUACAUUGUGUCACAGUAAAUGAGUCCGGGACAAUGAUUGAUGUUUUACCCCCUGUAGUGCAGACAGAUCCUCUGUACACUAUUAGGGAGACACAGUGGGGUAUGUUAAUUGGAUCAAUUGUUUCCCCCUCUGUCUGGAAUUACCUGUACCUGUUCUUCUAUUAAAUAGCGUUUGAUAUUUUAUAUAUACUGUUGUCUGGUGUACUUGAAUUACCUGUUUUAACCCCUUAAGGACUGAGCCAAAUGUACACGUUUUGAUCAAAAUAAAAUGUAAACAAAACUUGGAAUUUGACUAUAUGUCUGUUCAACCAUAAUUCACCUCUUUCAUAUUAAGUGCACCCACACUUAUUAUAUAUCAUUUUAUUCAGGAGAAAUAGGGCUUUCAUUUAACAUCGAAUAUUUAGCUACGAAGCAUAAUUUUAUAUGAAUAAAAUAUUUUUUUAAAAAGUGAAUAAUUAAGAAAUGUUAUUUUUUUAGUUCUGCGUGAUAUUUUAACUGUUACCAAAAAAAAUACACUAUCUUUGUAUUCAGCCAUAUCUCACGUGUAAAACAGCACCCCCUAUGUACAGGUUUUAUUGGGUUUAGAGAAUUUACAGGGUCAACUAUAGCAUGUUACAUUUUUCAGUUUUUUUCACAUUGAAAUUCGCCAGAUUGGUUACGUUGCCUUUGAGACCGUAUGGUAGCCCAGGAAUGAGAAUUACCCCCAUGAUGGCAUAUCAUUUGCAAUAGUAGACAACACAAGGUAUUGCAAAUGGGGUAUCCAGUCUUUUUUAGUAGCCACUUAGUCAUAAACACGAGUGGUACUGUUAUACUCAGGAGACUUCGCUGAACACAAAUAUUAGUGCUUCAAAACCGCAAAACAUAUCACAACAAUUUAAUCAUCAGUGUAAGUGCCGUUUGUGUGUGAAAAAUGCACAAUACAUUUUACUGUUUUGAAACACUAAUAUUUGUGUUCAGCAAGGUCUCCCAAGUAAAACAGUACCCCCCAAGUACAGGUUUUAUGGUGUCUUGGAAAGUUACAGGGUUAAAUAUAGUGCUAGUAAAUUAAAUUCUCUGUACUCUCUGCCUGGGUUGUCAGGCAGGUCCUGCAAAUAUAAAUAUAUAUGCAGUUGCAAGAAAAAGUAUGUGAACCCUUUGGAAUGAUAUGGAUUUCUGCACAAAUUGGUCAUAAAAUGUGAUCUGAUCAUCAUCCAAGUCACAACAAUAGACAAUCACAGUCUGCUUAAACUAAUAACACACAAAGAAUGAAAUGUUGCCAUGUUUUUAUUGAACACACCAUAUAAACAUUCACAGUGCAGGUGGAAAAAGUAUGUGAACCCUUGGAUUUAUUAACUGGUUGAACCUCCUUUGGCAGCAAUAACUUCAACCAAACGUUUCCUGUAUUUGCAGAUCAGACGUGCACAACGGUCAGGAGUAAUUCUUGACCAUUCCUCUUUACAGAACUGUUUCAGUUCAGCAAUAUUCUUGGGAUGUCUGGUGUGAAUCGCUUUCUUGAGGUCAUGCCACAGCAUCUCAAUCGGGUUGAGGUCAGGACUCUGACUGGGCCACUUCAGAAGGCGUAUUUUCUUCUGCUUAAGCCAUUCUGUUGUUGAUUUACUUCUAUGCUUUGGGUCAUUGUCCUGUUGCAACACCCAUCUUCUGUUGAGCUUCAGCUGGUAGACAGAUGGCCUUAAGUUCUCCUGCAAAAUGUCUUGAUAAACUUGGGAAUUAAUUUUUCCUUUGAUGAUAGCAAUCCGUCCAGGCCCUGACACAGCAAAGCAGCCCCAAACCAUGAUGCCCCACCACCAUACUUCACAGUUGGGAUGAGGUUUUGAUGUUGGUGUGUUGUGCCUUUUUUUCACCACACAUAGUGUUGUGUGUUUCUUCCAAACAACUCAACUUUGGUUUCAUCUGUCCACAGAAUAUUUUGCCAGUACUGCUGUGGAACAUCCAGGUGCUCUUGUGCAAACUGUAAACGUGCAGCAAUGUUUUGUUUGGACAGCAGUGGCUUCCUCUGUGGUAUCCUCCCAUGAAAUCCAUUCUUGCUUAGUGUUUUACGUAUUGUAGAUUCGCUAACAGGGAUGUUAGCAUUUGCCAGUGACUUUUGUAAGUCUUUAGCUGACACUCUAGGAUUCUUCUUCACCUCAUUGAGCAGUCUGCGCUGUGCUCUUGCAGUCAUCUUUACAGGAUGGUAACUCCUAGGGAGAGUAGCAGCAGUGCUGAACUUUCUCCAUUUAUAGACAAUUUGUCUUACCGUGGACUGAUGAAUAGCAAGGCUUUUGAAGAUACUUUUAUAACCCUUUCCAGCGUUAUGCAAGUCAACAAUUCUUAAUCGUAGGUCUUCUGAGAGCUCUUUUGUGUGAGGCAUCAUUCACAUCAGGCAAUGUUCUUGUGAAAAGCAAACCCAGAACUGGUGUGUGUUUUUUAUAGCGCAGGUCAGCUGUAACCAACACCGCCAAUCUCAUCUCAUUGAUUGGACUCCAGUUGGCUGACAUCUCACUCCAAUUAGCUCUUGGAGAUGUCAUUAGUCUAGGGGUUCACAUACUUUUUCCACCUGCACUGUGAAUGUUUACAUGGUGUGUUCAAUAAAAACAUGACAAUAUUUCAUUAUUUGUGUGUUAUUAGUUUAAGCAGACUGUGAUUGUCUAUUGUUGUGACUUAGAUGAUGAUCAGAUCACAUUUUAUGACCAAUUUGUGCAGAAAUCCAUAUCAUUCAAAAGAGUUCACAUACUUUUUCUUGCAACUGUAUAUAUAUAUAUAUAUAUAUAUAUAUAUAUAUAUAUAUACAUAUAUAUAUAUGUAUAUGUAUAUUAUUUUUUAAUUAUUUUUAUUUAUAUAUUGAUAAAUAUAGAGAUUGUAGCCGUAUUAGUCCAGUGAUGUAGAUGUAAAAACUGAUAAAAUUUGUAUCUUGUAAUACCUUUUUUAUUGGACUAACAGAAUUUUUUAAUGACAAGCUUUUGGGAGAACCUCCCUUUCUCAAGUCUGAAGCAUUUCUGAGCAAGAUGACACAUAGAAUUCAAAGUUGAGUUGUGAUACAGGGGUUAAAGCGACAUGAGUGUAGAUAAGACACAGGUUUGUUAGAAAAUAGUCACCAUUUUUGCAGAGCAGAGUGAGGGGGGAGAGAGGGAGAAGUGUAUUUUGAUAUCAAUAUAUAUAAAUAUUAAUAUCAAAAUACUGUUAGAGCAAAAUACAUAUAAUUACACACAUAUAUAUAUAUAUAUUAUUUUUUUUUAAUUUUUCAUUUUUAACGUAUUUAUAUAUUUGUUAUAUUAUAUAUAUAUUUAAUAUCAUACUUGUAUUUUGAUAUUAAUAUAUAUAUAUAUGUAUAUAUAUAUAUAAUUAGAUAUAUAUUAAUAUUAAAAUACACUUAGACAGAUAGAUAAAAUAAUGGUAGAACAACUUAGAAUAUAUUAUAACAACAGCAAUUAGAAACAUGUGUUAUACUGCUAUAUAUUCUGUCUAUGAACCUGAAUAAAGUGUGUUUGUGAUUUACCAAGAAGGAGUUUGUGUGUCACUUGAAGCAUCCAGAUGGACUAGAUAGAUAAAAUAUUCUAUACGAACCGGAGCUAUCAAUGCAGUAUAUCCUGCAUUGCCGUUGGACACAUGACUCAAAGUACUGGGUUUUAGUGCUUGGUAUAGCGAUUAUUUGUGCCGUAGCAGAGACGCCAGGGCCAUAUCGUCACUACUCUAAAACCAAACCAAGUCAGAUGGAUGUAGACAUCAGUACUGGCAUUAGCAGAGGGACUUACCAGCACUGUCUCCCAUCUGCAGCUCCUGCAUGCUGUCCCUAACCAGGGCCGGUGCAAAGAUUUUUGGUUACAUAGACAAAGAUGUAUUUUGAUAUCCCCCUCCCAAAAAAGCAUUUUAACCUGUGUGUCUUUUAACUCCCCUGUAGUGUUUCGUAUUCCCUAUUUUCCCCAUUGUUUGUCUUACACCAUGUAUAUCUCUUGCAAACUCCCUUGUGUGUCUCUUAUCCCCCCUUCUUUGUAUGUCUCUUACAUCCUCUCAACCACUUUGAGUGUCUCUUUAACCCCCAGCCUCAUUACCUUCCUUUGUAGUGUGACUGAGUGGAGCGGAGCCUCCUCUUCUGUAACCUGGAAGCUCCUGCAAAAAGCUUUUGUUAAAGGACCACUAUAGUGCCAGGAAAACAUACUCGUUUUCCUAGCACUAUAGUGCCCUGAGGGUGCCCCCACCCUCAGGGACCCCCUCCCGCCCGGCUCUGGAAAGGGGAAAGGGUUAAAAACUUACCUUUUUCCAGCGCUGGGCUGGGAGCUCUCUGCCUCCUCUCCUCCUCCGAUCCUCCUCCUGGGCUGAAUGCGCACGCGCGGCAAGAGCUGCGCGCGCAUUCAGCCUGUCGCAUAGGAAAGCAUUUACAAUGCUUUCCUAUGGACGCUUGCGUGCUCUCACUGUGAAAAUCACAGUGAGAAGCACGCAAGCACCUCUAGUGGCUGUCAAUGAGACAGCUACUAGAGGAUUAGGGGGAAGGCUUAACCCAUUCAUAAACAUAGCAGUUUCUCUGAAACUGCUAUGUUUAUAAAAAAAUGGGUUAACCCUAGAAGGACCUGGCAGCCAGACCACUUCAUUAAGCUGAAGUGGUCUGGGUGCCUAGAGUGGUCCUUUAACUACACUGAGCUAAGCCAUGCCAUGCAGGGCUGACUCGGCUGAGAGUGUCAGCUGAGUGCUCCGAAUCAAUUAAUGCCUCCCUGAACCUCCAUGCUUAGCACAAUGCAGGGGCUCCUGGUGGCUGAGAAGGCGUACCCCAGGAACAUUGUUGCUAAAAUACCAGGGAACUCCUGUCUCCCAAACUAGAAAGAAUUGGGUUAAUGGCAUAGAUUUUAGCAGUAAAUCACAACCAUGGUGUUCACAAGUGGAUGCAUGUUUAACUGCACUACCCUUAGACGUCACUGUAGCAUAUCCCCAUUUCUUUUCAGGAAUUAUGGGGUGCUAUGCGUUACAUUGAGGGUAGGUAUUUGCAAGCAGUCAUUCUUUCCAUUUGCUGGAAACAUUUUGGAGAAGUAGCAAGUGAUCUUCAGGUUAGCAUACCUUUCAAUUUAUACAUUCUGUAGCAAGUUCACCCACACAAACUAAAUGCAUACCUACCCAAAGGCAACCUUGUCCUCUGCUUUGCUCUGUGAAUAACCUUGGCACUUUAAGAUAUUUAGAGAUAUACAUGACUUAAAGACAUUAAUGUCAGUGUCUGAAAGCAAGUCUGAAGAAUUCGUCAUGUACAAUUAGUGUCAAAACCCACAGGAUUGUAAUCACAGGACAAGCAAAGAUGACUUCUUAGUGCAAGGCAAAAUACAAAUGAUCUUUAGUAUCUCCCUCAGCAACUCCUUAACCUAAACACAAAAAAGCUAUUGUCUGUAACCUUUUGCUGAAAGUGUUUUGGAGAUCUAAACAAAGUAUCAGAAGCAAGGCCCUUUCCUCUUCAAAGGUUACAUGUCUGGUAUUGCUGGCUCUUUAAGUUGAUCAGUGCUGCUCACUUGUUGUAGGUCGGAUUGGGACAUUCUAGGAUUUAACGAGAAAUGUUUCCUGAUUCUUUUAUUUAUUUUUGUGGGUUUUUUAAAUCCCCCUUAUCUUGCAAUCACAGAAAGCAUACAGGUGAGUUUGUAUUUAUAUAAAGGUGUGGUUGCAUGUGGUAUGUCUUAACUAGUUAUCUUCAAACAGUUAUCUUUUAGACAGAUCAAGUUUACGUGUAAUUUGGAGCUCCCAUGUAGUUCUCAGAGAUAGUCAUUUUAACAAGUUAGGUAAAGGUACGCUUUAGAAACUUUGUUCCUUGUUCUUAAAUAAUUGCAAAAUUAUUGCAUAAUUAAAAAGAAACAUAAUAUAUUGCUGUAUUUUUUAGGUUUAUUGUUAUCUCUUUUGUCAUUCUGUUUGACAGAAUUAAAUAAUACCGAUAUAGAUGGACGAGGGAGUGAUCAGAGUCUUAACAGCCUGCCUAGCGUCCGAAGCUCUGGACUUACAUCAGAACAUUCGGUGGCCAGCUGGGCAGUGUCGUUUGAGAGGCUUCUUGAAGACCCUUUGGGGGUUGAAUAUUUUACGGUAUGUGAAAUUUAAAAGCGACCUUUCAAAAGUGCAGGUUACACUUACAUUUACUGUAAAAUGUGAUGUGACGUCAGUUAAACAUUUUCUAAAGAAUCACAGGAAGAAUCAUAUAUUUAAGCUGAUUUUUGUUACUGACUUUUUACAGUGAUUUUGUCGUGUGACAAGAAGUACAUGUUUUUAGAACAAUUACAUUCAAUAUUUAUUACAUUUUACAGUUCACUAGGAAGGAUGGAGAAUGAAAGGUAAAAAUUAUAGAGGUUGAGGUCCAGGCUCAUAGAUUUCCAGAGAGCCAAAAUAAAAAAUUUUCAUUCUAUUGUGUCUGAACUUUCGCUUGCCUACUCAAUUACAUUUCACUCUGUCUCCCUGGCAUUGGCUUAUUCACAACUAAUCUGGUUUGACUUAAGCCUGUCCACUCUGAGGUCAAAUUAUACACUUCUAUCUCCUGUCCCACCCUACCUUAGUUAGUAACAUAAUCUGUGUGUACUGCAACUUUCGGAUCUUUUUUUAAAAUCUGUUUAUAUUAUCCUUAUUUAUAUAAUAUGUUACAUUUGAAUCGAUUUAAAUUCUUAUUUCACUGCAGGAAUUUCUAAAGAAGGAAUAUAGCGCUGAGAAUAUAUUUUUCUGGAAAGCAUGUGAACAGUUCCAGAAUAUUCCAGCUGAAAACACUGAACAGGUAAAUUAGGCAUGGGGUGUCCUUGGCUUUUAAUAGUUAUUUAAAUUUAUUUAUUUAUUUAUUUAUAAAAUAUUUUACCAGGAAAGAUACAUUGAGAUUUCUCUCGUUUUUGUAUGUCCUGGGUCCACAAAUCAUUGCAUUGUUACAUUAGGGUACAAUAAAAUACAAAACCAAUAUUAAUACACAAUAUAAAUAGCCAUUUAUAUUAUUUAUGUUUGCCAACUUCCAUUAAGGCAUCAACUGGAGGGACAUUACGUAAUUUUUUAUCCAGUAAGAGCUUAUUUAAUGUUGUGAUUUUUUUGUACAUGCAUGCCACUUCUUAUAUCAAAAAGAGGAAAGUAUGUUUUUAUUUUUGUAUACAUUUUCAGAAUUUUCAAAAAAAUUCCACAGAGGACCAGUUUACUGGUAAAGUCGUGGUGUAGAUUGUCUCUGAGAAAGCAAAGUAACGUGAUGCCUUCUGGUUUGUGUGGCCAGCUUUACGCAACAUUUGCUUGACACAUUUAAAGAAUUUCCCAAUCAGCCACAUCACUAACUGUGCAAACUGCAAGAAAUUGUAAAAUGAAACUACUUUACAUUGCAGAUCAAUGACAAUGGAUUUAGAGCUUCAUGAUGUAAGACAGGUCUCUGUGAUAACGUUUAUCCCACAGAAAGUAUUUAAGAAAAAUAAUAUUUAGCAAUUACAAAAAGCAAUUAUUCCUCUUUUUUUCCAUCCAGUAGUUUUAGCAUUUGUUUUUAUGUAGAUUGAUGAAAUUCCAUUCUUACAUCACCAUGUCCUUCUGAAAUUUCAUAGACAGGCUUUUCUCUCAGUUAAUUUGUAUUGUUCACAAUUCUAUGAUAAAAUAAAAUAAUUUUUCUACGUUUACCAGAUCUGUAUCCCCCGCUUUUCAAAUGUCUGCAAAAUGGGCUCUUUGAUGAGUUUGGAGAAUUUUUCCAAUUCAGAUAUUUUUACCUUAAAGAGGAUCUAUCCACCUUUUUUGCCUGAACUACCAGUCUAAGCAACAGAGGCACUCUGGUGCCAGCUCAACUAGCAACAUCAAUCUACUUAGCUUGUCUAAGCUAACUUUUUGCUGGGCGUUUUAACCUGGACACGCUAGAAGCAGGCAUGUGAAGCUAAUAUGGUUUUAUUCUGCAUGUCUAGCCAGAAAAGCCUAGUCAUCAACACACUUAAUAUAUAGCAAUGAUAAUAUGAAUAACUAGCCUGCAAUUUUCUCUAGUAUUGCUGAUGUGUUAUAGCAGCUAUAGCCUGUUUCACACUCAGCCUGCUUAUUACUUAUAUUAAUAAUCAGCUCAGUUACAAAUAGGUGACAAACGUUAUUAACUUAAAAACGUGCAAGUUUUUCCUUUUCCAUUGUCUACCUAACGUAAACCUCUGUUGGCCUCUGCAUACUCUGGCUGUUGUGGCCAGAUGUGAUAUGUGUAAAUUGCCAUGCACAAAUAAAAUAAAGAAUUUAAAAAAAAUAAAAUAAAUGAGGAUCUAUCAAUUUUCAGGGUCUUUGCAUAUCUCACAGCCCAUGCCAUCUUUAUGCCGCAAGUCUCUCAGCUACUGGCGCUUCAGCUGCCAGGAGCACCAUCCAUGCUGUACUCUCGCACAUGUGAGACUGUAGGAACCUCCGAAGACAAAGCCUGUAUCCCACAGCCUUCAUUUGUGAUGGCUGCUGCGAUUGGACAAAGGUUGACAGAGGAAAUACAUCCUUUGUCAACUUUUGUAAACUUCAGGUUUUAUCAUAGGACAAAGUAUCUACUUUCUCUUAUGGUAUUUUUGCAUUGCAUUGGAGCUUCUCUGAAACCAGUCUUAAUCCGUAUUUCAUAAAGAUUAUAUCUUUAUGAAAUCAUGAAAAGUGACAGAUCUGCCUUAAAUUUUAAAUUCACUUGAAUUCACUACAAUUCUCAGAUUAGUAAUUAGCCUUCUGUGUCCGAAAAAUAGCAGUGAUGAGCACGUGCAUAUUCAAUGGUAAGUAAAAAGAAGACAAAUCAUGGCUGUGCAAGUUGCCCACUUAAAUUGUAUUUCUUAUCCUUGUUUUCGACUAUAAAACAUAGCACAUUUUCUGUUUACUUAUUAAAAUUUUUAUGUACUUUGUGGUUUUGUUAUCUACCAUAUUUGCUUUCUUUUUGUUGCUUCUGUAUGCUUCUCUAUAUCUGUGUGGCAUAAAUGCACACUAGCAUUUUGGAUCUAUUAUGUUUACAUUACAGUAUCUUUUUGGCUGUUCUCCGGAUGGCCUCCUUACGGUUUAGAUCCAUAGUAACAUUAUAUUCCUUCAAUUUUAUUUAUAAAAUACAUACCCAUUUCAUAUUUAUAUAGCUUAGCAGCAUUGCUAAAUUAAAGUAGCAGAAGAUAGCUAGUCAGAGGAAAAGUGUAGGGCAUUUACAUUCUAAUUUUAGUAGCAUGAACACAUUUGAUUAGCAUCUGGUUUGGUACCUGUCAAGUUUCUUUGUGACCUUUGAUGCAUUAAAAUCAGAGCUCACUUGGUAUCUGCACCUUCAGUUGUAGAAAAUGUAAUUGACAGAUCAAGGAAUGAGUUUGAGAUUAGAUUUAUACAGUAACAUAAUCUACACAAUUACUUUACACGUGGGAAUAACCUGUUACCCUGAUUGGUGUGAUAUUGCACUACUGUAGAGAAUGUCAUUUUUAAUUGUACUAGUUAUCAUUUCAUAGCUUAACUUACUGUUGAAAAUCAGCAUUAAAGAAAUUGAUUUGUUUUAACUUUAUGAACAGUAUGCCAAAAAAAAUAAAAAAAGUGCUCAAAACGGGGGGCGUGCCACAAACAUUUGGCACCCGGAAGGAUCCGCAGUAGCAGCACUACCUCCCAAAAAAAAAACUGUAAAAAAUGUUAAAGGUUUUAUUUCUUUUAUUUUUACAAUUUGUAAACUUUGCAAAACCGCUGUCAGCCCCUCCUACAAAACCCUUGUCCUGCCUUGCCCCUCCUACAAAACCUCUGUCCUGCCCCUUCUACAAAUCCUGUACUGCCCCGUCUACAAAACCCCUGCAACCCCCUUCCACAAAUCCCCUGCUUAUCCCCCCCUUAUAAAGACUCCUGUCCCAAUACAAAACCCCCGCCCCCUUCUACAAAAUCCCUGCAGCCCCACACACACAUUUACAGGCAGACAGUCACACUCAGUUACAGACAGACAGUCACACACUCAGUUACAGACAGACAGUCACACAUACACAUUUCCUCCGUGCGGCCUGUUUAUCAGCUGUUUGCUUGUGUGAGCUGUACUGGCCGCACGGCACCCUAACUACCAUGGGACACUGUGCGGCCACAGCUCACACAACCCCCUCCAGCCAGGGCCGGUGCAAGGAUUUUUGCCGCCCUAGGCAAAAGUAAAGUUUGCCGCCCCCCAUGUGACAUCACAAUGCCCCACCCAUAUGAUUUGCCAUGUUAACUAACGCCAGUGCUGCAGUGCCGCCGUGUUUACAUUAAAAAGGCCUGCAGGGACAGGCUAUAGACACCAGAACCACUACAUUAAGCUGAAGUGGUUCUGGGGACUAUAGUGUUUCUUUAAUGUGAGGUAAAUUAGAGCUUAGUGCCACAAAUAAUAUACUAGAUUGCCUACUUACAACCAGAUGAGGAUGAUGAUAGGCUCUAGCUGCCGUCUGGCUCCACUGGUCUGGUGUAGAACAGGCUCUCUGGAGGCGGUUUGUAACUGUGGUCACAAAAAUCAAUGUUCUGGGAGAAAGGGAAGCAGCUCCAUUUUUUUGAGGGCCCUUUACACAGCUCAAAGUCUGGGUCCAGGGUCCCACCUUCAUGUUCCACCAAUGAGGUUUGUUCACAGGGGGUAAGGUGUGUGAGAUGUCCUGACCUGUGUAGGGAAUGCAUUGUGUGAAAUUGUGUUUGUAUGUAUAGGGGGCUGCAAAUUGUGUUUUCUGUGUGUAUGUAUGGGAUACAUUGAAUGUGUGUAAGGCGUGCAUUGAGUAUGUGUAAUGAAUGCAUUGUGUGUUUCUGUGUGUGUAAGGGAUGCAUUGUGUGUAACGGUUGCAUUGCUUGUGUAUGUGUGUCUGUGUGUGUAAUGCAUUGUGUGUUUUUCUGUGUGCAAGGGGUGCAUUGCGUGUAUGUGAUGAAUGUCAAUCUCUCCUCCCGCUCCAAUUUCCUUCUCCUGCUCCCAAUUUCUCUUUCUCCCCCCCCCUAAUUUCUCUCCCCCCUCCUAAUUUCUCUUUCUCCCCCAUCCUAAUUUCUCUUUCUCACCCACCUCCUAAUUUCUCUUUCUCACCCCCCUCCUAAUUUCUCUUUCUCACCCCCCUCCUAAUUUCUCUCCCCCCUCCUAAUUUCAAUUUCUCUCCCCCCUCCUAUUUCAAUUUCUCACCCCCCCUUCCUAUUUUCUCUUUCUCACCCCCCCUCCUAUUUUCUCUUUCUCUCUCCCCCCCUCCUAAUUUCUCUCCCCCCCUCCUAAUUUCAAUUUCUCUCCCCCCUCCUAAUUUCGUUUCUCACCCCCCCCUCCUGUUUCUCUUUCCUACCCCCCCCCUCCUAUUUUCUCUUUCUCUCCCCCUCCUAAUUUCUCUUUCUCACCCCUAAUUUCUCUUUCUCACCCCCCUUUCUCUUUCUCCGUCCCUUCUUUCUCUUUCUCCCCCCCCUCUAAUUUCUCUUUCUCACCCUUCUUUCUCUUUCUCCCCACCCCUUCUUUCUCUUUCUCACCCCCUCCUCCUAAUUUCUCUUUCUCCCCUCCCCCCUACCUUUGCUGUAGCGUGGCCGAGCCCUGUAUAGUCCGCGGGUACAGGGAGCUUUUGUUUCCUGUACCCGGCCGGACUAACAGGAAGUGCACACUGAGGAGACAGAUGCUCUCUGUACCCGUCGGACCAUCAUGCUGCAGGGCUCAGCCACGCUACUGUCAGCCCCUCUCCUCAGGCUGCGCCUGGGCUGCAGCCGCCUGAGGCUCUCUACAGAGCGGUCGGGCGGCUGCAGCAUGGGGGGGGGGCGGCGGGGCUGGUCAUGGCACCCCCCACCCUGGUGGCACCCGGGGCGGACCGCCCCCUCCGCCCCGCCCCUUAGUACGCCACUGUGCCCAACAUUUCAUAGCUAAAAGCUUUACAUUCAAACUCCAAGCACCAGCACCAUUCCAAACAGUGAAAUGGUCAUGGUGGUUGGAGAAAUGCUAAAUGCUAAAAAUACGCUAAACAUACCUAUUAACAGACACUUGCUCUUUUUGUAACUUAUGUUUUGUGGGACAUUAAUAUUAGUUAUGUGGUUAACCUCCGUGCUGAGCGUAACACCUCAUGAACAUAAUAAUUGUGAUAGAUAUCAUUUCCUAGGUGUAUCUAAAGUGAAAUCUAAAAAAAAUUUAAAAUCUUCUAUGGUUCCGUUUCCUAAGAAUUACUGCUGCUUAAGUAGAAUGAGUCAUUGAUGUAAAUAACAUUAUUAUGGUGUACGAUAUACAUUACUGAGACAGUCAUCUAUUAAAAAACAACUUAGACAACAAACAGCUGCAAUACUGAGUUUCUCCUAACACAUUGCACCACGCCAUGCAAAUUAAGUGAAGCAAGAGAAAAUUAGUAAAAACAAAAGACUAAUUAAAUUGACACUUUCAUACAAAUCAAAUGGAAAAAAAUGCAUGUUGAUUGCAUGAAAAAGAUUACAAAUAAAACAAUAUAUAAUAUCAUAUAGUUUAAGAAGGAAAUUUUGUGUACUAUAAAUAACAAUGCACUCACAUAUGGCAGGGCUUUAAAAAAACAGGAUGUAGCUGUAAGGCCUUGUUGUGCCUCUAAAGGUGGCACCCUACCUUUCUUCUGGCCUAGUGCUCCUUACAAUUGUAUGUAAAAAUAAAAAUGGAAGAUACACAGCUGUGCAGUUUUCUAAAGGGACCAAUAGAUAUAUGGUAAAUAACAAUAGUUGGUCCUGCUCACCGGUUUGAAGCCUUAUUUAUCCCAGCUCCAGGCUAUGGGAGUAUGGUGCUUCUACAUACCUUUUUUUAAGGUGUGUAUAAGUGUCCAAAUAAGGGAUAAAAAAAAAAUAUAAAAUAUAAUACAGCACAAUUUGAAAAAUGUAGAAAUUAGAGAUAAUAGGGAUAAUCGCACUCAUGAUGAAGAUCCUGUGACCUGGUACAGUACCUAAAGGGUUUAUUUCUAGCUGACAAACACCCAAUAAUUAAUUCACUUGGAUACAGCCAAAGACUUAGACAAACAUUUUUUUACAUUUAUUAAAUAAAAAUCAAUGUAAAAGUAAACUGCCCUUUUCAUGUCCAUAAGGUGGUCCUCCAAGGUAGUUUUCGCUCAUUAAAACCUUUCUCAAUUUGAUGUGUCCCUUCAUUCCUUGUAUUGUUUCAAACUUCUUGUUUCUGUCAUUGAUGAAUCAGUUUUUCUACUGAUCCUGGCUCAAGACUAUCCUCAAUUAGAGUGUUGUAAGGGAAAUUCUCUGAUGCAGAAAUGGUCCAUUUAGUCCCUUCUGUAAAUUACAUUGAUGAUUUUCUGUCAUGUACUGACUGGUCCAACAGAAUCAAUAUUAUCACCUCCCAUUGGAUGGUUUCUUGAACUAUGGCUUCUUGUGAUUGCAAUUGGGUAUUCAUAUGGUUGCCAUAGAUAUAUUGUUUAUUUAUAACCAUAUGAAAAAAGUCAGGCAACAUUAUGAACAAUGUUAUAAAUGAAUACCAAAUUAUCCUUAAAAAUAUAUGCAUAUAUACCGUAUAAAGCAUUAUACCAUAUUUUUUUGUUUUGUUUUAAGACUACACAUUUCGCUUAUUCCUUAGCACUUGAAGUGUGUACAUUGGCAAAUUGCUAGCAAAUGUUAGACUUGCGCAUUUGGAUUCAGACACAUAUUAGCCAAUUCUACCAAUCUUCUGAAUGUAAAAUCACCAAACUGCAAUGGAGGAUUGAACAAAUUGCGCCAUGUGGAAAAAUCUUUGUUCAUUCAGAUAAAUUCAUAAAAUUGGAAUACUUAUGUGGGAUUACCAGGGUACCACAUUUGGGAACUGUUUUAUUUCGUAGAUAGCUCCCUUAUUGGGUAUCCUUAAAGGGACUCUCCUGGCACAGUUUUAACUCACCUGGUUCCAGCGCCGGGAGCCUCGUGAAGCCACGCCCCCUUUUUUGUCAAAAUGACGAAAUAGGCGGGCGCGAGCGGGGAGCAAUCAGACACUUCCAUUUGGAAGCGUCAUUGCUCCCUUGUGCGCAUGCGUGGCUUCGCUGCACAUGCGCACAUACUUCAUAGGGCGCCAUUCAUGCGCCCGGAGUGCGCUGCUGCGAGCUGAGCUGACUGACAGAUCAGCUUGCGGUCUUUGCCCGCCCCCUCUCCUCUGCUGAGAGGCAGGAGAAAGAAGGCACGCACACAGUGCCUUCUCUCUCCUGCACACGUCAGACUUAUUUUAAUACGUCUGACAUGUACAAGGCCUUUUUAGGGCCCUACCUACAGUGGCCCUCUGAGUGACGGCCACUGUAGGUAUUCCUAUCAAUCAAUGUAAACACUGUAUUUUCUCUGAAAAUACUGUGUUUACAUUAGAUUGACUGCAGGGAGCUAUAAAUCUCACCUGAACAACUACAUUAAAUUGUAGUUGUUCAGGUGACUCUAGUGUCCCUUUAAAUAUUGUCAGUCCCACAUAAAUGUACCAAAGUUUGGUACUAUAGAUGAAUUGAGGAAUAAAAAAAAAAGUCUUCUAAUCCAAGGGAAUAAAGUGAUACCUCAAUCUGCUUGUCCGUCAUGACAAUCUACUUGUCCUAACACAGAAUAAUUUCAGUUAAAGGAACACUAUUGGGCCAGGAACACAAACAUGUAUUCUUGACCUUAAAGUGUUAAAAGCCCCAUCUAGCUCUCCCACCCAUUCCUUGCCUCCCUAAAUAUAGUAGAAUCUUACUUGUAUUCAAGUCUGCAGCUGCGGCCUUUGCCCCUGUCUGCCUCUGACCUGCCAACUGUCUGCUGACACCAUCAGAAGUGGUGGUCUGAUCCAGUCACAAUGCUUCCCCAUACGAUUGGCUGAGACUGUCAAGGAAGCAGAUCAGGAGCAGAGCCAGCACAAGUCAAACACAACCCUGGCCAAUCAGCAUCUCCUCAUAGAGAUGCAUUGAUUCAAUGCAUCUCUAUGAGGAAAGUUCAGUGUCUGAUUGCAGAGAGUGGAGACACUGAAUGGCCGUGCUGCUCAAUGUUCAGCACUGCCCCAGGAAGCACCUCUAGUAGCCAUCUGAGAAGUGGCCAGUGCAGUUAUCACUAGGCUGUCAUGUAAACACUGCCUUUUCUCUGCAAAGUCAGUGCUUACUGCAAAAAGCCUGAAGGGAUUGAUUCUACUCACCAGAACAAAUGUAAUAAGCUGUUGUUGUUCUGGGGACUAGUGGGGUUUCUGCUGAAUUCUGAAUUUUCACAGCAUGAAUCUUAAUGGGGGCACAAAUAUCUGAUCUGUGGAAAUUGUCUAACUCUGCUAUAGUCACAACAUGUUUAAUUAUUUUUUGCCUCAAUUUUGCUUUUUGGAGUAAUUUUGCAAAAAUCCAGUCUUGUGAAUUAAUUUGAGUGUCUUACCCUCUGUCCUCCCAUAGUCCCCACGUUUUCAUAGUGUGUGUAGUAUGUGCUCACUGUCAGGGCCAUCUUAACAGCAUUUUAGGCCCGCUCUCCCAUCCGGGCAAAGAAAGGCACUGGGACCCUGCCUGCACAACCACUCACAGGAAUGAAAAUUAAACUUAUAUUUAUUGGUAUCUCCAACAAAACCAGUGUUUAAAUAUUAAAAAAACAUGCUGUACAGCAGAGAUUAAUCCACACAAACGUUUAGUAGGUAGCAAUGCUUAUGUACAGUUGGUACAUAUAUGUUGUUUUAGUCAAGGUCUAGAUAUGUAUUCGCAACAGCAAGAUCGCAUGUACAGAUAACAAGUGAUCCUGAGGUGUUUAGUGCACCUAAAUGCUUUAAUAAAAAGGGUUUGAAGGUUCGAAAUAAAUCUCCUAGAAUAAUAUACUUAAAAGUUGGCAAGCCUAUUUGGCCCCUAUGCUUGUGGAGCCCCCGGGCAACUGCCUAGCAUGCCCAUGCAUUAAGACAGCCCUGCUCGAUGUGCUUCAUCUAUGAGCGGAGGGCUCUCACCGUGUGCAAUGUGUGCUUAUUGUUUGUCAUCUGUGUGUUGUGUGUGCUUUCUCUAUGUAUGCUGAGUGGCUGUGUGUCAAUGAUGCACGUGGGGGGCAAAGGUAGGCCACACAGGCCAUCAUAGAAAGGUGUCAGAUCACACAGUGCAUUGCUGCAUAUUUAGCUGGAACAGCACAUACGAUCUACGGAGGCCCUACCUUGCAACUUGCAGGACUUAAAUUUUAAAAUCUGCUACUAAUAUCUUGGUGCCAGAUACUACAGGACACGUUCAGAGAUUUUGUGUGUGGAGUCCAUGCCUUGACACAUCAGAGCUGUUUUAGCAGUACGAGGGGGACCUACUUGAUAUUAGGCAGGUGGUUUUAAUGUUGUGGCUGAUCAGUGUACAUUGACACACUGAUCUAUACACAAACACACUGUACACUGCCAUACAUAUUCACCAACUCACUGAGUGACCCAUACACAUACAAACGACACAGCACAGAUUACCAGCAGUCGCCUGGAUUUUCAGUAGUGGGUGCAGCCUGGCCUAUGCUCUCUUUGCCCAUUAAGAGCAUGUCACCCACCAGUGAGCUGCAGCUGGCUCUAGCCACUGCAUCCCGGUACACCAUUUCCAAAUGAGCAAGUCCAGCUCUGCACAUGUUGGAGAUACACUCACUGCCCGGAACCAAUUCCCCCAAGACAGCUAUGCUGCUUCCCUGCAGCAGAUCUAAAAGAAUAAUAAAAGAACUGCCCAGUGCCAAAAACACAUGUCAGGUGAUAAAAAUGUCACUUUCCUGACCAGAGAAUUGUUUGGGUGGCCAGACAGGGCUGGACCUGUGUACAGUGUCUUCUUUUGUCUUUGAAUUAUUUGUAGGAUUGUUGUCUGUGAAGCCAUUUACAUUAGUCUGAAGUAGAUUUUUACUUAUUACAAAAAUGUUUAUCAUUCAAAAAUUCAAGAGUGUGAAUCCAUUUAAAAUGUUUUUGUGUAACAGUGACAAAGCUAUACACCUGUUAUAGAGCUAUCAAACCUACGUCUGGUAAUGAUAGCCAUAGGGUCUGUAAAGAUGACCCUUCCCCUUUUUCGUAUGACUUGUCUUCCCAAUAUGUUCUGUAGAGUGACUCAAAGGGAUAUUUACAAGUAAAGAGCCCCAGGAUAGGUCUCACUUUCCACAAGUGAAGUAAAUACAAUACUACUCUAUGUAUUAUAUUAAAUUACACAUGUUUUAUAUACUUGCACAGUUACAUUUUUGGAAAUAAAAUUUUAGGUAAGUGCUGGUACUGUAUAUAUUUUCAUUAUUUAGCUUUUUAUUUAUUGGUCACAUAUUGGAUGUGAAGUAAUGUGUGCAUGGCUGCUCAGGGAUAUCUUUUGAUCACCUUAUAAGCCUGUGGAAAUCUUUCCCUUCAAAUCAUGCUUUGGGAGCACUAUAUUAAAUAUUUUAGAGACCCCAACGGGCAUCUACAGAUCAUGAGGUCUAGGGCAGUGGUUCUUUUGCCCUGUGUUAAAGAUAUUCCUGACAAUUACUAUAUUUAUAUAUACAAGGCCGGAAGUCAUCUAAUAAACUAAUAAAGUAUAGGUCCUAUAGCUGUCUAAAGAUUAUUCAUUAAUUAAUGUAAGUAAUGUUGUUGAAUUGCCAGUAGAUGAUUACUAUAAACUGCUGUUGUCAUUUAUGUGCUUAAUUGUAACAGCUUUUGAAGGACUCUCAGACCAUCUACAAUGAAUUUCUGUCAAGUAGCUCAUUGUGUCCAGUGAAUGUAGAUCAGCAGGCCAUUAUCAAAGAGGACAUGCUGAAGAACCCCUUUCCUGAUAUGUUCAAAGCACAACAGAUGCAGGUUAAAUUUCUAAUUGGCCUGUCUGUCUAUCUAUUUUUUUUAUCUAUCUAUCUUUUGAUCUGUAUUUCUCUAGGUCUAUCACUCUGUUUCCCUAACAGUCUCUCUCUUGGUCAGACUGUCUGUAUAACUGUUGGUCAGACUGUCUGUAUAACUGUUGGUCUCUCUGCCUGUCUCUCUGUCGGGUAUUUUGUUGGUUGAUCUGUUUAAUCUGUAAGUUUUUCUCUCUGUCAGUCUAUCUGUUGGUCAGUUGUCUCUUGGUUGGUCUGUCUGACUCCUAAUCUUUCUUUUGGUCCUUCUCUCUGUUGGCCUCUUGAUCUGCUUGUCUAUCUAUUCAUCUGUCUGUGUCAUGAUUAGUCUGUCUGUCUCUCUGCUGGUUGGUUUGUUUGUCUGUCUAAUGUGUGUGUGUGUGUAUAUAUAUAUAUAUAUAUAUAUAUAUAUAUAUAUAUAUAUAUAUAUAUAAUCCACUCACCUGUAAGAAGUAUGAAUGUAUAAAAGAAGAGUACACUAGUUGUGCUUUUCUCUGCACAUAUAUUUCGAUGGAGGCAAUUUAGAUAAUAUCUUAAUCUUAAGUCUUUUACUAAGAGAAUUGUUUAAUUCACUGUUGUCUUGCUAGUAACCUGGGGCAAUAGUGAUACAGUGACUUCUUCAGCAUACUGAUCUGUACUUACCUCUAUGUUUAGAUUUUCAGCCUGAUGAAAUUUGACAGCUACGCUCGCUUUGUUAAGUCAUCCCUUUACCAGGAAUGCAUGCUCUCAGAGGUGGAAGGACGUCCCUUACCCUCCCUUACUUCAUCCCCCACGACAACCUGUAUUUCCUUCUCCUCUGGGGCAGUAAAGGUAAGGCAAUGUGAUUUUUUUUAAUUUUAUUUUUUUAAUAGCCGUUUCAGCACAUAAAAGCAAGCUAUAUAAAAUGCUAAUUGGUAUACCAUUGAAAGAGUGAUUACACACAAAGCUAUCUGAAACUUUGGCCAGUGAUCUAUUGAGGCUUCUUUUAAUAUGCUCUCUGAAGAAAUUGCCAAGGUGUAGUGUGGCCAAUAUCUCACAUUUCAAAGUUUACCUAAGACCGAUGUUUUUGAAAGAUUAUCAAACAAGCAAGGAUGCAUCAGAGAGAUCAUCAUGUAAAAUAAUAAAAUCUAUAUCAUGUCAAAAAAUGUUUUGGCAUAAAAUAUGAAAAAAAGAAAAAACAGUUUGCACACUAUUUGUCUCCCACUUCCAAGAAGAAGAUACAAUCUGUAAUAAGUACAUAAGUGUAUCUCAUGUGAAGAGAUAUAUGAGAAGCCUAUCGAAGAGUUUAUAUGUACACUAGAAACACUUGAUCUAGUCACAUUCUUUGAAAAAGUGAAUGUAAAUAAAUUGUACACAUCAACAAUGCAAGUUGUGGGCUGAAAAUUAAUUUCUGGGAAAGACAGAAAUCUUUAGAAAGCUAUAGGAACACACGGAUUAGCUAGUAUAUCAGUUUUUGGUUGACGAUGGGAGGGUUGAGAGUUGGAAGCACAUUUAUUGGUCUUUUGUAUUAAUUAAAACAUGUUUAAAGUCAAUGUUUAUGUGGGCCACUAUGACCCCCAUAUUAGUAUAAAUAUAAAUUUUAAACCUUCCCGAUACCCCCACUCGAUAUGCAGCUAAACAGCCAGUGCCUGCUCACAGUAAUAAAAGACUAGCGAAAAGAUAGUAGCCAGUAACGUAGAAAGGUGCAUGGUACAUUUCCCCUGUGCCCUCACCCUCCCCAACCAAUCAGAGCAUUCUGAAAAGCAAGUUUCACGUAUUUUAUUGAGAUUAGCUUGGAAAUUUUAGGUUCCCCAUUAGUCACCCAUGAAUGGGCCUGGAGCUGCAGGACUUGGAGGGACAAUAUGUCCCCCCCAUUUAUUAUAAUUAUAGCCACCACCCCUGAUAACAGGUGGGCGGUACAGGAGGGGAUUUGUAGAAGGUCCCCCUGUAUGUUACUAGUGACUGGGCAGCAAAAGCAGCUGAUUCCCUGUCACUUUUAAUGCAGGUGGUGAUAAGAACCAGGAAAGAACUCUUUUUAGUAAUACAGGAAGACUUAUGGGUUCACCACUUCAUUAAAGUAAUUAGUAAUUAUUAUUUUUUUAUCUAAAGUUAUAUUCUCUUGCAUAGACCCUAGCUCUCUUGUCUGUUUGCAUUUGGUCUUUAACACUCCUAUAGUGAUUCCUAAUUGCAGACCUUCAAAAAUUAAAGGUCUCAACUUUUGAGAGCCGUGACUGCUUCUCCUAGAGUGGAAGCAGGUGGAGCACUGCAAUUUUUGUGCAUGCACCAUGGGUUCCUAACUGCUUUCUAUGAGAAAUGUUGGAUCAUGAUCACUCAUAAGGAUGAUCUCAACAUGGGGGAGUUACUGUUAAGAUGAGACUGUCUCAGUGCUGUAUUACAGGUGGGUUUAAAGGCGAUUUUUCCUUUCUUUUGUUUUGAAAAUGGGGGAGCCUGAAUCCAAAAAAUACAUUAAUUUUUAACGUUAGAAUAUUCAUUUAAUGCAUUACCAUGUACCAAAUGAAUUGAGAAGGGAAUUGCAAAUUUCAGGUCCUGAAAUUGCUGAAAUUGAAGGAAAGUUGAGGAAUUUUUCCAGACUGUCUAUUUUGGCUCAAAAGUGUCAAUUUCCCUCUCAGUUAACUGAAAUUCCCAAUUUAGCAAAUGUUCCAAAAUGAGAUGAAAAAUCCUUUACUUUUCAGCUGUAAUAGAGAUUUUUCUACGAUUUGGUAAAUGGAGAACCUACAUGUUUCCUCUGAAAAGUUGUGGCUUCCUGUAUGUGGAACACAAGGGAAAUGGACUUAUGGUCUAUUUUUACUUAACAUAAAAUGUGUUUCAAAUACCUAGAAACACAUCUAAUCAUAUUACCAUAUAUAGGAAGAGUUCUGGAUCUCACUCAAGUCUGGUCUGAAAAAAUCAAGCAUUAAUGCUGUCUGUUAAAUGCAACAAAAUUCCCCUGAUCAAAAUUGUAGCUUCCUCUAAGUGGAACCCAGGGGAACUGGGCUUAAGGUCACAUUAAACUUCUGUUUGAAGAACAUAGACACCAUAAUACCAUAUACCAGGGAUAGGUGACCUUCAGCACUUUAAAUGUUGUGUACUAUAUCUCCCAUCAGGACUAGAUUUGCCAUAAGAUCACAGAGGCCACGGUCUCGGGGUGGGAGCAGGGCUGGCGCUACCAUAAGGCAACACAGUUGGCCGCCUUUGUGCGCACCGAACCCGAGGAGCGCAAAAAUGUCUGAGUGUCAGGUGGCAGCAAUUUACCCAUCUGGCUGUGAGAUGGGGGGGGGGAGGGGGAACAUGCAGCCACUGAGGGAGGGGGGCGGAGCAGUGAGGAGCGACUGCAGCCAAUCUCUUCCUGAGCUAAAGGCCGCUGGGAUACAUGACAUCAUAUCCCGGUGGCCAACUGCUGUGGAGAGCGGAGGAAAGCUACUGCAGUGCAGCGGGACAUCUGUUUAGCAAUCAUUAGAACAGUAAGUCUGUGUGUAAGAGUUAGUGUGUGUGUGUGUGUGUGUGUGUGAGAGUUAGUGUGUGUGUGUGUGUAAGAGCCAGUGUGUGUAAGAGUUAGUGUGUGUGUGUGUAAGAGUUAGUGUGUAAGAGCCAGUGUGUGUGUCUGUGUGUGUAAGAGUUAGGUGUGUGUGUGUGUAGUGUGUGUGUGUGUGUGUGUGUGUGUGUGAGUAGUGUGUGUGUAGCCAGUGUGUGUGUGUGUGUGUGUGUUAGAGCCAGUGUGUGUGUGUGUGUAGAGAGUGUGUGUGUGUGUGUGUGUGUGUGUAAGAGCCAGCGUGUGUGUGUGUGUGUGUAAGAGUUAGUGUGUGUGUGUAAGAGCCAGUGUGUGUGUGUGUGUGUAAGAGUUAGUGUGUGUGUGUGUAAGAGCCAGUGUGUGUGUGUGUGUAAGAGUUAGUGUGUGUGUGUAUAAGAGCCAGUGUGUCUGAGUGUAAGAAACUGUGUGUGUUAGAGCCAGUGUGUGUGUGUGUGUGUUAGAGCCAAUGUGUCUGAGUGUAAGAGACUGUGUGUGUUAGAGCCAGUGUGUCUGAGUGUAAGAGACUGUGUGUUAGAGCCAGUGUGUCUGUUUAUAAGCAGUGCGUGUGUAAGAUACUGUGUGUAAGUGUGUUAGAGCCAGUGAGUGUGUGUGUGUAAGAGUUAGUGUGUGUGUGUGUGUGUAAGAGCCAGUGUGUGUAAGAGCCAGUGUGUGUGUGUCUGUGUGUGUAAGAGUUAGUGUGUGUGUAAGAGCCAGUGUGUGUGUGUGUAAGAGCCAGUGCGUGUGUGUGUGUAAGAGCCUGUGUGUGUGUGUGUGUAAGAGUUAGUGUGUAAGAGCCAGUGUGUGUGUGUCUGUGUGUGUAAGAGUUAGUGUGUGUGUAAGAGCCAGUAUGUGUGUGUUUAAGAGUUAGUGUGUGUGUGUGUGUAAGAGUUAGUGUGUGUGUGAGAGCCAGUGUGUGUGUAAGAGUUAGUGUGUCUGAGUGUAAGAAACUGUGUGUGUUAGAGCCAGUGUGUGUGUGUGUGUGUGUGUGUGUUAGAACCAAUGUGUCUGAGUGUAAGAGACUGUGUGUUAGAGCCAAUGUGUCUGAGUGUAAGAGACUGUGUGUUAGAGCCAGUGUGUCUGUUUAUAAGCAGUGCGUGUGUAAGAUACUGUGUGUAAGUGUGUUAGAGCCAGUGAGUGUGUGUGUAAGAGUUAGUGUGUAAGAGCCAGUGUGUGUGUGUCUGUGUGUGUAAGAGGUGUGUGUGUGUGUAAGAGCCAGUGUGUGUGUAAGAGCCAGUGUGUGUGUGUGUAAGAGCCAGUGUGUAAGAGCCAGUGUGUGUGUGUGUAAGAGCCAGUGUGUGUGUAAGAGCCUGUGUGUGUGUGUGAGAGUGAUGUAAGAGCCAGUGUGUGUGUGUGUAAGAGCCAGUGUGUGUGUAAGAGCCUGUGUGUGUGUGUAAGAGUUAGUGUGUGUGUGUGUAAGAGUUAGUGUGUAAGAGCCAGUGUGUGUGUGUCUGUGUGUGUAAGAGUUAGUGUGUGUGUAAGAGCCAGUAUGUGUGUGUGUAAGAGCCAGUGUGUGUGUGUGUGUAAGAGCUAGUGUGUGUGUGUGUGUAAGAGCCAGUGUGUGUGUGUGUUUGUGUGUGUGUGUAAGAGUUAGUGUGUGUGUGUGUGAGAGCCAGUAUGUCUGAGUGUAAGAAACUGUGUGUGUUAGAGCCAGUGUGUGUGUGUGUGUGUGUGUGUUAGAGCCAAUGUGUCUGAGUGUAAGAGACUGUGUGUUAGAGCCAGUGUGUCUGUUUAUAAGCAGUGCGUGUGUAAGAUACUGUGUGUAAGUGUGUUAGAGCCAGUGAGUGUAUAAAGCUGUGUGUGUGUGUUAGAGCCAGUGAGUGUGUACAGCAGUGUGUGUGAGAGACUCUGUGUGUGUGUGUGUUAGAGCCAGUGAGUGUGUAUAAGCAGUUUGUGUGUAAGAGACUGUGCGUGUGUGUGUGUAUAAGAGCCAGUGUGUGUAUAAGCAGUGUGUGUGUAAAAAGCAGUGUGUGUGUGUGUGUGUGUAAGAGCGAAUGAGUGUGUGACACAAGGGGGUAAAGAAUGGUAGGAUGAAGACACAAAAACUUAAAAAAAGAAUGCCAAACAGGGGAUACAAUAUACAAAAAGGGAAAACGAGAAAGAAAAAGGUGGCAAGAUGCACAAAAGGGGCAAAAGAAUGGGUAAGAGGGGCAAAAGUGGUAAUAUUAGACAGACAGGUGGAGACAAAUUUUGGGGGCAGCAAAAUGUGUCUUCGCCUUUGUAGAAAGUCCUGGGCGGGAGGCAGGAAAGGGGCAGCAUGGCCAGUUAGGAGAUCAAAGAUCUCCCUUACCGGACACCCGAUUCUCCUGCCAUGAGGCCAAACAAGCCGACGGGGGGAUCUCCGGUAGGUUUUGUGCCCUCUACUCUUAUAUUGAAUCAGAGCUUUUCCACUCUGAUACAUUUCCCGGCACCGGGCUGGAAGGAGCUGACUGCACCCACUGGAGUGUAGAACGUAACAUCACCCAGCGGAUGACAAGGGAUCAUGUUCCACCCUCCCUGGCCCAAGGUAAGGAGCAGGGUUUUUUCUUUAAUCAAAAAUGCUUUUUUUUGUUAUUUUUUUAAGAAGCUCUCAGCCUCUGUCUGCCCACUACAGUUCCUAUGCCCCACACUACAGUCCUCCCACAAUAGCACCUAUCCUAUUGCCACUUUCCUAACACCACUGUCCCCGCCACCACAGCCUCUACCCCCCCACUACAUCCACUGCCCCCCCUCCUAUGAUGUUCAUGUUGAGACUCAGCAUUGUUUAAUUUAUGAUUUGCAUGGGGUGUGGGUCCUUCUUAUUUCUCUAUUCAUGUUUCACAUUUCUGUAAAUGUGAUGACGUAAUUGCCCCUUAUCAGAUUUUGAUUAGUCACUGCAAUGAGGAAGUUUGUGAUGGGCAAAAAAGGGCAAAUCAGCUUAGCUUCAGAAGUAAGCUCUACCUCUAAGAUAAAGUAGAAUUUUAGGCAGUUAGGAAAUUAAUUUUGAAAAAUAAUAAAUGUAUUUUUGUUAAUCAUAGUCUGUAUUUAGAGACCAUUCAUAUUUAUACUACAGCUCCAAUUAUGUCCAUUAUCCUUUUCUACAUUGUAGAAAAAUUCAACUAGUCUGAACAAACCCAAAAAAUAUAAAAGAUCUUUACUUCUGAGUUUUUUAUUGUUAUUUAAAACACACAAAAAACAUUUUUCUUUAUACUAUUUUAUUUUUAAUUUAUUUUUUUUUGUAGAAAAAAUUGAGACCAGGAAAAUCUCUUCCACUUGGAGUUGAAGCCACAGGAGUAGACAACACCAGCGAUUUCAUUUCCAGACCCAGCAGGAGAUCUUUUAAGAAGAAAGAUAAGAAAGGAUCAUGUCGAGGUAAAAAGAAUGAAAUUCACAUCAAAUAGUUGACAUUUAAAAGAUAAGUAAGAGACAUUAAAUUAACAUUGAUGUUAAAGAAUUUAAAAAAUCUUUUAUCACAAUGAAAUGAAAACAUAAUUAAUCCUGUACGUCCUUUUCAGAAAAGACUGUGGAUUCUGUUGUGUAUACUUCCAGUAAUUAUCCAAUAUUUCAAUACAGCCAUGGUUUAAAGCAAGUUCUUUUAAUCAUUGGUUGGCAGGGGUAAACUCAAAGUCAUUACACAACUAGUAUGUAACUAGUGUUGGUUAGAAAUUUCAUAUGCAGGCAGUAUCUAUGUAUACUAUAUGGGCCCCGCCAGUGUGACAAGUGAUCAGAUACUGGUACAUAGGUAUCCCUGUACCAUCUUACUCUCUAUGAUCUUCGUCUCUGUGACUUUGAGAGCCAGGCAACCAGAUAGGAAGGGAUAUUGUCAAGCUUGAACCUUCUAUUCUCAGCAAUAAUUUAGCUUGUGACUUAAGAGAGCUUUUAGUGCCUCUAAUGGGCCUAUAGACUUGAAAAGCCACCACCCCAGAAACAAACUUGAAGCCAUUUUUCUAAAAGGGGUUUGAUUAUAUUUUUUAAAUCCUUAUUUUUGUUGUACUUUGUGGUGACAGUAUACAUGAGAAACGUUGCGAUGAAUUAGACAAAUCAGAGCAGAAUAGAUGUAUACAGUUUUUAGCACAUUUUUUUCAUUUUUUAACCCAGUAAUUUACUAUGGUCACAGCCCAGGUUGAAACGGGAGUCACUUCCCUGUGUCCAUGGGUCCCCCUGCUCCGUGCAGUAGGACCGUGGGCUCUCGGGAGCUCCGAAUCCCGUUAGCCCCUCCGCAUAUAUGGAAAAUGGGUAGGACGUGCUUCCAAUUGGACACCUAGCCCAGAAAAGGAAGGUACAAUCCCAGCAGAUGUGAGGUUCUGAGGUUUGGCAUAGGAGGUAGAGUGGUGAGGUUGGCGCCGGAGACUUGGCCCAGCAGCCAUUUUGCGUGCUCCGCUGGAACUCUGAGAUGAGUUGUCACCACGAGGUUCCUAAGGAUUUUUCAUAAUAAAGAGAUAAUAUAUAUAACGCAAGCUAGAAGGGGACCUCGUGGUUUUUCACACUGUGGAUUCAGAACAGAUUAUACCGCAGUUGUUUUAACCACUGAGCACUUUUUCUCUUCUAGCUUGUGUUAUAUAUAUUAUCUCUUUAUUAUGAAAAAUCUUUAGAGACCCAGUAUUUCAUGUCAUGACGAAAUAUAUGAAUUAGUAGUGUACUUUAGCGAGUUGGAGAGUUUAUUCACUUUUGUUGAUACAUUUGGUUCAGUAUGCUUGCAGCAUUGGCAACAUUGUAUUCAUUUCCUAUUUGAGACAGUGUUACUUGAUAUGUUAGAGGAGAAGCCUCUAUCGGAUAUUAUUUGGAGGCUUAUUCUUUCAGCAUAGGUGUAUUGCAAAACAUUUUUUUGCACACACUAUUGGUUGUUGGUCUCUGAAAACUUUUGAACAGAACCACACCAUUAGCCUGUUUUUAUUCUUUAGGAAUGUUCUUUGGAUAAUUAUUUUGACUUCAUUUUAAUAGUGAAUUCACUAUAUACAGUCACUAGUUUUGUGACAAUUUAUUUUAGAGGAUCAUCAAUAAAAUUAAAAUUUUAAUUUAUGGUCUAUUACAUUUUUAAAAGUAUCCCCAGCAGGGACCGAAAACCCCCCGCCGGUAAAAAGGAUGGGGCAGCAUGGCUUCUCUGGUGCGAACGUGUCCCCUGUAUGGGGAUCGGCCACCUCCACCAGGCUCCAGGCCCCUCAUAGAACUAGGCUGCAUGGCCGGACUAGGCAUUUUUGCAGCGUACCAGCUGGAAAUGGGUAUCCCCAUUGUCUCUGAUGGUUUCUUCUCAGUCCUCUGGGCACCCAGAGCUGCUUCCAGUGCUGGUUUGGUCAGAAAAAGCCUUGUUUUUGCUCAGUAAAGAGAAUGGAUUCCAUAUUAUCACAAAUAUGUGUAGAUCACAUAUGAAAUAUAAAGGACGAAAGUUAACCUAUAUUAUAAAGUAUGCAUUGAGACAAAUAGUUAGAGUCUACACUGUUAUCAUUUCAAGUGGAGUUUAAAAGAACUUAAGACACAGCAUAUGUACAAAGAUCUUGGCUAAAUAUAGUCACACAUAAUGCAGAACCUAGGACCAUUUCUAUUCAUAAACAGGGCUAUACAUAGGACACGAGGUCACACAUUUAGGCUGGAAGAAAGGAGAUUUCAUCUAAGGCAAAGAAAAUGUUUUUUUACAGUAAGAACAAUAAGGAUAUGGAAUUCCCUGCCUGAAGAGGUGGUUUUGUCCGAGUCCAUACAGAUGUUUAAACUAAAAUUGGAUAAAUACUUACAAAAACAUAACAUACAUGGAUAUAAUUUCUAAUUAGUGGGGUGAUAGCUGCUUGAUCCAAGGAGACAUCUGACUGCUAUUUUGGGGUCAAGAAGGAAUUUUUUCCUAGUUUGUGGCAAAAUUGGAAGCGAUUCAGACCAGGUUUUUUGCCUUCUUUUGGAUCAACAGCAACAACAUUUGUGAGGAAGGCUGAACUUGAUGGACGCAAGUCUCUUUUCAGCUAUGUAACUAUGUAAUUUCCUGGUCUAUUUCUAAUGUGCUUUGUCUGCAAAUAUAUGGUGUGCUCACGCUACGCUUUCUGUGCACAGUUCUCUGAUGUCUCCAAAAGUGGUAGAAAGUCAUAACUGCGAGACCGGACAUCGGACAGACAGAGACUGCCCCACCAAAAUCGGGAUGGUUGGGAGGCCUAGUGAAUGUAGUCAUACAUAUAUACAUACAAAAAAUGUAUUCCUCUCUGAUACAUUUAGUAUUCUCAUACUACAAGAUGUCUAUGAAUUGCAAAAUAUAACUACAUGACAUAAGCUUAUCUAAAAGAAAGGAAAACUGAACCAUAGCAUAAUGGAAUGGUAUUCUGAUACAUAUAUAUAAAAAUUAUAUAAAUAGAUAAUCAUUGCUUUUGAACUCAGGUUUACAAAUAUACCUUACUAUGAUCAAUGGUAUGCAUGCAGAAUUGUAGCAGCAAAUGCUGUGUUUUUCAACUGCACAAAACAACUAACUUCAAUUUUGGUAUCAGUCAAAGUUAAUUCAAACUAAACAAUGGCAUAAUAGCAUACCUCCCAAUUUCAAAGACACAGCCAGGUCCCUGACUUUCUCGGAUCCUCAGUCAAUGACCAAAGCGCUGAGUGGUCUGUCCACGGCUGACAUGCAUCAUCAGCAGCUCCUGCACAGUAUGCGCACUGGAGUCCCAAUAACUAUUCUGUUUUCUGUCCUUUCUCCUGUGAGGGGUAUACCUGGUAAUAAAUAUUACCUUAAAUAAAUAGAGUUGACACAAAAAUGACAGAACAGAUCAAUUUAAUUUAUGGUCUAUUACAUUUUUUUUUGUUGCAUUAACAACCAAACUUUACUUUAGAAUUACCAGAUUCAACAUACUAACCUUUGACUUUAUUAACUACUUCAUAGCCGUUCAUUUAACCUGACUACCUUUUAACACAGAUGUAUAUAAAAUGCGUCCUCUAUUACCUUAACCUUAAGGAUGACUGUACCCCUGUACAACAAAUAAACAUCACAACAAGUAGACACCAUUGAAAGGAGUAAGAGUGUGGAUUCCCCAGCAUAGGUCCUGAUCCAGAUUCUUUUCAAGCAGCCUGUCCUGUUCUCUGCAGCUAUUUAAAUGAACAUUAUAGUGUUAGAGAUACAAAAAUAUAUUUCUAACAGUAUAACUCUCACUUAUUUCCAGUGCCAAGGUCCCUCGGCGCUGGCUCUGUCUCCACCUCUUCAGACUUCGGUGUAGAGGGGAAAUAAUUAAAGGACCACUAUAGUGCCAGGAAAACAUACUCGUUUUCCUGGCACCAUAGUGCCCUGAGGGUGCCCCCACCCUCAGGGUCCCCCUCCCGCCCGGCUUUGGAAAGGGGUUAAAACUUACCUUUUUCCAGCGCUGGGCGGGGAGCUCUCCUCCUCCGAUCUUCCUUCUCUCCUCCACGUCGGCUGAAUGCGCAUGCGCGGCAAGACCUGCGCGCGCAUUCAGCCGGUCACAUAGGAAAGCAUUAUCAAUGCUUUCCUAUGGACGCUGGCGUGCUCUCACUGUGAUUUUCACAGUGAGAAUCACGCAAGCGCCUCUAGCGGCUGUCAAUGAGACAGCCACUAGAGGAAAUAGGGGAAGGCUUAACCCACUGAUAAACAUAGCAGUUUCUCUGAAACUGCUAUGUUUAUGAAAAAAUGGGUUAACCCUAGAAGGACCAAGAACCCAGACCACUUCAUUAAGCUGAAGUGGUCUGGGUGCCUAGAGUGGUCCUUUAAGCCGUCCUAAUUUGAAGACGCUGGAUGUCCUCAUGCAAAGUAUGAGGACGUCCACUGUAAUCUCCUUGAAACAGUAGGAAGUGCCUCUAGUGACUGUCUGGUCAAUAUACAAGACAGAUACGUGUCCUUUUAUAACUGCUCUGCUCUUAAUAUAACCAGGAACGUGCUAUACAGAUUCAGAACAUAUCUGAUGCUUACCAUAAUUACAUAUGUUUGUUAAAUACACAUUUUGCAACUAUUUCUAUAAAACUGUCAUCACUAGUUUUUCCAGCAGUCUGCCUUGGGGAGAAUGCACUUAUAGGCUGCUAUUCAAGUGCGACAAUGAGCAAAACACACCUGUCAACUUCAAAUAUCGUGGUUUAUUAGACUAAUCUGUACUUGAGAGAGCAACAGGUGGGGAUCUGCAAACCAUUGUUGUUGAAAUGAAUACAUCAUUAUUAUAAUCCUUUGUAUAAACAAGUCCUUAAAAAAAUAAUUAUUCACAUUAAACAAUAAGGACUGCAUAUGACAUUACUCCGUACCAAACCACACGCACUGUGUAGGAAGACUAAUAGAGAGAUAUGGAAAGGCAGCAGGAGGUUAGGAAGGUCACUAUGUGACUGAAUUUAUGUUGUAGGAAGGAGAGUGUGGGCUUUUUAGAGCACUGAGCUCAUUUUGCACUUGGGUACAAGGUCUAAAGUUGAGGUGGAUUUCAUCUUAAUGGAGGAGGGUUUUUUGUGCCUAUAAUUGCUAGAAGGUUAGAGGAGAUUUUAAAUCAGAUCAGAAAUGCCUCUCCCUCCCUGGUACACCCUGACUUGUAAUAUAUUAGUUAUAUAUUUGAGUAAAUUUCUUUAGUUAACACCUUAAGGACUGUGGACAUACUAGGUACGUCCGACAAAAACGGUCCUUAAGGUAUGUCCGCGGUACUCCUUAGUACUUACCCGAUCGCCGCAAUUAGCCCGUCGGCGAUUGGUGUUGCUCCCGGUCUGGGGGGGAUUGCCUGACAGCCCAGACAGUCCCCCCUUGGCAAAUUAGGCCCCCGCGGACCAUGUGAUCACUCUGAAAGAGCGGUCAAAUGGCCGCAAUAGGCGUCCAUAGUGCUGCCUGCAGGGGGACUGCCUGAACUUACAGGCAGUCUCCCUGCAUCUGUAGAAUAAAAAAAUAUAUAUAUUUGUAAAUAAAGUGUUAUUUUAUAUUAAUAUAUACAUAUAUUAAAAUAAAAAUACACUUGUAAUUAAAUUACACACACACACACACAUAUAUAUAAUAUAUAUAACUAUAUAAGUAAAUGAAAAUAAAUACAAAAUGUAAAAAAAAAAACAAAUUUAAAAACAAUUUUAUAUAUAUAUAUAUAUAUAUAAAUAUAUACAUAUGUAAUUUUAUUCUAACUGUAUUUUGAUAUUAAUAUAUAUUUAUUUUAAAAUACACUUAGAAUGAAAUUAUAUAUAUAUCUAUGUAUAUAUGAAUAAAUAAAAAUAUUAUGAAAUAUAUAUAUAUAUAUAUAUAUAUAUAUAUAUCCAUAUACAGAAUUACAUAACUAAUUUUAUAAAUAUACAUGUAGACUUCAAAUAUAUAAAUAUGUGUGUAGCAAACUGGGUCCUAUACCAGAGUACGCCCCAGUUUCCUGGCGGGGGCUGAUGGCUCACCUCCUGCCCAGGGAUUAUGGUCCCAGAAAAUUCUUUAAGUACAAUGGCUGGGAUUAAUGGGAUUUUGAAGGGCACUACUGGCCCUUUAAGAGCCAGCCAAGGACAUAGUAUACUAUUACAGAGACUUCGGACCAUAUACCUUAUGCAGCAAAGGACAUUGUGCUAUCUACCAAAAUUCGUUUCUUUUAAUAUAUUUUCAUGUAUUCACCUGUAUGCAGCAUUCGUCUGAUUGUUCAGUAGAAUCACUCCAGUUAUUAUGAGAGUGAAACUACCGAACAGUCAGACCACCCCAGUAGUAAGUGUGCCUCCAAUUACCGUUUGCAACAAUGUUGCGAACGGGUAAUUGGCCCUCCGUGUAGUGGGUUCUUUGUUCUCUGGGUGGCCGCCAUUCGGGAGACGAACACGUGGCGGCGGCCAUUUUAAACUCCCGAACAGCUGUGUUUUGCUGUCGAGUGUCUGGAACUCAAAUCGGACACUCGGCUAGGCAAACACCGCUGAGACCUCCAUACUGCCUUAAAUUCGUAUAGAAACUACCGAACGGCCACCCGUUCGGUAGAAAGAAACAUCCGAACAAGGGGAUUUAUGCAAACUCCCCCUAGUCUCCAUAGCAUAAGUCAUUCAUGUGUUUCAUUCCCUUUUCUGUGACCGACCGCAGGGCCAAAAUACAUGGAACCCUUUUCGGCUGUUAAACCCAGUGCGGUCGGUCUUUUUAGUACUUCCAUAAAUUUCCCAAACCCCUGGUCCGAUCUGGGUGAUUUUUGGAUAUGUCUCUCACCCAGAUCAGGGCUACCAGGGGAUGUAACAUUUAAAGGGGUACCCCUAUGUUUAGGGGUACAUCCAGAAACCCAGGGAAUUUGUGUCUUGUAUAAUGGGAUUAUGUGUCACACUAAAGGGAGGGGAUGUGUGGGUGGCAACUUGUAUAUGAUUGGCUACUGCAAUGAUUAUUGUAAAUUCGUCCCUUACAUGGGAGAAUGCUUUAUAAGGAAGUUGUGUGGAUUAAAAGUCAGUUCUACUCCUGAUACUGUGUGUCGUCCAGUGAUUGGGAAAGGUGAUGGGAUAUUAUUGGAUUUUAUUGCUGAUGGUGAUUACUAUGCUGUUCGGUUAUUCUCUCGGUGUGGAUAUUGUGCCUGGGAUUAUUGCUGAUUCCUGAGCCACACCUGGACUACCAGCGGAAAUAGUCUGUGAGAGACCAGCGUUCCGUUACAAUGUGAAUAUAUUUAAAUUCUACGUGCAUGUUUAUGUAAUAUUUUUACAUAAUUAAGUAAUUUUAUUGAUUGCAAUUUGAGGGACCUGUCUGACAACCCAGGCUGAAAGUCCAGAGAAUUUAAUUUGUUAGCACUGAAUUUAAUCCUAUAAUUUGCCAUGACACCCUAAAACCUGUACAUGGGGGGUAGUGUUUUACUCGGGAGACUUCACUGAACACAGAUAUUAGUGUUUUAAAACAGUAAAACAUAUUACAGCAAUUAUAUUUUGGUAUAACUCCCAGAUUAUAUGAAUAAUCUCUAGGCUAAUUUUCAGAGCAUUUCUAAGUUUGCUCUAAACUAUGAAGGCAGGAUACAUCAAUCAGAUGUGCAUAUAUCUGUGCUCGGUCCCCUCAGAAGAUGUUUGUAGUUCUCUGUAGAAUCAGUCAGGAACCAGGAAGCCAGAUGAGAAGAUAAACACUUUUAUUUAUACAGAAUAAAAAAUAAUAAAAGGAUAAAUAGCACAACGCGUUUCGACCCAAUGCAAUGGGUCUUCCUCAGGUGCAUAUGUAGUUACAACUGCAUCCGUUUUCAUUUAUAUAUGGCAAACAUCUAAAAAAAAACAAUUACAGGUGUGUAACAAUAAUCCCUCCUUCUCUUCCUUAUAUGGAGUAUUUCCGGCUUCUUUCUUAUAUUGUUGUAUGUGCAAGAAGCCAUUUUAAAUCAGCGCACAUGUAAAUAUAUAAUAUAUUUUUCUGACCCCCAGUAAUCCCAGUGUCUGCUUGGGGUCUGAUUAACCCCUUAGUGACCUACCGUUUUUCAAUUUUCUUACUCUUAAGGGCUGUUAUUACAUUUCUGCAGUGUUUGCGUUUAGCUGUAAUUUUCCUCUUACUCAUUUACUGUACCCACACAUAUUAUAUACAAAUUUUGUAUUAAAUGGUCUUUCUAAAGUUACCAUUAUUUUCAUCAUAUCAUAUAAUUUACUAUAAAGAAUUAUAAAAUAUGAUGAAUUUCUUUUUUCAAAAUCCCAUUAAUCCCAGCCAUUGUACUUAAAGAAUUUUCUGGCAAAAGUUAUAGUGCUUAAUUCGAUCUGAGAAAGGUCAUAUUACAAAUAGUAUUAAAUGGCUUAACGAAAAAAGAGGUCUAUGAUCACAGAAAAUUAAAGUUAAAUAGACUGUAGGAAAAUCUUAGGAGCGGGUUGUCAGUGAGCUAAAUAUCAGUGACCCAUAAACAGAAGUGAUAGUAGUGUAAAUAGUAGAUAGAGUGCCACUGAUACAUGCAUAUACAGGGGGAGAAAAAAACCCACAACCAAUUGUAUAUAGAGUAUUAUCACUUAUAAGACAAAGUAAGUACUAUUUGUCUUAUGGAGGUUUACUACGCCUGACCAUCUCUGACCAGCGGAGGAGCAAAGUGUGCUUCAUUUCCGGUGGUCAGAGAAAUUUCUAAGCUUUCCUCCCUGUUCCCGCGAUGCUUCUUGUCAGUAUUCCUGAACAGGACGCCGGCGGAACUCCCAAAUUGCAUCCUAACACAAUGAGAACAGUUUGUUCAUUCAUGUUAGGACACAAUUCGGGACUUUGUUCGUAUCGGAAUUUAAUUCUAAUAAAUGAAAUUCCGAUCCUAUUCCUGCCGCGGCUGCAUCUUGGUCAGAGACACUUUCCCACAAUUUUUAGCUUUCCUCCGUGAUCUCGUGACGCCUGCUUUCCGUAUUCCCGAACGCCGGCAAAAUACAGAAUUUCGCCCUAACAGAAUGAGAGCAGUUUGUCCAUUCGUGUUAUGACGAAAUUCAGGACUUUUUUUCGGUUCGAAAUGUCAUUUGAAUGAAAUUACGAUCCGAUUGCGGCUGCAUCAUGCAGCCGCUUAGUAGAUAGCUCCCUAAUUCCCACAGUAUUAAGGAGUUAUCUACCAAUAGGCUGAAAGACCAAGCUUGGUCUUUCAGCCAACUUUACUAAUACCAAGUAAACAUUUUACUUGUUAUUAGUAAUUAAUAUGCCCCUACUCGCUAUAUUGCUCUAUUAAAAAAAGAAAGCAACCAAUCAGAGAGUUAUGAGUCAAAUUACACAGCAUGGGAAAAGUCCAAAGAAAUUUCCCACGCUGUGUAAAAUGACUCCGAGCACUCUGAUUGGUUGGAUUUCAAGCCAACCAAUCAGAGUGCUGUGACAGGUAAAUGUAGAGACUUACCUGUCAGUCUCUUCAUUUACCUGUCAGAGCACUCUGAUUGGUUGGCUUAACCCUCGUUGGCUGGUCACCACAACAGCUGGUACAGGCUUGUCAUAACGCAGAGUUUAACAGAUGUGUUGCAUUGGAUAACAGUGCACUUUUUUAUAUAGUAUGUAGCGCUUGAGGUAUAGAAACAAGCUAAGUCUAUAGUGGCUUUGGUGCGUGAAGCUAUCACACGCUAAGGUUGUGUAAACUUGCCGCCACUGAUAGUAUAAAUGAAGUCGUUAUGGACCGCGUGGGUUCACUUGCUUCUAUAAAACAUGCAUGGGGUUGCAGCCGUUAGCAGACAAUAUGGGGGCAGAUUCCAGCUCCUCUGUACCUUCUUUGUGGUAUAAUCGAAACUAAUGCUGAGGUUACUGCUUAUUGGGGAGUAAGACUAUAGCCCGGGGUAUGUGUUCUAUCUCACGCUAUACGGCCCCUAACCAAAGAGGGCCACGUUGCAUAUGGCACUGAACAGAAUGCUCGCCAAAGCAAGGGGACCCACAUUGUGGUGUAUGUAUGUCUGACAAGGUAACAUUGCAUCAGAAACACAAGUGAGGUAAAGAAAAGGAAACAAGAUAAAUCAAACAUAAUUGCAUGACACUUAAAACAAGCACAAUUGCAUGAUAGAACAGCAUAACUUGGGAGAUGCCACAUUGUUAGAGUGUAAUUCGGGUAGGUGCCCCUAGCCUUUCUCCUCUACGUUGUGCGAACGGGACAGUCUUUGCAGGGUCCCACUUAUGUUACGUGGAGGGUUCCGCUGUAGGUGCCGGCUGUGGUGGGAGUCCCAGAGCUUGCAGAAAGGAGGCAGCUUCUGACAGGGAGGGGAGUCUAAGUUUGGCAUCAUUUUUAACCACCAUCAGAGACCUAGGUAUGCCCCUUCUAUACGCCACUGUACGUAGUUGAUUGGUGAUCGGGCCUAAGGAUCUUCUCCAUUGCAGCGUGUUUUUGUUUAAAUCCUGGAAGAGCGUGAUACAGGAUGACUCGAAGUCGAGCGGGUUUUGUUUUUCAUCGAUGUCAUUAUUAGUUUUUGUGUCGGAAAUAGAGUAUCAGCAUAUGAUCACGUCUCAGGUGGCUGUAGAUUGUGCCUGUGCAGGCUUGUUGACCCGAAAGCAGUUAUCAAAAGUUAGCUUUUUGGCCUGUGUGUGUGGCAAGAUAGUGGUUAACAGGCAUCGGAGGUAGUGGGGUAGUUCCACCAGGCUGAUGUCGUUUAGAUUAUCUCUCUGGUUGCGAUCUUCUGCAAGAUCUAGCUUAGUGAGCAUCAUAGCGUGGGAGGUUUGUAGUUGGAGUAAAGAUUCUUUGAGUACCUCCUGUCUCAUGACCGUGACAUCCUCCUCGGAGGCCUGUAUCCGGGCUGUCACCAUCUAAACGUCAGUGCGUAGCAGGUCCACAUCAGUUGCGAACAUCUGUCUCAUCUCCAACAUGAUAUUGCGGUUAUCUUCUUUCGUGGCGAGAUUCCACGUGUCCCUGUCCGACGAUGUUGCAGAGAGUGCCAUGGGUGUUGCGGGUUCUGCCAUUGUCUCCGGUGUUAAAUCGGAUCAUGUGGAGCAGGCCUCUGGGUCUGGGGGAUAGCAGGUCCUCAAUAUCACGGGUGUUUCCACCUGCUUGUGGUUUUUGGAAUCGUCAGCCCAUUGGGUCAGUGCUGCGUAGUUGAUUCUUGUUAGGCAGAGGGCGCAAUGCCUCCAGGAUCGUCGGCGAGUUCUCCUGCCUGUCGCAUUGUACAGGAAUGGCAUGUGCCGGUAGCCCGCUUCUUCAGGGAGAGGAGGUAUGUUGUCUCUUUUUCAGUUUUCUAUGAAAAUCAAGAUUUUUUUGUGGUUUUGUGCCCAUGUCGCCGGAGUUCAUGAGAAUGGCAUCCGAGCUGUUCAAGUGUCAGGCUCCGCCCCCCCAAAAAGAGAAUACAUCAAAUGACAGUAAAACCAAACAAAAAAAAUCAAAACACUUUUUACACUAAACCUCUAACCUCUACAGUUAGAUGACCAUUAAACAUUCCACAUGCUGAAUAUUCCUUCACCUGCAUUAAAACAUUAAUUAAUUUAUACACAACAUGCAAUUUGUUUUUUCAUGUUUCUCAUUGUGCAUUCCAUUCUAUAUGUGGUUAAUUAGUGAAGUGCUUUUUCUGAUUAUUCUAAUAUUAGCUGUAGUGUAAGGGUACACACAUGAUGACAAUCAAAUCAUUUGUUAUGCUUUGCUCUUGCCUGCUGUGUUAUUUAUGGAGAGUAUUGGUGUAUCCCUUUAAGAUGUAUUUCAGGAUUUUAAUGACUCAUUUUCCUCCAAUAAAGAAAAGUACAAUAAAACGUUUUCAACUAAUAAGGUCAUCAGUCUUAGAUUUUUACAGUGUUAUAGAGGAGCGGUUAUGUGUGUUUGUUGAGCACAGUCAAUAUCUCAUUAAAAUUAUUCUAUUAAUACAAAUUCCAUCACAUACCUAUUGCACAGGCACAGCAUGGUACCUUUAAUUUAAUUUCCCAUGAUUGCCUGCCUGUUACAGAUGGGCACACCUGUGUAUGCAAGGAUUAAUGGGAACAAGAUAGCCUGGAUGAAGAUCCAAGAUGGCAGUGUCUACUCUCUUCGAGUGGAUGAGUUAAAUAUGGUUUUCUUAUACCUGUUGCAUAUUUCAGUUCGAUAAUGUUUAUAGAAAAACUAAAGUUUCUUUUUAAAUUUUAUUAUUAUUUUUAAGUCUCUCAUACUUGUGUUUAAAGCAUUUAAAAAAAAAUAAAAAAAAAAUAUAUAUAUAUAUACAUAUAUGUAUAUAUAUAUGUAUAUAUAUAUAAAUAAUAUAUGCCAGUUCAGCGUUUUCUCAUGACUCUCUCUAUUCUCUGGCAGAAUUAUCUGAUAGCAAUGAAUUAUCAUCUCGUCGUGAAUCUCAGACGUCACUGAACUCCACCACGAGUCUGGACCAUAAUUUGAUUUCUUCCCUAUCAAGCAAAUUUGAGGUACCAACCAGACAGUUCUAUUUGUCACAACACAAUUUAUGUUAUGCUUGCCUUCAGCUCUGGUGAAUGCCUCCAUGGCCAACUGUUAUUAUAACCAUAACGCUGGGAAAUAUAGCCUUAUUCCAAAACAUCCCAGGUCAACGUUUAAAAGAACCAAAAAAAUUCCCGAGGGUGCUUGCUAUGCGGUGAUAGAAUGGAGAGAUGAAGAAUUUGUUGAUCUACACUAUAGAAAAACAUAAACCUUUAAACUGAAGAGUCCUCCUUGUAGUUUAUCACAUACAGCGUGUAUGUGAAAGGCGUGAUUGCCAUUUCAUUUCUGUAAUCUCCAGGGGUGAAUUUACAAGCCUAUCCAUCUUGCUUGGCUCAAUGGCCUUCCUUAGGGGUGGCCCAGACAGGAAAAGGUUAUCUGGAGGUAGUAAUUUCAAAAACCUUAUUUUGUCUAGAUCUAUUGAUGGCAUUACUAAAUUCCAAACAUUCCCAUGUUACCCCCACGAGAGACGCUUUACUCCUCAUUUACAGAGUCUGUACUUCUACUAGAACGUGUGUAUCAAGUAGAUGGAAAACCUCAUUGCCUUAUUUAGAAUACCUCCACAGCAGGAUUAAAUUUAUAAAGAAUAUGGAAUACCUUACGCUAGGUAGCAGGACCCAGUACAGAAAUACAAUAUGGGCCCCUAGUUGUGCUACAACAUUCCAGCUCCACAGCGACAUUUUAGAUGGACGGGAUAUUGAAAACAAAAAUGUAUUUAUAAAAUAUUUUACCAGGAAUGUUCAAUUGAGAUUUCUCUCGUUUUCAGAUAUGUUUAACAUCUGACUGUUUUUUUUACCUGGCCACCCCUUGGGGCUCUGAUAUCCCACAUGUUACCCAUCCUCUUUCUCUCUGUCCACUCCUUCCUGCUCUUUUUUUCUCUAGUUUUUUUUUUAGUAUCUUGAAACCUUUAAAAAUAAUUUAAAAAAAUGUGAUUUUAAGGUAUUUCUUUGUUGACAUAGAGUUACACUAUCAGUUACAUUUAAAAUCUUGGCACAGAGUACCUGAACUGAAAGCAUAGCUGACUUAGAAAAAUUUUCCAUUUCAGAAAUAUUAUUUGUUUUAAUUUGAAAUUCACUUUGAAUUCUCAAUUUAGUGAAUAACCUGUAUAUGUUUAUUAUAUUAAUUGUUGUGGGUAAUGCUAAUUUUCCCCUCUGCGUUUUACUUUUAGAAUGACAGUGCAAGCUUGGGAAGUAUAGAACAUGAUAGUGAAGCCAAGCCAAUGAAAUAUUGCUGUGUCUAUCUGCCUGAUGGCACUGCCUCACUUGCAGCAGUGAAACCAGGCUUAACCAUCCGGGACAUGCUUGCUGGGAUCUGUGAAAAACGAGGUUACUGUGUUACAGAUGUGAAGGUCUACUUGUCUGGAAAUGAACAGGUAUUGAUUCCUAUAUCAGGGGUAGGCAAGCUUCGACACUCCAGACAUUGUGUAUUGCAUAUCCUAAGAGGCUUUUCCACACAUAAUGCUGGCAAAGCAUCAGGAAAGGUGUAGUCCACAAACCCCGGAGUGACUACCCCUGCCCUAUAUAAUAUAACCUUACCUUAUACUACUGCAACAUAUAUACAUUUCAGAGUCUCCAUGCUCAUUUGUUUUUUGUUUUUGUUUUUUCUUAUACAUUAUGGCCAAUGAUUUGUGUAUUUCCAAUAGCAUAUGAAGGAUUAGGCUUGGUAUUAACAUCAAAGGUAGCUGAUUUUCACACACAGAAUGUUUCUGUCUCGCAAUCAGCUUUUCUCAAGCCAGAGAAGGGAUCUUUGAGAGUGAAACCAUCAGGACUCCAUAUGGAAUUCAACCGAUGAGUUUGACCUCUCCAGACUGUUCGGCACCAGUAUUUAAAAAAGACAAAUCUCUAUGUUUGUUGAUCUAUUGUCUAUCUCCAAUGACAUGCUUUAAGUAUUUGUAGUAGAUAAGAAUCUCUGAAACAUUAUACCACUGCCACAAUCUCUCUAGACCUAUCUGUCUAGUUAUGCAUGUGACAUACAACAUUACACUAAACCUCUACUAAAACUCUUAAGGUAUUUGUUUUUAAUAUAUAUAUAUAUAUAUAUAUAUAUAUAUAUAUAUAUAUAUAUAUACACACACACAUAUACACAUAUAUAUAUACACACACACACACACACACACACACACAUACAUAUAUAUAUAUACACAUACAUAUAUAUAUAUAUUUCAUAUUUCUCAAUACAAUUAAAAGGUUUAUUUCCUGCCGCUCAGUCAUACUAACGAGCUUAGUGCAUUAUUAAGAAUAGCCCUUUGCAAAAAAACAGAAAGAUACUGGCAAAAAAAACCCACAAGUUUAAAAACAAAUUCAGGAAAGCCAAUCAAGCCACUACAUUAAAUGCUAAAUAGAUAUAACUGCUACAUCAGCUGGUACUGGGCAUUUACGGAGUAAUAAGAGCGGCUUUUCCUCCACUGCAUAUAUUUAGAUGGACUUCCAGUCAGUUUACCACCCAAUAAGAAAGGAGGAUUGACGGGGGCGGGGCCUGGCCGCCGAGCUGAGUGGACAUGGGGCGCCUCAGCUCCCUGACAAACCCGCAAUAACCAGCCUCAAAAUGCCCCUACUCGCCUGGAAAACCCUCAGCUGCUGUGAGAGGGCAAAGGGGACCCGACCACCAACCUUUGGGGCAAGUACCAGCCCCCACUCCGCUGGCGAUGCGGUCUGGUGGGCGAGUGGGAUUGCGGCCUGCUGUGAGGCCCUGGCGGGAGAAGCGGCCGAUCUCCCGUGCUUGGUCCGGCGGGACCUCCCACCGCCUGCUAAGGGCCCCGUUACCCCCCCCCCUGUGGGCCGGGGGGGUUAUCCCGGACCCCACCGGGGACGAAGCGCUCGUUCAGGGCAUACAGGCUGAAGGAGGACUGACUGGGGACCGCAUGGAAAAUCCAAGAUGGCUGCCGCGAUCAUUGUGAGUCGGAGAAGUGAGGGGGAAGUACCAAAGCAACGGCAGACAGACUGAGUGCUCCUUCCACCCACAGGAUACCAGCAUGAGGGGUAUACUCCACAAGCAAGCCCAGCUCAGCAUAAUAACCCUCACACCAACAGAGGCAUCACCUCCCAUUAAUACCAGUGGAUAUAACUGACUCUGCCUGAGUACAAGGUAACAAUGAGAAUGGGGGACAAGCUUCACUCCACUGCUAACUGUCAAGCCCCUGCACACUAAAACAUCCAGCUACAAGCACAGAUCUAGCACAGCUGCAAGAGAGAUCAAGGCUUCCAACCACAUAUGCCUACAGAGAUAACCAGGGCCGGACUGGGAAAAAAAUUCAGCCCGGGCAUUUUUUUAUCACAGCGGCCCACUAAGAAGGGGGCGGGGCAGAGAGGGUGUGUUUUGUCAUCACUCAUGAAAACACGCCCCCUCUCAAAGUGAGCAUGUUGGUUCAAUGCUCUUCCAGGGCAGACCAUGCGCAGAGCUCUGCUGAAGAGCUCUAGCAUGAGAAAAAAGCCCUGUAUUUGUUCUGCACAGUGCAAGCAAAUUUAAUAACAUGCUUGCACUGUUUCCUUGCAACUUGUCUCUGGUGUCUCUAUAAAUGGAUACCAGGAGACAAAAGGGCCAGGAAAGAGUAUUGUGCAUGUGUUUGGAGCCUGUUUGUGGUAUUACGUUUGUGCAGAGUGAGCUGGUCAUGGUGUGGUAUUGUGUAAUAAGGUCUGUUUUAGUCGUGUUGUGUUUGUGGUGUAAUGUAAUGCAUAUGUGGCUAGGGGCUGUAGAGAAUGUGUGUAUAGGGGAUGUAGCAAGUGUGUGCAUACAGGCUAUAGUGUGUGUGUGUAUAGGUGAUUUAGUGUUUGUAGAGAGUGUGUGUUCAGGGAAUGUAGUAUGUGUUUGCUUACAAGGAAUCUAGUGUGCAUAUAGGGGAUCCAGAGUGUGUGUGUGUAUAUGAUCCAGAGUUGGCUAAAGGAUCUAGUGUGUGUCUGGAAUGUAAUGUGUUUAGGGGUGCAGUGUGUGUGUGAGGGGUGUUGUGUGUAUGUGUAUAUAUAUAUAUAUAUAUAUAUAUAGUUUAUAUAAAUAUGUUUGGAAGUAUUGUGUAUGUGUGUGAUGCAGUGUAUUGGGGGUUGUGUGUGUAUGUGAGGGGUGCAGUAUGUGUGUGUGAGGUGUGAUGUGUGUGAGGGUGCUGUGUGUGUGAGGGUGCUGUGUAUGAUGUGUGUGAGAGUGUUGUGUGUGUGAUGUGUGUGAGUGCUGAGUGUGAUAGUGCUGUGUAUGAUGUGUGAUGUGUGUGAGAGUGAUGUGUGAGAGUGCUGUGUGUGAGUGUUGUGUGUUAUGUGUGUGAGUGCUGAGUGUGAUAGUGCUGUGUAUGAGUGUUGAGUGUGAUAGUGCUGUGUAUGAGUGUUGAGUGUGAUAGUGCUGUGUAUGAUGUGUGUGAGUGCUGAGUGUGAUGUGUGUGAGAGUGAUGUGCCUGAGUGCUGAGUGCUGUGUGUGAGAGUGCUGAGUGUGAAAGUGCUGUGUGUGAAAGUGCUAUGAUGUGUGUGAGAGUGCUGCGAUGUGUGAGAUUGCUGUGUAUGCUGUGUGUGAGAGUGCUAUGAUGUGUGUGAGAGUGCUAUGAUGUGUGUGAGAGUGCUGCGAUGUGUGAGAUUGCUGUGUAUGAUGUGUGUGAGAGUGCUGUGUGUGAGAGUGCUAUGAUGUGUGUGAGAGUGCUGCGAUGUGUGAGAUUGCUGUGUAUGAUGUGUGUGAGAGUGCUGUGUGUGAGAGUGCUAUGAUGUGUGUGAGAGUGAUGUGUGUGAGAGUGCUAUGAUGUGUGUGAGAGUGCUGCGUGUGAUGUGUGUGAGAGUGCUAUGAUGUGUGAGAGUGCUGCGCUGUGUGUGAGAGUGCUGUGUGUGAGUGUUGUGUGUUGUGAGUGCUGGGUGUGAUAGUGCUGUGUGUGAUGUGUGUGAGAGUGCUGCGUGUGAUGUGUGUGAGAGUGCUGAGUGUGAAAGUGCUGUGUGUGAGAGUGCUAUGAUGUGUGUGAGAGUGCUGUGUGUGAAAGUGCUAUGAUGUGUGUGAAAGUGCUAUGAUGUGUGUGAGAGUGCUAUGAUGUGUGUGAGAGUGCUGCGAUGUGUGAGAUUGCUGUGUAUGAUGUGUGUGAGAGUGCUGUGUGUGAGAUUGCUGUGUAUGAUGUGUGUGAGAGUGCUGUGUGUGAGAGUGCUAUGAUGUGUGUGAGAGUGCUGCGUGUGAUGUGUGUGAGAGUGCUGCGUGUGCUGUGUGUGAGAGUGCUGAUGUGUGAGAGUGCUAUGAUGUGUGUGAGAGUGCUGAGUGUGUGAAAGUGCUGAUGUGUGAGAGUGCUGUGUGUGAGUGCUGGGUGUGAUGUGUGUGAGAGUGUUGUGUGAGUGCUGAGAAUGCUGAGUGUGAUAGUGCUGUGUAUAAAUGUUGUGUGUUGGGGGGUAAAUAAACAAAUAAAAAACUAAGCAAAAAAAAAAACUAAACCCCCCCCCCCUCCCUUCUUACCUUUAACCUGGGAGGGGGGGACAUGCACGUGGUAGCUGGGAGGGGGGGCACCGGCACUCGCACACCAUCCCUGGUGGUCCAGUGGUGAGUGAACUCUCUCGCGAGAUCGGGGCGUUGCCAUGGCAACGCUCCGGAUCUCGCGAGAGAAACCCGGCGGAGCUGCAAGACAGAGCUCCGCCGGGUCCUCUCCCUCCCUCCCCAGCCGCAGGUCUAUUUAAAUGGGCCGGUGAGGGAGAUCUUUGAUCUCCCCAUCGGCCCUCCAUGGAAGACAGCGGGGCCGGCGCUCGGAUAGUGCCGGCCCUGCAUAGACCGGCAGGGGAGAUCCUGGGACCUCCCCUGCCGGCCUCGGCCCCACGGACACCGCGGCCCACCGGGCAUUUGCCCGCUGUGCCCGAUGGCCAGUCCGGGCCUGGAGAUAACAGACUAUGGUGUACCUCUUAAUCCAGCACCCCAUCCACAAUUUUAAUGUGUGUCUUCUGCAUCGGACUCUCUUCCUGCAGUUAGAAAGUAAUCCAAAUGUCUGAGCCUGCAUGUGUGUCCGACGCUCUGCUGCCCCCUGGUGGUUAAACCUAAUUAAGCUUAAAGAAAUCUGUUCUUGAUGAUAACCUUAGCUUCUGUUUUAAUGUCAAAAAUAUGCUCACUGUUUUGUUUCCCACAUAUAUGCCUAGCACAAAUGCCGAUUUAGACAGGUUAAGCAUCAACUAUCUCGCUGUAUUUUAUGUAACUUCACGCUAACAAUUUAACUGUUUAGCCAAGCUUGCUAAAAAUAUAAAAUUGUGCAGACUCUCAUGCCACUGUUUAACCAUUGUAUAUCUUGCAAUACGCUGUUGUGGCGUCUGUUGAUUCCUUGUACCCACCUGCACAGCAAAAAUAAAGAAUUACAAAGAAAGGAGGAUUGAAAGGAACAGAAACAAUCCACAGCAAGAGAUCUCAAAUAGUAGAAACAUGUAUUAUUCAAUAAAAAUACAUGGUAGGCAAAAAUAGGAGAGCACAAACCCAUAUGUACAAAAACCAGAAUACUCCUAAUGCAGUUAACGCCUUGUGUGGUACUUACCCAUAGAGUAAGAGUCUAUUGAGGUUUUUCACCUGGACUGCAAUAUCUAGACAUUGAACACGCUAUUCAACAAUGUCCUGAUCCGAACUGGCCCUUAAAUCUGUACCGAACACUACCAGAUGGAUGAAAUCCAGACCCGAAUGCUUCAAAUCUUCCCACUGGCAGGACCAGCAGCCAAAUAAUUAAAAACCUUUGGCAGCGCAAGGAUUUGGGGAGGGCAAAGUCUUUAAAAUAAAUCAUGGAGGUAGAUAGAUCACUACGCUUUUGCUCGUAAGCAAAACACAUUUUAAGGAGUUUGUGGUUUUAUAGAUAAGUAAUGCAUGUUUCCAAUUGUAGGAACUUAAAACAUGAAAAAACAUUGCUUGCGGUUUAAUUAACGAAUACAGGAAUUUAGAAAAUAUUCUGGGCCCAGUACAUCUGUACUGUAUGUAAUAUGUAUUAUUAGUCCAUGUAAGGGCUUUUUCUAGCAUUUCUGUGCCAUACUUUUUUGUCACUGUGUCAUUUACCUAAACAUUGGCAAAGAUCCAUUUAGCAACAUGUAUUGUCAUAAAUUGACCACUAGGUGGGGCUGUGUCACUAUUAUGGAAACCAUCAAGGACUAUUUAUAUAUAAGUGACAUUUACCUUUUUUUCAGUUGCCAGCAGUUGAACUGCACAUUCCUGAAAUGAAAAGGUUAAAAAUUAUAAGGAAAAAGGCAUAAAUGUUCUUAAAAGGGUAAAAGGAUAAAACAGACGCUUAAAUACGCUAUUGUGUUCAUAAGCAAAACACUCUUUGAGGAAUUUGUAGUUUUCUAGGUAUGCAAUGCUUGGUUCCAAUUGUGGAAGCAAAUACAAAUACACAAAAAAAAAAAAACAACAAAACACUGCUUGUUGUAUAAUACACAAAUACACGUGAAUAAAGAAAAUAUUCUGGGCCAGCACAAUGCCCAGUGCAUUUAUUUAUAACAGUAAUAUGAGUUUGUCCAUGUCAGAGCUCAUUCUAUCAUUUCUAUGCUAUAAAAUAUUUUUAAACCUACUAGUUCAGUGUCUCUUAACCUUUUGACAUUCUUCAAAUUGUGUACUCAACCCAGUGACCCAUUCUUUCACUGUAAUAGAACAUGUACCAAACCCUUUCAUUACACUAUGCCUGGUGUCAGAGGGAUCUAUACUGCCCUGAGGAAGGCAUAAUCUCUGCAUUUAGCUAUGUAUUAUAAGCUGUUGCCUAGGGCCUGAUGAAUUUGAGAUGCUUUUCACAGCCAUGGGGGCACCUUAGUACUACACUAUCAGCCUUUAUACAUGUUCUCCCUGUAAACUGAACCAUGCACUUAUUUAUCACUAAACAAACUACACAUUUUCACCUCUUCUGAGUGUUCUGAGCUCAAGCUCAAUGAUUGACAUCAUUGGGAAAUUUUCGUAUUAUGGCCUCAAUUUUAAUAUAUUUGGAUAAAUUUUUUAAAUGAUUUAAUAUUUUUUGGAAAAACUAUUAACAUAUCCAAGAAUUAUCAUAUAUAUAAAGAAAAAUAUUGAAAUAUCAAAAAAACUAAUUGUUUUUUCAACAUAUUAAAUAAUUUUAAAAAGCUCAUCCAAAAAUAUAAAAUCAAGGUCUAUGUUUGCCAUCGAUUUUACCAUAUGUACAUUUAGUUUAUUCAAUAGACUGGAAAUGUGGAAAACUGAAUAUUUAGGGCAAUAUACUAGGGCAAGAAAAAUAGCAGAUUUGGAGAAUUUUCCCACUUUUUCCAGUUUUACCUAAAAUUUUCAAGUUCUUGUUAAUUCUCUACAAUUCCUAGUUUAGUGACUAAACUCUUGGUUUUGUUUGCUAAAUCUAUUUAGGGCUAUUCACAAAACUAUGAAUUUUACUGGAUUGAAUCCAUAUGUCCAAACCACUUACAAGGCUAUUCAUCAAAAUUAGAAUUGUCAGGAAUUUAAACGACCACUAUAUUAUAUAAUUUAAAGGACCACUAUAUAGUGUUAAUAGGUCCCCCCCACCCUCAUGGCCCCCCUCCUGCCGGGCUGAAGCGGGAGGAAGGGGUUAAGAUCUUACCUUUCUCCAGUGCCGGGCUCCCUCCGUGCUGGUGACUCUCCUCCUCCUUCCGACGUCAUUGCUGAAUGCGCAUGCGCGGCAAGAGCCGCGUGCGCAUUUAGUCAGUCCAUAAGAAAGCAUUCUCAAUGCUUUCCUAUGGACGCAGGCGUCUUCUUACUGUGAAAAAUCACAGUUAGAGGCGCGGAAGCGCCUCUAGCGGCUGUCAAUGAGACAGCCACUAGAGGCUGGAUUAACCCAUAUGUAAACAUAGCAGUUUCUCUGAAACUGCUAUGUUUACAGCAGGCAGGGUUAACCCUAGAUGGACCUGGCACCCAGACCACUUCAUUAAGCUGAAGUGGUCUGUGUGCCUAUAGUGGUCCUUUAAGGCCAACUGAAAUCAUUUAGGGACGCUAUAGUCACCAAAACAAUUUGAACUUAAUGAAGCUGUUUUGGUGUAUAGAUUAUGCCUCUGAAGUCUCACUGCUCAAUUCACUACCAUUCCGGAGUUAAAUGACUUCUGUGUCUAUCUUUGCAUCCCUAGCCACACCUAUCCUGGCUGUGACUGACACAGCAUGCAUGAAAACAAAAUGGUUUCAUUUUCAGUCUUUUUUAAUUUACUUUAAAAGUUUCUAUCUCCUGCUCUGUAAAUUUGACUUUAAUUACUUACACAAGACUUCUGUGGGGUCUAUCAAGCUAUUAACAGAGCAAGAGCUAAAACAUCCAAAAUUAAACAUAAUUUGCAAUAAGGGAAGUGUAAACAUUAGAUUACUCUUUACAGGAAGUGUUUAGGAAGGCUGUGUAAGUCACAUGCAGGGAGGUGUGAAUAGAGCUGAAUAAACAAAGUGCUAAAUGACAGAGAAUUAAGCAGUUAAACUGCAGGGCAUGAUCUAUACACCAAAACUGCUUUAGAUAAAGUUGUUUUGGUGACUGGAAGAAUCCUCCAAGGCAACUAUGCUUCCUGGUAGGCUACUUUGUCUGUUAGUUUUAAUUCCUGAUUAUUUUCACUUUAGUGAAGAUUUCUGUGAGGCUAAAAUAGUAAACUGGGGAGUCUGACUACCAAAGCGAACAGUCGCAUGCUCGUUAAUCUCCAGAAAACGAGGGCCCUAAUUGACACAUUCCUGCCUUUUAUACCAGUUUAACUGGCACCAGGGGUUCCUAAAGCUUGUCUGGACCUCAGGGGAAGAAAAUGAAAAAAUUAAGGCCUUAUAAACCCCGAAUGGAGAUAAAUACCGGGGACAUGUGGCGGCAGGCAAACAGCACUGUUGCGUCCAAGAUGGCGUCCCUCACUAGGGACUGCUCGGAUCUCUCUGAUGACCUGUCCAACGAGGCAGACGAGGGGUACUUACCCACACCAGCAGUCACGCCACUGACUCCACGGCCGAAUCCGGACUCUGCUCCAGUGACAACAGAGGUCCUGAAGGAGCUCCUAGCGGACCUGCAACAGAAUUUAAUUGUUGACAUGGCCACCAUACGUAGGGAUUUACAGGGCCUGACAGGCCGCCUUGGAGCACUAGAAGCGGCAUCCAACACAGGCACAAAGCAAAUCACAUCCCUGCAACAAGCGGUGCACGAAUUGCAGCAACAAUUCUAUGGAUGACUUAGUCUAGGAAGGUGUUUUCCCUGGUAGACGACAACGGCGAGUGCCAGAUAUGUCAGCCCCUUACUAGGGGAAAUGUGUUCCAUAAAUGACUGGGACCAGGGGCGUAUUAGCCGCGAGGCAAACAAGGCAUUUGCCUUGGGCGGCAUUUUUCAGGGGGCGGCCCAAAACCAGGAUACACCACUGACUGGGACCCAGUGGCGGAUCCAGAGCCUGAUCUCGGGAGGGGCACUUGUAGAUUAUUUAAAGAAAUAAUCCAGACACAAUAACAACUACAGCUCAGUGUAGUGGUUAUGAUGUCAAUAGUGCCGGGACCCCCUCCCAGAGUAAGUUUGACAACUUACCUGAGGUCUGCUGGGAAAUGGGGCAGUAGUAGGGCAUAGGAGCAGUGGUGUGUGUGAGUGGUGCAGUGUGUGUGUGUGUGAGGGGGACAGUGUGUGCGCAGUGUGUGUGUGAGGGCGGCAGUGUAUGUGUGGGACAGUAUGUGUGUGUAACAGUUGCAGUGUGUGUGUGAGUAUUGCAGUGUAUGGGGCGGCAGUGUAUGGGGCAGUGUGUGUAUCGGGUAGUGUAUGUGUGUAGAGUGUGUGUAGGGGGGCAGUGUGUGUAUGGGGCAGUGUAUGUGUGUAGAGUGUGUGUAUGGGGGCAGGGCAGUGUGUGUGUAUGGGGGACAGUGUGUGUAUCGGGUAGUGUAUGUGUGUAGAGUGUGUGUAUGGGGGGCAGUGUGGGUGUAUGGGGGGACAGUAUAGGGCAAUGUGUGUGUAUGGGGGGGCAGUGUGUGUGCAUGGGGGGCAAUGUGUGGCCAAUGACAAUGUAUGGGGGCUGUAUGUAUAUGGGUGUAUAGGGGGCAAUGUGUGUGUAUAUAGGGGGCAGUAUAGGUGUGUCAGUAUAGGGUGUAUGGGGGAGACAGUAUAGGGGGCAAUGUGUGUGUAUGGGGGGGCAGUAUAUAGAUUUGUAUGGGGGGCAAUGUGUGUAUGAGGCAGUAUGGGGGCAAUGUGUGUGUAUGGGGGGCAAUGUGUGUGUGUAUGGGGGGGCAGUAUGGGUGUAUGGGGGGGGGGCAAUGUGUGUGUGUAUAGGGGGCAGUAUGGGUGUAUAGAGGGGUAGUAUGGGGGCAGUAGCCAUAGAGCAGAAGGUAACUAGGGGCAAUGUGUGUGUAUAGGGGGGCAGUAUGUGUAUGUAGGGGGCAGUAUGGGGGGGCAAUGUGUGUAUAGGGGGCAGUAUGGGGGGGCAGUAUGGGUGUAUGGGGGGCAAUGUGUGUAUGGGGGGGCAGUAUGGGUGUAUGGGGGGCAGUAUGGGGGCAAUGUGUGUAUGGGGGGGCAGUAUGGGGAUCAGUGUAGUGUGUGUAGAGUGUGUGUGUGAUAAGGGUAGGGGGGCUUUUUAAAAAAUAUAUAUAUUUUUUUAUUUAGUUUAAUAAAAAUAAUCAUUAUGUCCCCCCUCCCUUCUUACCUUUACUGGGGAGGAGGGGGGACAUUUCCCUGGUGGUCCGGUGGGGGAUUCCCUGGUGGUCCCAGUGGUGAUGAGUUAACUCUAGCCCGCGCUCCCGGGCUAGAGUUCACUCUCGCGAGAUUUGGAGCGUUGCCGUGGUAAUCGCGGCAACACUCCAAAUCUCACGAGAGGAGGACCCGGAGGAGCUGCAGACUGAGCUCCGGGUCCUCUCUCUCACUCCCUCCCUCCCUCCCCCGCCGGCCGCCAGCACGGUGCCUGCGGACCGGGGAGGGAGAGCUCUGAUCUCCCCUCCGGUCCGCAGGCACAUUGCAGGGCUGGCACCUGCAUGUGCUGCUGGCAGGGGAGGGAGACCGGCGGAUUUCUCGGGGGGGGGGCAAUUGCCCCGUUGCCCCCCCCCCUGGAUCCGCCACUGCUGGGACCCAUAGUUGUAUUUAUUAUUUAUUAUCAUUUAGCAACUGUUAUGCAUUUUUACACUCUUUACAAAUAUUGCUCACUUCCUAUUCACUGAGCCACGCCGACUCACUCACAGUACGACCCAUGUACCUCUUACAACAGCAGUCUCAGCAUGUGUAUAACUAUAUACUUCUUGUGUUUUUGAUAUGAAUACCUCAUGUCUAUCUGUGGCAAAAUAUAAAGAAUUAAAAAAAGAAAGAAAAAAAAAUAGUUAGAACACCAAAAAGUAAAUAAAAAUAGUAAACUGCUUACAAAGAUGUAGAUUGUUUUCCAAAUCAACGAUUUUAGUCUCAGUUUUGCCAUUUGGACUUAAUUUGCUAACAUUUGUAUCAUAGUGGAUAACUCUCUUAUUGACUGUCAGUGCUCAGACUGAAUUCACUGUCUUCUUCUCAUUAUACUUUUGAUAGAAGCCUUUGGCUCUUGACCAGGAAUGCAAAGUGCUUGCAGAUCAAGAGGUGAAGCUGGAGAACAGGAUUGGGUUUGAGUGAGUUUUUGUUUCAUUUUUUAUCCCGGUCAUAUUGAAGAAAGAUCGAUGUUUAUACUUUUACUAUAGAUAAAAACCUCAUCAAAGAUUAUGAGAAUACAUACGGUUUAUGAACGCUGUACUAUGACAUACUUUUCAAAAGACUUAAAACAAUUACACGUGCAUUUAUUCUCUGCUUACACUUUGACUAUUGUUCUGACAGUGUUUAUGUAACAUUGAACCAUUAUCCAGAGCUGGAUUGCAGACUGACUGGCACCUUGAAUAUAAAUUAAAUUGUGCACAUUUCUAUUCUUCCAUCUCAUGAAAAUGCCAACCAAUCAAAAUAUGUUAUUGAUGUUCAGAGAACUGGCUAGAAUGAGUUCUAGUUCAGCAACCAUUCGCUCCCCAAUUAUUGAAAGAUCCCAUUUCAAAUUAGUGACCUGUUUCUGUCAAUAUUGGUCACAUACCAAACAAUUCAAUAAGCAGGGGUACUAACGAUGCUGUUUGAGGAUCUUAGUUCAUAAGUCUUAAAUGAAAAAUAUAUAGAUCUCUAUUUGGAGAAUUAAACACUGUGUUAUCUAGAAGAUCGAAAUUAUCUGAAUAACAGCAAUGUUUUUGAAAGUAUUGUCUGAGUCACCAUAAUUUGCAAUGCCUGUCAGUCAAUGAUUUUUGACUCAUACAUGUUAGAACAUCCUUUCUAAAUGAGGAAUCUGCAAUUCCUGUCCAAAUACAGCACAUUCCUGAACCCUGAUAGUCACAAAGAAAGUUACCAUGUUAUCUAAAUGUUAUUAAAGAUGAUGAGCUUGAACAUCUAGAAUGAAAGUGUCCAGCUCUAGUAAUCUCGUGCUAUCCUACAGAUGUGCCAGAAAUGUUUAAUGUUUAAUAAUUUGUAAUAAAAUUGGUGGGGCAUAGUUGUUGCAAAUAACUCUAUAGCUUGGAAUAGAGGUAGGCAACCUUCAACACUUCAUAAUGCUGGCAAAGUGUCAGGGAAGAUGUAGUCCACAACAUCUGUAGUGCCGAAGGUUGUCGACCCCGGUCUAAAAUGUCCACACUCUGAAAAGGCAAGGAAUCUUAAUCGCGUAACCAUGUAAAUUAAAAGUUCAGCAGAAGGCGACUUUAUGAUUUCCAAAUUCAGUAGACUUCACAUGUUACAACCAGAAGUUUUAAAAAACGUGUAAUAAUAAUAAUAUUAAUAACUCAUACUGAGUUUUUUCGCAUUGGACUCAAAGCACUUUAGACAACAUACAAUCAUGUAUUUAAUGAUUCUAUUCCUGUAGCGCUUGUGUACACAUGUAGAUCUUGAGUCUUUCUUUAAAAAUGUCCAGGGAGGUGGCUUCUAACACUGUGCUAGGGGGGAGUGUUCCAUAGAGAUGGGGCGACAUGGUUUAAAGCUCAUAAAUCACAUUUUUGUUGAAAGUAGACAUUAGUCAAACCGUAAAGUGUGUUUAAUACUUUCUUUGUCUGGUGUAUUUGUAGCCUACAAAUCAAACAUGUGAAUAAAAAUGUUCGUAUUGUGUCAAAACCCACGAAAACCAUACAAGAAGCGUUACAACCAACUUUGAAGAAAUAUGAACUUCAGAAUUGCCACAUUGUUCUUCAUAAGGUAGGAAUUUAAACCUAUUUUGUGAUAUCAUAACUUCAAAAAUGUAUCCCUGCCUGUCUCUUUUACCUGUGUAUUUCAAUAAGCUGUGGACUUAAUCAAUAGCAGUCAACAUUGUGACUAAAAAUAGAUGAAAACAUUGGAAGACAUCCCAAGAGACAUUUUCUGAAAAAAGCCAAACACAGUUUAAAAAACAGUUAUUACAAAACCUAUAAAUUAGCAUGCUGCAGGAGAUAUUUUGCCUAUUACCUCAUGCCAGAGCCAGAUUUACAUCCCCAGUGGCCAGAGUGGAAAGAGUCAAGCUUCUGCCCUCUCACGUACUCUUAUGGUAAUAGUGCCGCCAGUACACCGGCCACCGGUGAUAUGCCAAACUAUUUACAAAUGGAUUGACUCUUAACAAGCUGUGUCGGCAGUGGUGUAUCCUGGUUUUGUGCUGCCCUAGGCAGGACAAAACUCAGGCGCCCCCCAACCCCUCCACGCGCGCGCGACCCCCACCCAUCCCUUCCCCCCGCCCUGCCUUCUAAAUACACACACACACAAACUCACUGACACACACAGACACUCACUCACUCACUAGCAGACACACACACUAGCAGACACACACACAGUCAGACACACACACAGUCAGACACACACAAACACACUCACUCACUAGCAGACACACUCACUCACUAGCAGACACACACUCACUAGCAGACACACACACUCACUAGCAGACACACACUAGCAGACACACACUAGCAGACACAAACACUCACUGACACACACACUCACAGGCAAACACACUCACACUAACAGUCACACACACACUAACACAGACACACACACACACUAACAGACACACCUACACACACACACACACACACACACUAACAGACACACACACACUAACAGAAACACUCACACACACACACACUAACAGACACACUCACACACACUAACAGACACCCUCACACUCACACAUUUAUUUUUUUAACCCCCCCUUCCAGCCUCCUUACCUUUGGGAAUGCUGGGGGUGGGGGGUUCCCUAUUCCCUGGGGUCCAGUGGCUGCUGGGCGCUGGGCGGGCGGCUGGCGAGGGAGCUCUUCCUCUGAGCACUCUGCUCAGCUCCCUCGCGCGUCGCAGAGUGAGGCUGGGAGACGGAAUAUGACGUCAUCUUCUGGCUCCCAGCCUCACUCUGCGGCGCGCGAGGGAGCUGAGCAGACAGCUCAGAGGAAGUGCUCCCUCGCCAGCCGCUCGCACAGCAGCCAGCGCCGCCCAGCCCGACCGGCAUGUCUGUUAGCCGCAAGGCUAACAAGGCAUUUGCCCUGGGCAUUUGGGGGUUGCGUUUUUUGCCGCCCCCUGAAAAAUGCCGCCUAAGGCAAAUGCCUUGUUUGCCUCGCGGAUAAAACGCCCCUGUGUGUCGGGUGUUAAUGGUCCUUCUGAUCUAAGUGGUUUGAUGAAGUGGAAAUUCGCAUUCAUAUAUUUAUGCUGCGAUUUCUGGCAAAUCUAUAGAUAAGUCCCUAAUUUGUAUUAAAUUAAGGAGGGAGCUGAGUUUAGUACAUAGCUCCCUAUUUUGGUAUCCAUAAAUAUGGGAAACCCACAUAAGGAAAUUUGGGAGCUUUAUACUAAGCAGCGGAAAGAUCAAAAUUUACAAAAAAGAAAAGGGCUUCCCUUAAUUUUAAUCUUUCAGCUGUUUAGUUGUUAACUCCCUAACUAAGAUUGGUACACUUAUGUGGGAUAGCUAUAUAUUGAUGUAUCAAAUUAGGGAGUUGUUUAGCAGAUAUAACUAAAUUUUUUGGUAUCUCUAAAUAUGACAAAUCCACAAAAGAAUACCAAAUUAGGGAGCUGUCUACUAAGCAACUGAAAUAUCAAAUUUAAGAAAAGCCCUUUUCUUCAUUUGAACUUUCAGCUGUUUAGUAGAUUGUUAUAAUUUGGUAUCCUUAUGUGAGAUUUACAUAUGUAAGAUACCAAAUUAGGGAGCUAUAGACUAAAUGCAACAUCUCCCUAGUUUGGUAGUGGUACCCAAAUUGGUACCUAUUUUACGCAAAGGAACUAAUGAAUGAAAAUGUUAGUUUUGAGCGUUUUUGGUUUUUUUUGAAAAUCUUUUUAUUUUGAUUUGUUGGAGUUAUGACAUACAGAAACAUAAAGAAUCAAACAUUGGCACUCGCAGGUCCCAAUCAAAAUGUUAGCAUUGGUAGAGCACAUAGAGUGUACACAGUGUCAUUGAUAGAUAUCAAGGUACAAUGUAAGUGUGUUGGUGUCAUGAGACCUACAGGACACAUUCCCACUUGACCACCUCUAACCUGGAGACAGCUACACCAAUAGUGGAAGUUAUCCAAUCAUGUCACUUCAUGGUGUUAGUCAAUGUACACUUGAUCACUCCCAUGCACACCUUUCCCUUCCGUGACCCCCGUCUGUGAAGUAUGGCGAUACCGGUAUGCGUGGUGGGAGUGACAAAAUGGCGUAACAAUAAUAAUGCCAGACAUAUUUUACAAAACAUUGGGUACAACAAUACAUUGACAUCAUGAAUGGGGUCUGGCAAGCCUUAGUUAAAGUGCGUGGUGUGGAGAAAGGACGUGUCUUGGUUUCCUGUUUACGCCUUUUGUCAUGAUAAUGAGCUCUCAGUUGUCGUACCACACAAAUGUGUCGAAGCAGGUAUACGUAAAGGUUGUGGGGUAGUCUACUGUCAGUUAGCUAUGUCAGGGUGUCGUCCAUGAGGGUAGUUUUGAGCAUUUUGUUCAUUAGUUUUCCAUUAUGCAAUUUGGAAUUUGGCAAAUAGAUCAACGAGACGAUUUUAUUCUGGAUUGUGAUUCUUCCAAUAAUGAAUGCUAAAGUCUACUAAAUAUCACUAGUUAUAGGAAUUUAAUCAGGAGCUGAAUUCAAUUGAAGUUUUGGGCUUCAAAUGUUCUGUUUCCCUCUUAUAACCAUUGGUGGGGCUGAUACAGUACUCAUUACACUAAUAACUAAAUGUGACCUUUUCAUUAGCUUGUGUAAUAUUAGCUUACUCAUAAUAACCUGCUAAAUUUAGCUGAAGUAAAAAUAGCUUGCUUCUUUCAUGUAAACAUUUUUAAAAUUGCACAUGAAUUGCACACGAACUGUGGAAGCAACUGUUCUUGAGAUUGCACACUGAGUAUUUAAACCUCACGUGCUGUAUCUGUCGAACACUCUUAAUAACAUGAGUAACUGCACUCACAGCAGCUAUCACAAACACUUCUUGACAAAAGAUACAAUAAAAAAUGUAACUGGCCACAUUGCUUACAGAAUUAUGAAUCAUUGAUGAUUCAGAGACGAGCACAGAUCAUCGGGAGCCUGUGUUAUUUUUCAUUUAUCGUUUCUAAUUGAUUAUUCUCUGAUGAAGGUCAUUUAAUGGCACACCAUAUAAAUAUCCGCUUUCCACUAAUUUGCUACAAGUGUUAGAAUAAAUGACAUAAUCAAAAACGGAAUUGCUUUUUCAUACUGUGCAAUGUUGUAGUGAGCUAGUACUCGUUCGAGAUUUAUAAUCAGGUACGUACUAUAAUCAAAAAUAAAAUGUUGUUAGCCAGUAGAAUGUAAAGGUUUUAAGAGCAUUUUAAAACAAACAAAAAAAUGACAUCACUGAUGUACAACUGAUACCGUUUAUGGAUGCAAGCUUUCAAGACACUAAGAAUUUAAUGUUUGCAAGACGGUUAUUUAUGGAAGUGUUGCAGAUACUUAUAGUCAAGUUUUUGGCACAGUUUAUUACAUUUGUUGGAUUUUUAUAUCUGUUGCUUUUUUAGCACCCUAACCAUCAUUCUUUAGUAGUCAUGGAUUUAUGAAUUUUCCGCCACUUUUACGGACACAAAGGUGGCAGACGUUUUCCAACCACUGUAAACUUGGCAGUCUUCUGAAAUAAGAAUUUCUGCAAAACUGGCAGUAUUUACUAUAAAGAAAACUAUCACUUUUGAGAUCACUUUAAUAAAUAUGAUCUGUCAAGUAACGGUUGAAAUCUGUCAUUAUUUUGAACACUUUGAUAAAUAUUCUCUUUUGAGCAGGGUUAGCAACAGGACAGAACUAUCUCAUAGAAUUCAAGAUUGUAAAGUCUAAUUACACCAACGAUACAGGUGAUGUAGGAAGUCCAAUGUCAAUUCUGUGCAAGAAUUACAUAAGUCAUCAGCACACACUGAGUGCUUGUGACAGACAAAAUUAGCUUCUUCCUCUGCAGGCAGCACUACCUAAGGGGGUGCUUAUAUGUCCCCUCUCUUACUUUCUUAUUUUAGCCCUCCCAGCCAUUCUCCACAUUCCUUCCCUCCCUGUUUCAGCCUACGCAUGCUCUCAGAGCACAUGAGAAUUGUCCAAACAAAUGCUUCUCUAUUUGAAGCAUUUGACUGGAUCUUGGAGAGGACAUGACGAUGCACAGGGAUUGAAAAUGCUCAAGGAGAAUCUCACCCAGUGCUUGAUGCAAGGUAAGUUUUAUGUUUAUUUAAUAGGUUUUUCAAAAGUAAUAAGGGGAAAUGGACCAUGUAACAAGUGGCAACAGGGUACAACAAAGUAAAAGAAAUAAGCCGAUGGAAAAAGGGAUGGAGUAACCUUUUAAUUUGACAAGGAUGUUGGUUUGAGAAAAGGCAUUUUUACAACAAGAGUAUUUCAGGAUUGACUAAAUAAUUGAGCAUACCAUAGGGGAGAGAGAGAUUAAAGGUAUGUGUUAAGGAGAGAAUAGAAAUAAGGAAUAUGCACAUGGUGUCAAGGAUACAGGACAUGUCCAAGAGCAUAGCAGACCAGUGAGAAUAAGGUUAGAAUUAGAGUAGAAGACACAAGUUUGAAGGAAAAUUUAAUGGGGCAGGGGGAAAGUCUUACGUUUUCAAAUAUUACUAAUCACACCUACCUAAGAAUCACUGGCUUCAAAAGACAGAAAUUUUCCAGCUUAUUGAUUAUUGGUGAUAUAAUGUGCGGUUUGUAAAAUAAUAAGAUUUAGAUUAUUAUUAUUAUUACUUAUAAUAACACAACAAAGGAUGUAAUUUUUGGACACAGGCAAAGUGUAAAAAUUCUGGACUUCUAUAUUUUUAGCUGACAUUCCUAUUGUUGCCUAAGGCAAAAGAAUGCCCUAUAUAUGAAUUAAUGGGAAUGAGAUUUUACACCACCGUUAACAAUAAGUGGUCUGCCUGCAUGACUUACUUACUGCUGAUCUCUACUAAGUAACACUGUUGUUGUUUUUUUUUUUUUUUUUUUACUCCUUUGAAGAUCCUUAUACAACGCUGAUUACAGGGAUUAUUUAUCAAACAUAAAGCAUGACAAGUUGACAAACACAAUUCUAAAUGUAGGCCAAAAACAGCAAAGUUGAGUAUAUUGUAAAUAUAUAACAAUUCUUCUUUAUUUUUUUAUUUUUGUUUUGGGGGGUUUUGGAGGGGGGAGGGGGGUCUAAUUAUUCUAUAACUGUUUCAGUGAUGCACCUCUUACUAGAUACAGUUUGAAGAAACCCUGCUUGUUACUACUUUUCCUUUAAGUGUAGGUUAAAUGGCUUUAGGUUAAAUGCAUCUUUUGAUCUUGAAAUCUGUAGCAAGUAAAAGAUGAUCUGAUACUGAGAUUUUACCAACUUGCUGCAGUGAAUGAAUCUGACAUGUCCCCCACUUUGGAGAUGCAAGCAUGUAACUGACAAUUCCUGUGUUUUCUUGUAAGAGGAUAACUCUGAUAUUUGAAAUCAUGCAUAAUUUCUAAGGCCGACUGUAAACAAGGAAGAAAAUUGCUAAUUGAUGGUGUGCUUUUCCAUCAAUCACUUCCCUCUAUUCCCACUCAAUCCAAUGCAAGGCACAAAAUAGCUGAAAAAGCCCUUCUCCCUCUCCACUUUGCUCCAGAUCUGAUCUUCACCCAGCAAACAAAUUAACUUUCUAUAGCAGGGCUCAAUUCAUCCCUAAAGGAGUUGUGCAAAGACCCACAGGACAUCAGAUUGAGGUGCAAGAUGGUUCUAAUAUGAUGGAAAUCACUCAUGUUCUCUAUUUUUGAGAAUCCAUCUGGAUAGUUUGUUGAUUUAAUGCGUUGAUAAUGGAUAUUUAUGUAAUUUAUAUAAUUAAUGCAAGAUGGUUCGAUGGAUAUAUAUGAAUUUAGGAAUAUAUAUUCUGACAGCAGAGAUUUCUGAACUCUUAGAAUCACAUUAGCAAUCACAUUGGUCCGGUUCUUAAUGUUACAGUGUUUAAAUUAAAGUUUUAGUUUAAAUGUAAACCACAUUCAUUUCUGAUUCUGAUGAUCCUGAUCAUCUAAUCUUCUGGAAAUCACGUCUGUUUAAAAUAUUAUGUAAUGUUUAGUGCUCAUUCUUAUAGUAACAACCUACAAAUGAACUGUAUUAUUAAAACUGCAUGUCAUUUGUUUCACAUUUAAACAAGGGACUAGAACAGGGGUCCUCAAACCUUUUAAACAGGGGCAGUGGCGUACACACGAUCUAUGGGGCUCCUGUGCGAAAACCAAUCCUUCCCCCCCCCGGCGCUUACACUGUGCGGGCCGGGCCCGCAACACAUGGCAGCGGGCAGCGGUAUGUACGCCAGUGCAUGCAGAUACACAUACACUUAAAGGAACUCUAUAGGCACCCAGAUCAAUGACGUGGUCUGGGUGCCAGGUCCCUAUAGUUUUAACCCUGCAGCUGAAAACAUAGCAGUUUCAGAGAGGGUUAAUCAAGCCUCUAGUAGCUGUCUCACUGACAGCCGCUAGAGGCGAUUCCGCUUUCCUAUGGACGGUUUGAAUGAACACCCGGCUCUUGCCGUGCAUGUGCAUUCGGAGCUGAGAGGUGGAUCGGGGCGGAGAGAUCCCCAGUGCUGGGCUCCCUUGAGCCGCGCACGCAUUCAAACCGCCCAUAAGAAAGCAUAAGUGUUUUUACCCCUUCAGCCCUGCUUGAGGGAGGCCACAAGGGUGGGGGGGACCUAAGGACUAUAUAGUGCCAGGAAAGCGAGUUUGUGACUCUAAAGUGGUCCUUUAAUGACAAACAUUCAGAUACACAUACAGACAAACAGAUACCCAUACAGAUCAAGAGAUACACAUACAGAACCACACACAGGCACACGCACACACAUGCAGACACACACACAGAUACAUACACACACGCACACUCAUAGUGAAAGACCCACAUACACUCUCACUAACAUACAAGCAUACACACACACUCACUAACAGACACACACACUCACGAACAGACACAUACACACUAGCUAACAGACACACACAUGUACUGACAGGCACACACUCAGUGACAGACAUACAUAUAUACUCACUGACAGACAGACACACAUACACACUCACUUACAAAACAUACACUCUCACUGACAAACACACACUCACUAACAGACACACACUCAAUAAGACACACACAGUAACACACUCAGUAACAGACACACACACACAGUAACACACUCACUGACACACAAAAACUAACACUCACUAGCAGACACACUCAAUAACAGACACACACUAACUGACACACACAACUAACACCCUCAGUAACAGACACACACACAGUAACACACUCACUGACACACAGACACACUCACUGACACACAAAAACUAACACUCACUAACAGACACACACAACUAACACACUCAGUAACAGACACACACACCGUAACACACUCACAGACACACAGACACAAACAAACUAACACAACUAAUGCACUCAGUAACAGACACACACACACACUCACUGACACUCACUAGCAGGCACACACUCAAUAACAGACACACACAACUAACACACUCAGUAACAGACACACCCACUGACACACACAUACAAACUCACAUUUUUUUUUUUUUACAUUUUAGUCCCCCAGUAGGGACCUUUGGGAGUGCUGAGGGGAUUCCAUUUGUCCCUGGGGUCUAGUGGGGCUGCUGGGCGGCCGGUCACUGCAGGCGGCGAGGGAGCACUGAUCCUCCUGUUCAGCUCCCUCACACGCCGCUUACUGAUGCCGGAGCCAGAGUGACGUCAUAUUCCGGCUCCGGCAUUACUGCGGUGCGCGCGAGGGAGCUGGGCAGAGAGAGCUCAGAGGAGAAUGCUCCCUGGCGUGCCCGCCCGCAAAGUGACGCCACUGCCGGCCUCGGGGGGCCCUGAGGUGGCCAGCUCCAGAGAGGCUGGCAAAAUGCGGCCAUGGCCGCACUGGCGUACAUACCCGGUCACAGCCGCGACCCCUGCGACCGUGGUAUAUAUGCCAGGGAACAUGGGGCCAGUUCACUGUCCCUCAGACUCUGUUGGGGGCCAGACUAUAGUUUGAAAAACAUUUGAACUAAUUCCUACACAUGCUGAAACAGAUACAUAGACAUAUACAGACAUACUGCAGUUUGCAAUGAAACAAAUCUUCAAGUCCAAUGGAGAGUCAUAUUCAAAUAGAUUCCACUACAGUUCAUUCUUUAAUAAGUCCCAAGUUUAUAAUUUUGACCGUUUACAGACUUUUAAUUAAAGUUUAAUUAAAGUUUUCACAAAUCACACAAAGGUCAGUUCUGCAUUUUCUUAAUAUCUAAGAUGGGGGUUCCACUAGUGUAAUUCUUCAUAGUCCUAGAUCCAUUAUUAUAACUGGACCCAAUCCAUUAUGUAGUGAUUAAUAUAUGGUGUAAGUCUUUUGGGUACAAUUCCCAUCCCCACAAAUUGCUAUUUCUCAAGUGACACUGUAUCAGAGAUUGCCACUGCACAUGGAACAAUAUACAGGAAGAAAUGAAUUGCACUCAAACUGAUUUAAUAAGUAACAUAGCACUGCAGCUCUCACACCUGAAACUUGACUACAUUGUGUGCACAUUGAGACCCUACUCAUACAACAAGGAAUCCUUCCCAGACAGUUUUUACCCAGGUAUUGGAGCUGCAAAACUCUGACUCACAAAAAUGUCUGCAUUUCAUUGACAUCAACACACAGCAGGGAGCUUAUUAAAAUGUAAAGCAGCACACAGCUUCACUGCCUAUGACGCUAGCACUCCUUCAUCUUCAAUACUAAAUAGAAAUGUUGUGGGUUCCCAGAAACACCCCAUUAACCAUAAGGGGACCAGACCACUCACACAAAAGUUGAGUCAAUCUGAACACCCAUGGGUAACCUGUUGACCCAAUUUGGGGACCCCUAAAUAUAACAAAUAGCCACAAGAACAAGAUAGCCAAGAUAGAAUAAGGGAAAUAGAUUAUUCUCUUUAUACACAGAACAUGUGAUAUAGCUGCAUCUUUUUAUUAAACGUCAAUUCUUUACAUGUUUAAUGCAUAAACACAUAGUGGAAGCAGAGAAAAAUGUCCAGUUCGCUUAAAUUAACACUCUAAACACCAUCACCACUACGGCACAUGGUAUUGGUUAUGGUGCCAGCGGUGUCUUAGCACAUCGACUCUUUUCCUGCAGGAGAAGCCGGAUGUCUCCCCUAAAUUUAGCAUGGUCCAAAACAGGUCCAAAAUUUAGUUAUAAGUCCUAAAACAUUUUGACAGAUUAUUUUGGGAGAGAACCAGAGCACUAGUGACACCAUAAUCAUGACAGUGGACUUUAGUCAUUAUGGUGGCUGUUAUCAUCCUUUAAUAAUUGUCCUAUAUGUAUUUUCUACAGUAUAAGCAAAUAAAACAGUAGACCUGUGCAUUCGUUUUCGUCUGAAAAUUCUGUUUUUUUCAUAUUGGUUUACUAAAACGUAAACAAAAGCCCUACAUACAAAAUAUAAACGAAAUGAAAGGGCAAAAGCCGAAUGCAUUACCUUUUUGUUUCAUUCGUUUAAAAGACUCCGUGCUGCAGGGGAAUUAACCCCCACAGCACAGAGAAAUAACACUGCGCAUGCUGGAAAAAUAGAAAAAGGAGAGAGCCGGCAGUGCAACAAGCUCCCUCCUUGUAUUAAUAUUAAUAUUAAUUCCUACCUCUUCCCUCCCCCCCCGCAUUAAAACCUAUGGGGGUCUCUAUGACCCCAUAUUAAUAAAAGGGAGGUUAAAUUCUCCCACAUGCAGGGGCUGCUCGCUGUCAUUUAAAACUGGAUAUAAAUCCAGUAUGGGGUCUCUGGACUCUGACCCCCAUAUUAAUAAAAGGGAGGUUAAAUCCUCCUGCAUGCCCCUACUCGCAGCAUGCCGCAAGUAGGGGCAUGUCACCUAAACAAAUUUAAAACUAGUGACUGGGCUGACUAUUGCUGCCAAGUCACUAGUGCAAUAAGGGGGGACCUGGCUCAUGGUGGGGAACCCAAAUAACUAAAAUGGGGGGACAUAGUAGUGGGGAGUGACUAGGGAAUUGGGGACCCCGAGUCACUUUAUUGUUUGUGGUCCCCACCUGCCGGUCAUGGGUGGGGACCGGCGGGGAACAUUAGGUCCCCCCAUUAUUUAAUUAUUUAGGGUACCCACCCACCACUCAUGGGUGGGGACCUGAGGGGAAAUUAUUUAUUUAUUUAGGUUCCUCACCCGCUGCUCAUGGAUGGGGACCAGGGGGGACAUUGGGUCCCCCUUUAAUUAAUUACGGUCCCAUAACUGCCGCUCAUGGGUGGGGACCUGGGGGGACAUUAGGUCCACUCCAUUAGUUAUUUAAUCACUGUCCCUACCCGACAGUCAUGGGUGGGGGCCUGGGGGGGGCACUAGGUCCCCACGUUUAUAUUAAUAUAAACUGGGACACUAGGUUUUUCAUAUUGCAACAUUGUUAUUGUUUUUGAAAUAACCAUUGGCUACACCUACUCUUACCGUAGAUCUCUAUCACUUCUAUCUAAGAUACUGAUUUUUAUAUCCAGUUUUAAAUGACAGCGAGCAGCCACCUGCGACUACACGGGGGACCUGGCACAGGUAGGGGCUUGCGGCAGGAUUUAACCAUUGCCAGGUCCUCCCUUAUUGCACUAGUGAAUGGUCAGCAAUAGCUGCCAGUCACUAGUAGUUUUAAAUUUGUUUAGGCACCAUGCCCCUACUCGCGACAUGUGAGAGUUCAGAGUGACCCCCAUAGGUUUAAAUGCGGGGGGUGAUAGGAAUGGUUUAUUACAAGGAGGUUGUAGCUCCCUUCUUGCUUUUUUUUUUUUUUUGGGUGAAUGCGCAGUACUAUUUUCGUCCUAAUGGAAGAAAACAGUUUUUUUAAACCAAAUUUUGUUCGAAAACAAAUGCUUUGUGAACGAAAUUCAGGAUUGAUGAAUUAAAUUUUUAUUUAGUAUGAAAUCAUUCGUACAAAGCAAAAAUUUUACUGGUGCACAUGUCUAUAAAACAAUGAUAUUUAGUUGUAUAAGCUAAGAGUGCUUUCAUAACCAUUCAUCUUUUUUCACAUGAUAUACACCCUGUUCCAAAUUAUUAUGCAAAUUAUAUUUUUCUCAUUUACCUAAAUAAUUGAUGUAAAUAACAGUCAGCAUAAUUCUCAUGUUAUCAACUAUUAAGAGUACAAUUCAAAUUUUAUUGAACAAAUCUUCUAAUGAUAACAGUAUUUUUUUUAAACAUAAAAAACUUUCAAUGCACUGUUCCAAAUUAUUACGCACAGUAAGUUUUAAAACACUUUAUAGGUUGUAAAGAACUGAAAAUAGUCAUUUGUUGUGUUUGCAGCAUAUUUACUGAAAUCAAAAGCUAUUUCAAUCAAACUUAUAACAACAUUUUAACUUUUUAAACAUUUUAACAGGACACGUUACAUUUUAACAUAGGACCCCUUAUUUGAUAGCAGCUUCACAAGUCUUGCAUCCAUUGAACUUGUGAGUUUUUGGACAGUUUCUGCUUGAAUUUGUUUGCAACAUGUCAGAAUAGCCUCCCAGAGCUGCUGUUUGGAUGUAAACUGCCUCCUACUCUCAUAGAUCUUUUGCUUGAGGAUGCUCCAAAGAUUCUCAAUAGGAUUGAGGUCAGGGGAGGAUGGAGGCCACACCAUGACUUUCUCUCCUUUUAUCCCCAUAGCAGCCAUUGAUGCAGAGGCAUUUUUUGCAGCAUGAGAUGGUGCAUUGUCAUGCAUGAAGAUGAUUUUAUUACGGAAAUCAUAGUUCUUCCUUCUGUACCAGGGAAGAAAGUGGUCAGUCAGAAACUCCACAUACUUUGCAGAGGUCAUCUUUACACCUUUCGGGGACCCUAAAACAUGAUUCCGGCCCAAAAUAUGACUCCAGCACCGCCUUGCUGACGUUGCAACCAUCCACUACUCCAUCCAUCUGUACCAUCCAGGGUUGCAUGGCACUCAUCAGUGAACCGGACUGUUUGAAAAUUAGUCUUCAUGUAUUUUUCUGCCCAAUGCAGCCGUUUCUGCUUGUGAGCAUUAGUUAGUGGUGGCCGAAUAGAAUGUUUAUGCACAGUUGCAAGACUCUGGAGGACUCUACACCUUGAUGUCCGUGGGACUCCAGAGUCACCAGCAGCUUCAAAUAUCUGUUUGCUGCUAUGUAAUGGUAUUUUAGCAGCUGCUCUCUUGAUCCGAUGUAUGGAUCUGGCAGAAAUCUUCCUCAAUGUGCCUUUAUCUGCACGAACCCGUCUGUGCUCCGAAUCAGCCACAAAUCUCUUAAUAGUGCAAUGAUCAUGCUUAAGUUUUCGUGAAAUAUCUAAUGUUUUCAUACCUCAUCCAAGGCAUUGAACUAUUUCACUCUUUUCGGCAGCAGAGAGAUCCUUUUUCCAUCCCAUAUUGCAUGAAAAUGGUGCUCUGCUUAAUAAUGUGGAACACCUUCCUUUAGUAGUUUUUCCUUAAAUUGGGCUCACCUGGCAAUCUAUUUAUCACAGGUGUCCGAGAUUGUUUUCAGUGAUCAAAAGAGCCCUGAGACACAAUGCCAUCCAUGAGUUAAACUGAAAAACAAAAUAUUUAAUCUUUGUGACACUUAAAUAGAAUUUGCAUAAUAGUUUGGAACAGGGUGUAAUAUAGAUUUUACCAAAGGAUGUACAAUGAUGAAGGAAAGAAACAGAGUUGCACGCAGGUCAGAAUUUAAUUAUAUAAUUGUCUGAGCAUCCACUGUUCCAUUCUGUGGCUCUGCAUCGCAGCAAUUCAUCACAAGUUGAUAUGUUAGGUAGAACAGUCAGUGACGUCUCCAGGAUUCAUACUUGGGGAGGCACAUAAGGGGCCAGGGACAAAAAUAGGGGGCACCUGGCAUUUGUCAGCCCUUUGCUAAGCCACGCAGGAAACGUUAAAGCCGGCCGUCGCGGGAAGCAUGGAGGCGGCACGCGAGGAAGCAGUAACCUUCCUGCUGUUCCUCUCUGCUCCCUUUUACGCUGUUUAGUGACAUGACGUCACUCCAGCCCCAGCAUUACUCUCAGUCAGAGAUUGGGGCGGAGCUUGCGUAUGGGAAGGCGAUCUUCCAAUCAGGGGCAGAGCUUGUGUGCCAGGGAAGCUGCUGCACAGUGGCAGAACUAAUGUAGAAUGGGCGCUGGUGCAAAAACUGUGAGUUAAAGAGGCAAGCUUAUGGUGCAACAUUCUGCAAAACAUUUAUUUUUCUAAUGAAGAAACAAUAAAAAUUUGAGCAUACAAAAAAUACAGAAUAUUAAUGAGGCCAAAAUAAAAAUGCAUUACAGUUGUAUUGUGCACGGGGGUGUCCCUUUAACAUAAGUUAGUCGUAAUUUUCAAAGUCUUAUUCAUGAUAUAAUUGACAGUUCCUCUUCAUGUUUUGUUGUUAGAAUAACUUUGUUGUAGAAGGAAACUUUGCUAAAACAUUUAUUGUGUUACAGCAGCUGUAAAUAUACCAGACCCUACCCCAUGCAUGACAGAAUUCCAAGUAUUUUAGAAUUAACGUUAUUGAAUUUAUGCUGCAUUGCAGCUGUAUGCAAUUAGAAAACUGAGUCAUUUAUGAAAAAUGUUUGAUACAUUACAUUUAAUAAGAUAGAAAAAUAGACAGACUAAGUGUGCUAUCAAAUGCUUUGAUACUUCUUCAAAUAAUAUUUGGUUGCUACAUAUCAAAAAAAAUCAAAGACACAUAAACUGCUUUAACAAUAAUUAGAAUUCUCAGAGUUUGUUAUUUUUACUGAUCUGUUAUAUUGGCCCAAGUUUUAGAAAUUUCUUUUCAAUUCUUUACAGUUCAUGGCUUUGUAAAUAACCCAUGAGUAUGUUCAAGUAGGUUAACCAAUUCUUCUGUUUGAAUAGGCUGGAGACUCACAUUGUGUAGAACAAGGGUCCUCGGUUUUAACGGUAUCUGGACAAAAACUAAUUUUGGAAGUCACUGGUAAGUAGAACCUUAUCAAUUAAGUACAUUACACUUACAAAAAGCAAAAUAGAUAUAUGAAAAAAAGAAAAACCAGAUAAAUAAAAAUGUAAACUUUAUAGUACAUGUGCUUUCAUCUCUACAUUUUGCUUCCUAAAUAUCUAGCAAUGCGUAGAUGAUAUUUUUUUUCUGAGAAAAGUGUUUAGCCUUUACCAUUACGCUGUUCGAAUAGAAAUAAAAUUCUAGUGCUCUAGCCACUCCAAAAUAAAAUGCACACUGAGUGGGUUAUAUUGGAGAAGGCUGAAAAAAGUUUUAUGACUUAAUCUAUAUAUUGCAAUAAGAAAAAUUCACAGGCACUCCAAAUGUGAAAGCCGGAGGCAGAUUUAUUGCAACAAAAUAGCAAUGUUUCGACCUAACAGGAGGUCUUUGUCAAGCUUGGCAAAAAAUACAGAAUAUUUGACAAAGACCUCCUGUUAGGUCGAAACAUUGCUGUUCAUUUUGUUGCAAUAAAUCUGCCUGCGGCUUUCACAUUUGGAGUGCCUGUGAAUUUUUCUUAUUGCCUUGUCGUAUUGGGAUUGCUGGUCCUGUUCCAGAGCACCUGUGGCCGUUGGGAGUGAGUGCGGUUCCUGCAACCAACUUUUGCUUAAUCUAUAUAUUUGCCGAUCGUUUCACUGGCUAAAUGUAUUAAUUAUAUAUUUAUACUAAUAUGAAUCUGACUGUAAUAUUCACAAUAUUCAGAAACAAACCAUUUCUAUUUAAAAAUCUAAAUUAAAUUUACUUAUCGUAACUCUUAGCUUAUUGGUUUAGAUAACACGUUGCAAAAGUGCUACCAGAUAGAGAGACCUUGUCCAUUAUUAAAGUGUUGGAUACGAUUUAUUGUAAAGUAUUCUAGCCACAUUUAAUAACAAACAUUUCACUUUUACCAUUCAGAUAAAAAGGAUUCCAAGAACAGAUCAGCAAGUUUGUCCGACUAUCACUCCAAGGUAAUCUUAUUUAACAGUACUCCAACUCCAGAUACAUGCAAGUAUCAGAUAGGUGCCUUAAUUGCAAAAGACUCAGAUAAAAUAAUCCCUAGUCAGGUGUUGACGAGAUACAAUAGCACAGCAGUCUGUGUAACUGGUGAAAGGUACAGAGCUUAAUGUAUCUCCACGUGCUUGCAGAGCUGGAUUAAAUAUUUAUAUUGAAGCUGUCCAGAACUUUUAAUUGUGGCGAUUAAAUAAUGACCAUGCAUUAUCAAUAUUUUAAUUAUAUUUGGUGUGGGACAAAUAGAAGGUCAUGUAUGCCGGUCACAGGUCUGGUUGGGAAGGGCUGCUGACCAGAGCACCAAGAAUGCAAGGAAAUCUGAAUACACAUAAUUCAAGGCAAAAAGAAUGGUAUAGAAUUAAAUACAAGCACAGAUAACUCAAUGUAAGAGAAAGAAGCCCUCUGGAUACAGGCAGUCCUCUGGAUACAGGGAGCAAUGAAACCAGGAUGGCAGCUAGCUCAGGAACUCAGCGAAGGCAGCUAGCCCGGUAACUCAGGAAAGCAACUAGUUCAGGAAAUUAGGGAAUGCAGCUUGUGAAGAAAUCCCUAUUUAUUCCCCUUAGUUCACCUUUAUUCAUUCGGUAGAUCUAACUACUGAACAAAGACCACCCUCCUGGCUCAUUCAGCUUCAAAGGAUUCGUCAAUUAACCUCUCUAUCUGUGCGGCCAGCGUUCGUACUACCGAACGCCACAUGACUGAGAAAACCGCGGCUAUCUUUUUUCAGCCGAACAAAGGCAGCGGGACUUGGUCGUCGAAUGUCUGGAACUAAAAAUCGGAUACUCGCCUACCUGAACACCGGUCUCCAACAGACGAACGCUGGAACUAUAUUUCCCGAAUAGCUAGAAGAGCGCUAUUCAGUACUUUUGUGCAGAGGGGAACAAUCGCUGCUGAGAGCCAGGGGGAUCCAUUCGGUACUUUAUUCGUUUUUUUCCCCUUUACUGAAGUGACCGGCAAAACCACCCAAACUCAUGGAACUAUUUUGGGCAGCCAGCCCACGGUUAGCCGGUCACAGAAGACUUCCACAUUUUUUGAGAACCCCUGAACCGAUCUGGGUGAAAUUUGAAUAUGUUCGUCACCCAGAUCGGGGCUAUCAGGGGACAUAUUAUUUGUGGGGAUACCUCAUGUAUAAAGGGGUGUUCCAGAUAUUGGGGAAAAUUGUGAUUUUUCAUCCUGGCGAUAAUCAAGAUAUUACUUUAUCAGACUUGAUUAUCUCCAGGACUAGGGGAGGGAAUUGUAUGUGUGUACUGGGUGUGUUUUAUUUUUUUAUUGUAACGGAUUGGUUAAACUCUGUCCCUCCCUGUGGGAUGUCCCCUUGCAUGGGGACUUGCAUAAAAGCCUGUGUGUGAUCAUUAAAGCUCAGUUCAGUUGUACCCUUCUUCUUGACUUCGGCUGAUGUUUGGGGAUUCGUGUGCUUUAUUAAGGGAAUUAUCUUAUGAAGCUAUUUGGAUUACUAUACAGCUCGUCUAUUUCAUCUACCGAACGGAGAGCUAUAUUCACUGAUGCUCUGGCGAUUCGGGAGGAAACUACCGAAUGAGGAUUACAUAUACCAGGUUUCCUUACACAGGAAUUUAGGAAGGCAGCAAGCUCAGGAACGUAGGAAGGCAGCUAGCUCAGUAACUCAGGGAAGGCAGCUAGCUCAGAACCCAGAAAGGCAGCAUGCUCGGGAACUCAAGAGGGCAGCUAGCUCAGGAACUUAGGAAGGCAGCUAGUCUGGGAACUCAGGUAAGGCAGCAAGCACAGGAACUCAGUAAUAUGCACACACAUAAAAAAAUAAUGGUUUUGUUAUUUACAAGGAACACAAUAGAGUAAAAUACAAGCACAGAUAACUCAGUAUGUAAGUGAAGGAAGUGCUCUGGAUAAAGGUAGGACUCUGGAUACAGGGAGUAAGGAGGCCUCUGGAUAUAGGGAGCAAUGAACCCUGGAAGGCAACUAGCUUAGGAACCUCAGCAAGGCAGCUAGCUCAUAACCCAGGCAGGUAACUAGCUUAGGAAUUCAGGGAAGGCAGCUAGCCUGGGAACUCAGGAAGGCAGGUUGUUUAGGAACUCAGGAAAGGCAGCUAGCCCAUGAACUCGGGGAAGGUAGCUAGCCCAGGAUCUCAGGAAGGCAGCUAGCUCAGAACCAAGGAAGGCAGCUAGCGCAGGAACUCAGGGAAGGCAGCUAGCGCAGGAACUCAGGGAAGGCAGCUAGCCCAUGAACUCGGGGAAGGUAGCUAGCCCAGGAUCUCAGGAAGGCAGCUAGCUCAGAACCAAGGAAGGCAGCUAGCGCAGGAACUCAGGAAGGCAGCUAGCCCAGGAACUCAGGAAGGUAGCUAGCCCAGGAACUCAGGAAGGUAGCUAGCCCAGGAACUCAGGAAGGCAGCUAGCCCAGGAACUCAGGAAGGCAGCUAGCCCAGGAACUCAGGAAGGCAGCAUGCUCUGGGACACAGACUGUUACAUAAGACAAAACCACCAGACUAACAACAACAACAUUAAUGAAGUGGCCAACAAGAAGGAGGUAGGUAACUAGCUUAGGAAUCAGGAAGGCAGCUAGCCUGGAACUCAGGAAGGUAGCUAGCCCAGGAACUCAGGAAGGUAGCUAGCCCAGGAACUCAGGAAGGCAGCUAGCCCAGGAACUCAGGAAGGCAGCUAGCCCAGGAACUCAGGAAGGCAGCAUGCUCUGGGACACAGACUGUUACAUAAGACAAAACCACCAGACUAACAACAACAACAUUAAUGAAGUGGCCAACAAGAAGGAGUAAGACUACUCUGGGAAAUCAGGGAAGUCAGGUAGUAUAGGAACUCAGGGAAAACAGCUAGCCCAGUAACUCAGGGAAGGCAGGUAGUAUAAGAACCCAGGAAGGCAUCUAGCCUUGGAGCUCAGGAAGGCAGGUAGUAUAGGAACUCACGGAAGGCAGCUAGCCCAGGAACUCAGGGAAGCAGCAUGCUCUGGGACACAGACUGUUACAUAAGACAAAACCACCAGACUAACAACAACAACAUUAAUGAAGUGGCCAACAAGAAGGAGUAAGACACAAAUAAAUAGGGAUGAGAUCAUUGCAAAGUAAGGCCAGCUGGGAACCAAAAAAGAUCUCAGUCCGGGUUCAGCAGCCUGCAACAGCACCACAGACACAUAGUGGCACUGUGAGUUACUGCACCAGACAGAGUAAACAGAAUUAUGACAGUAUAUAUUUGUCAUUUGUUGUUUUUUUAUUUGUAUCCUGAUACUUUGGGCUACUUUUGGGUAAGUGGAAACUCUGACUUUACCUAUACUAUACUAGUGUUUGUGUUGGGUUCCACCCCCAUAGUGCCCUGUAUCAUUUUUUAUAUACCUUUUACAAUAAAUUACUACUUUUUUACCUCAUACUGAAGUCCCAUCUACUUGCAACAAUCGGAUCAUUAGCCACUACUUGGCACCCGUGAGCCUGAUAUACAGAGCCUGGUAUGGCUCUGGAGAAUGUGAGUGGGAGUUCCACAUUGUAUUUUAUAUCUUAUAUUAUUAUACAGGUCACACUAUGUUGUUUUGUAUUCUCUUCUUUUUAUCCUAGUUAAUUAUCCUCAUCAAGCUCAAUUAUUGCUAAUAUUUUUCCAUUAUUAGAGUUACACUGGGGAGGUGUAUGCACUUGUAAAUAUUCUCUCUGCUUUCCUUUAGAAUUAUGACAGUACCUUUAUUUCCCGUGUUAUGAAUAAUGUGACACAUUCUUAUACUAUAUUACCCAUCCAAUAUUAUAUAGUAUGGUAACAUCAGAUGGGAUGUUCAAUAAAAAUAUCAGAAUUCAAAUACAAUUCUUUAUUAUUUUUUUUUGUUUAUUAACACAUUAUUUGAGAUGUGUUGAAGAUAGAUUUCUAUGAAUUAAUGUACCAUAAAGUAUAAACCAAGUUGCUAUCCACCUGUGACAUACAUAGAGUAGACAGAGUCUAGGUACUGACAUGUUACCCUGACACAUGUUUUUUAAUGUUAUUAACUAGAUAUCGGGUGAGUGUUUCAAGACCCUAGUACUUUAAAAAAGGAUUUUCACUCUUUAAUCAAGGUUUUCCAUUCUGGACAGAGCAAUAUAGCAAGCUAACCAUUUAAUUUGAAUUUCAUGUGUCUCAUUGUAUUCUUACAAACAUGUUUUACAUGGAGUCAUGUUAAGGGGAACUUGGUGGGCUGUGAGAACUCCCUUCCCCUCAUUCACUGGUUAUAGCAUGGCGGAACAGGAUCACAGCAGAAGCUAUGCAUGCUUUGCCCAAAGCUCUCUUUGAAAUUCUGAGUGGAGCUGUGCAGUGUAAGUCGGGAAACAGGAACACUGACUUAAAGGAUCACUAUAGUGUCAGGAAAACAAACCCUCAGGGUCCCCCUCCCACUGGGCUGAAGGGGUUAAAACACCUUCAGCCACUUACCUUUAUCCAGCGCCGGGCUCCCUCGGCCCUGGUGACUUCUCCUCCCCUGCCGACAUCAGCUCCCAAGUGGAGCGGAAUGCACAUGCGCAGCAAGAGCCAUGCGCAUAUUCAAAUAGUCCAUAGCAAAGCAUUUCUCAAUGCUUUCCUAUGGACGUUCUGCACGUUGGAUGCGAUUUUCGCAUCCAGCGUUGCAAAAGCGCCUCUAGCGGCUGUCAGGUAGACAGCCAAUAGAGGCUGGAUUAACCUUGCAAUGUAAACAUAGCAGUUUCUCUGAAACUGCUAUGUUUACAUCUGAAGGGUUAAAACCUGGGGGACCUGGCACCCAGACCACUUCAUUGAGCUGAAGUGGUCCGGGCGACUAUAGUGUCCCUUUAACAUCAUAGCUCACCUCCUCUAUGUACCCACAUUACACACAGCAGAAAGCCUCUAAUAGACUCCAGUAGAGUAUUGACUGUCUCUGCCAUGGUCCUGCUUGUACACACUAUCAUCUGGGCAGAUGGAGUUGAGGUAUGACAAAGGAGGGAAUGGAGAGACAGAAAAUGGGGUAGAAUGUGGGUAUAGAGACAUACAAGAGUAAGGGUAGUGAGCAAUCAAACAGAGAUAUGGAAGUGAAAAUAAACACAGAGGCUGGAGACUAAAAACAACCAAAAGGGUGUAAGGGGAGAGAAGGAGAAAAUAUUGUAGGGGGAAUUAUGAAUAGAACAAUAAUGAAUAUAUAAUUGAGGUUAUGGGGAGAGUGGCACUUGUAUGACUUACACAUGUUGGAAUAGAUGGAUAGAUGUAGACACAGAUAGAAGAGAGGCACAAGACAUAAAUAGGGAAAGAUGAAGACGGUGACACAAAUAGAGAAGAGAUGAAGAGGAUGAAGAGAACAUGGUAAAUCAAGAAGGAAGACACUAGUAGGAUACUGAGGGGAGAGAUACAAGUUUGGAGUAUAACAAAGAGAUGGAGACUCAGGUAGUGGGCAUAGAUGGGAGGGAAAUAUAAGUGGGGAGAACUGUGAGUGUUAAAAAAAAUGGGAGGGAGGCUCAAGUGAGGGAAAAAGGAAAGAAACACAAGUGUGGAACAGAAUGGGGAUAUACAGUACAAGUGGAGAACAUGAAAAAGAAAAGAGUGAGGGGAAUUUGGAGACCAUGAACAACACAAAUGCAUUCAGCGUCACCCAAGUUUGCAAUAAACAAAUUAACACCUACGUUCAUCCAGUACACGCACAAAUAUAAAUUGGGAAACACAUUCUGUUAUCUAAAAAGUUAAGUGUGUUGGAAGGACCACAGCAAAUCGGUUUAAGUGACACUUCCUCAUCAUGUUGUUUUAGUCAAAGUACACUUGAGUUUUCAACUUCUAAAUUCAACUUGCCUAAACCUUUCACAGAAAGAUUCCCAAAAGGAGAAACUUGAAGAUAUGAACAAACAUUCUCACAACAACAACAACCAAGGAGCUCAGAAAGAGGCUGAUCACACGAGUCACAUACCGGAUAACAGACACAACGACACUGCAAAAGUGAAAUACAAAUCUCAUCGACAAACCUAUGACUUUGAAGGUAUGCUACUUACACAUCACAGUAUAUAAGCUACAAAUUGUGGAGUAAUACACUGCUCAAAAAAAUAAAGGGAACACUUAAACUGUCAGGGCUUACCUGGGUUGGGAGUCCGGCAGGCAGAGUAGACACAGGCCGAGGUGGUCAGGUAAGAAUUCACCUGGCCUGUGUGUAGGUGCACGGGGGCUGUGCAGGAUAAUUAUCCAAGUCGCAGUACAGGAACGGAUAAAGCAGGAGAAUCGUCGUGGGUAAGCCAGAGGUCAGAGGGUGCCAGAAAUCAGGAUUAACAAGAAGAAAGCCAAGGUCAGAGGAUGCCAGAAGUCAGGAUAUUUGGAGUAACAAGCCAAGGUCAAGAGUAAACUGGAGAACGCAAAACAGCAGAAUGAUCACCAGAGUCAAGGAACUGACACUGCCUUCUGGAAGAGGCAGUGUUUUAUACCUGGCUAAUGAGGCCAUCAGCUGCAGGUGUGCUGAGAAUGUUGGAGCAGCCACAGAAUAACGUCCAGCACCCAGUGGGUUGUAGACUCCGUCUCAUGCUACCACUAGAGUGAAAGCACCGCCAGCAUUCAAAAGUGACCAAAACAUCAGCCAGGAAGCAUAGGAACUAAGAAGUGGUCUGUGGUCACCACCUGCAGAACCACUCCUUUAUUGGGGGUGUCUUGCUAAUUGCCUAUCAUUUCCAUAGGUUGUCUAUCCCAUUUGCACAACAGCAUGUGAAAUUGAUUGUCACUCAGUGUUGCUUCCUAAGUGGACAGUUUGAUUUCACUCCAAGUGAUUGACUUUGAGUUACAUUGUGUUGUUUAAGUGUUCCCUUUAUUUUUUUGAGCAGUGUAUAUAAUUUAAAUGCAUACAUAAUAUAAGUAGUUUAGAUAAAACUAUUUCAGAACUCGUUAAUCUGAGAAUAUAGCAUUGAUAUACCAGGCAGAUAUCUGGGCCUUAUCUUAAAAUAAAGGAUAAUAAAGUUAACAGAAUAUGGUAUUACGAUAUAUAUCUGGUUGGGAAGUAACUAUGAUUAAAAGAAAUAUGGUAUGCCAAUGCCUGAAUAUCCUAUAUAAUAUAUCUUGCAUUAGCAGUGUCUUAUGUUAAGGAUGCAAAAACUAUCAGAGAGCAAAAUAAUUAACAGUAGCACAUUCCACACCUGUAUGAGGCUCUUGAAAUGAAAACGCGUUGGCAAGUUAGAAUGAGUGCAGAUAAGUUCAAGUCUUCUUUAUACUGUCAUUGUUAUUCGCUACAACAGUAACUUUAGAGCAAUUGCCUUGGCCAAAUUAUGUGCAAUUCAUGGUUUAGUGAAUAAGACCAUGUAUCCUGGACUGUACAAGUGUACACAAUCCCUACACUUCAUAUUAUCAACCCAUUACAAAUGCAUCUUAUGAAAUAAAGGUUACAGAUUCUUACUGUUUUCUGUUAGAACCAAUUUUUCUCUUAAUAUUCCGUUACUACUUAGUUUUUACUGCUUUGCACUGGAUAUUAUUUAUAGACUUCUUCUUCUAUAUAUAUAUUGACUAUUUUUAUUGCAAUAUGUUUAAAUCUAACAGGAUUGGUUGAGAUGCUUAAUAAAGUUCAGCAUUCACGAACAGAAAAUCAACGUGGCCUUUUGACUAAAGAAGACCUAGAGUUACCAGAAUUCCUGAAGCUUCCUUCAGAAGUCCAAUGUGAUAACUGUCAUAUAGCCAGUCUCGAUGGUUCUAUAGAAGUUCCAAAGAUGCCACCACCCACCCAAGAUGCUUCACUGGAUUCUGAAAUUGAACAUAGGAGUUCUACUGAAAUUAAACCAUCAUCAAUAAUAAAUGAAUGUUCUACAGGUAUAAACAACCACGUCACUGUAAAAGAUUCUGCAUCUCUGACUGAUGAGACCCAGGAAAACAAAGAAAUGAUUCACACAGACACAAUUUCAGAUUCAGACUUCUUGAAUCAUACUUCACCUAACAAUGACCAAAUAUGUACCGAGGAUCUAGAUUCCGCAUUGUAAGAUGGGCAGUGUUUAUAUUUAUGGGACAGAUUCACUUGAAUGCAGCAGAAUCCUGUAUAUAAAUGUGUAUAAUAAUAAAAUAAUAUUGAUUUAUUUUAGAUUACCAGAUUGGAUAAGGCUAAUCAAACCGUACUUCUUGUGUACAAAAGCCUGUCCCAUCCUUACAUUGCCCGUCACAUUGAGGAGCAGUUACAUUUGAAUAUUAUGAAAAGGGGAACUUGUUACAAUAUGGCAGCUAUAUCCAGUUUUAUUGAUAGCCAUUGGUGUGGUAGAAUGGACUUUUUGGAUUCACUUGGUAAUUGGUACCUUAGUUGACGACAGGAUGGCAAUUUACGUCCCUUACAGCAAGUUCUACCCUUAUUGUUCAUUAAUGUGAAAGCCUAAUUUUAAUGCUUUUUUAAAAUGUUCUUUUUGUGAAAAAAGAGGGACCAUUUGGGCAGACUAGAUGGGCCGAAUGGUUCUUAUCUGCCGUCACAUUCUAUGUUUCUAUGUUCAUUUGCCUUCCUGCCCCCCUUGCCAGCUUUCCAUUGUCUUCUAACAAUGUGAAAUUUGUAUCUUCUAUGGAAAAUGAUUUCUUCUAAAGAAUUGGAGUUUGACUAUUAUACUGUAUCUGAAAUUAUCUUUUAAUAUUAUAUAAAUACCAAAAUACCUACUGCUGGAGGAUUUAACGCAUAUUCGAAGAGGUGUGUAAAUAUAUAUAUGUAGCAAUGCACUGUAAAUAAAAAAUUAGGCACCUGAAGCAUUAAACCGGUAUUGUGCACUCUGACAAAAAAAUGUCUCUAAAGACAACAUAUGUUUGGGUUAUCUUUCUAAUAGUAUUUACGACAUAACUCAACAUCUGUAUUCAUGGAUAUGAUAUAACAAUAUAUAUAUGUUGUUUAAAAUGCAGUAUAUAAAUAUACUGAAUACAUAUAGGCAUGCUAUUUUUUUCUCGUUAUUUUUCAUACUAAUUUGGACGCAUUGGUGUUAUACUGUCACAAGUGCUCUUGGUGAAAUUACGAAUGCAACUAACAAUGUCUUCAAUUUAAUAAGCUUACCAAUG
Pelobates cultripes (western spadefoot toad) is the source of this 91729-nucleotide messenger RNA. The record is from the annotation of a GenBank genome assembly. Lineage: Eukaryota; Metazoa; Chordata; Amphibia; Anura; Pelobatidae.